UUCCCAGCCUUGCCUCGGGUGUAGGGAUUGCUUGGGGGAAAAAGCAAAACUACACGGACAGCAACCUGUGUAGUUUUGUUUUUUGGGAAUAUUCCUGAGGUCCAACCGUUCUCACAUUGGAUUUUUGGAAAACGUUUCUGGAUAGGAAGUUUAUUUGUGAAGAUAACAUCUCAGUGGGCUCUGUCCCUACAUUUCAAGGCACUCUUGUGGAAACAAGGUGCCUAUCAGCAUGACAACACAGGCGCCAACGUUUACACAGCCGCUUCAGAGCGUUGUGGCACUUGAGGGUAGUGCUGCAACGUUCGAAGCUCAAGUUAGUGGUAAUCCAGUUCCUGAGGUGAGCUGGUUUCGUGAUGGCCAGGUUCUUACUGCUGCCGCUCUGCCCGGCGCUCAGAUCUCGUUCAGCGAAGGCCGCGCUGUUCUGAGAAUCCCCGCCGUGACAGUCGCACACAGUGGAAGAUUUUCUGUCAGAGCCACCAAUGGCGCUGGACAAGCCACUAGCACCGCUGAACUUCUGGUUACAGCGGAAACUGCGCCGCCGAAUUUUAUUCAGAGACUACAAAGCAUGACCGUGAGACAAGGAAGCAAAGUAAGACUGGACGUGCGUGUAACAGGAAUCCCUACACCUGUGGUGAAGUUCUACAGAGAGGGAGCUGAGAUUCAGAGCUCCGCCGACUUUCAGAUUGUUCAAGAUGGAGACCUUUACAGUCUGUUGAUUGCCGAAGCUUUCCCUGAAGACUCUGGAACCUACUCAGUUAGUGCCUCCAACAGCAGUGGACGUGCCACUUCAACAGCCGAACUGCUGGUUCAAGGUGAAGAAGAAGCAGUGCCUGCUAAGAAAAUCAAGACAGUUAUUUCAACCUCUCAGAUUUCCCAGACUCGCCAAACUAGAGUGGAAAAGAAAAUGGAAGCUCACUUUGAAGCCUCAUCCAUGCAAAUGCAAGUGGAGGGAGGUGUUUUGACUCAGAUGGCCCACAGGACUCCGCCGCGUGUGCCACCCAAACCAACCUCCAAGUCCCCACCAUCUCUUACGGCUAAAGUAUCAGCUACUCGCCACCAGUCGCCUUCUCCUGUUAGACAUGUUAAGGCACCCACACCUACACCUGUCAGAACUGUUUCAUCUUCCACAAGACUGUCAGUAUCACCCAUCAGACCAGUCAAGUCUCCAGUGCUGACCCGAAAACAGGUCACAGUAAGCACAGAAGUCCUGCCUCCUUGGAAGCAGGAGGGCUACGUGUCUGAGUCCAGCUAUAUGGCCAGUUUGGCAGCUAGAGCUACAGCUACGCAGGUUCAAACCUCAACUCAGAUCCGCGUGGAGCAGCGCUGGGAAGGCUCUGCCGCCAUGCAGCAGCAAGUCAGCGGUGUUGUUGUCAAAGAGGGUGAUGAGAAAAAAGCUGAAGCUGUGGCUACGGUGCUUGCCGCGGUGGAUCAAGCACGUGUGCGAAAGCCUGUGCAUGUUGAAAGCGAUUUGGCUGAAGAGGAAAUGGAUAUAAAACAGCAGAGUGUGCUUAGUGCUAAGCACCAGGCCCAAAGUCAAGUGGAGGUGUUGCAGAUUUCAAGUGCCAUGCCAAGCGCUCCCUCUGAGCAGACUGUUCAUGUCACUCAGAUCCAAAGAACUACUGAGGUUAAGCCUCAGGUGAAAACUGACGCUGCCCCACCCUCAGUUCCACAUUUCACAGUUUCAAAAGUUUCUGUUCCUAAACCUGAUCAUAGCUAUGAGGUCUCAAUAGCUGGCUCUGCUAUUGCCACGCUGCAUAAAGAACUGUCAUCUACAUCUGCUACUCAAAAGAUCAUCAAGCCUGUCAAGCGUCCGACUCAUAAGGUCGUGCAAACAAGAGUGACUCCAGAGCCGACGCCUCCUCCCUUUAGAGAUGCUACUGACAAUUAUCAGGCACAUUUCCAGGCAGAAUUUCAAAGACAGAUAGAAGCUUCUUAUACAGGGGAAUGGGAGACACAGGUUGUUGAGAAAGCAGCCAUCCCCUCAGCAGCCAAGGAGCCGAGUGUUCCUCCAACUCUUGUUGCUGGCUUGAAGAACAUGACUGUUAUAGAGGGAGAAUCUGUGACUCUGGUGUGCCAGAUCUCAGGUCACCCCACACCAGGCAUCAUGUGGUUCAGAGAGGACUACAGGAUUGAGAGCUCCAUUGAUUUCCAGAUCACAUAUGAGCAAGGAUACGCUCGUUUAGUGAUCCGUGAAGCCUUUGCUGAAGAUAGUGGACGUUUUACUUGCACAGCUACCAAUGAAGCCGGAACUGUUAGCACAUCUUGCUACCUGCUUGUUAAAGUAUCGGAAGAGAUUGAGAGUCAAGCAGAAAUUACUGUGGAGAAAAUGGCUGUUAUUGAGACUAAAGGAAUGGCCUUCACAGAAGUGAGUGCAGUCUCUGAGACUGUGGAAGCUGGAGCAGCUGCAGCUCCAUUCUUUGUGAGGAAGCCAGUGAUACAGAAGCUUGUAGAAGGUGGCAGUGUCAUAUUUGUUUGCCAAAUUGGAGGCAGCCCUAAACCUCAUGUCCACUGGAAGAAGAACGGUGUUCCACUCACUUCCGGAUACAGAUAUAGAGUAAGCUACAAUAAAGACACAGGAGAAUGCAAACUGGAAAUUUCCAUGACUUUUGCUGAUGACGCUGGAGAGUACACCGUCUCUGCCAGAAAUCAGAAUGGGGAGAUAUCUGCCUCUGCAAGUCUUCUGGAAGAAGAGGAAUAUGAAGCAUAUAUGAAAACACAGGAUGUGACCUACAGAACAGAAGUGACCACUACAGUGGUGCAAGAGCCCAGAGAGGCAGACGUGCCCGCUGUGGUUGUGAGUGAAUACGAAUUACAGAGAAGAAUGGCUCAACAAGCACAGAUGAGGCAAACAUUCGUAACAGAAAGGGAAUUUCAGAUUUCUGCUAUUGAGCAGAGAAUUAUUCAAGAGAUUGAAAUCAGGAUCCUGAAGAUCACAUAUCGAGAGAUUGUGAUGGAGGAUGGAGAAGAGAUGGUGAUAAACGUGGCUGAGCAUGAGGCAGUUGGAUCCUUAUUCAGCACAUCUGUUAAAAGCUACAGGAUCAUGGAAGGAAUGGGUGUUACCUUCCACUGCAAAAUGGAAGGAAAUCCCCUGCCAAAGAUUGCAUGGUACAAAGAUGGCAAGCGCAUCAAGCAUGGAGGCCGUUACCAGAUGGAGGUUCUUCAGGAUGGUAGAGCCAGUCUGCGUCUUCCUGUGGUGCUGCCAGAAGAUGAGGGCGUCUACACGGCGUUCGCCAGUAACAUGAAGGGAAAUGCUAUCAGCUCUGGCAAACUGUAUGUGGAGUCGACUGCUGCUGCUCAGCCCUACUAUCCUCAGGCAGAGGGAGUGAGGAGAGUACAGUCUGAAUCACCCAUGUCUGCACGCUCCAUUAGCCUCUCACCUGGACGUUCCCCUUCACGUUCUGUUAGCCGUUCUCCUGGACGCUCACCUGCCCGCAGAUUGGAUGAUACAGAUGAGAGCCAGCUGGAAAGGCUUUACAAACCUGUUUUUCUUAUGAAGCCAUCAUCCUUCAGGUGCUCUGAAGGACAAACUGCAAGAUUUGAUUUGAAAGUUGUUGGAAGACCCAUGCCAGACACUUUCUGGUUUCACAAUGGACAACAAGUGGUGAAUGACUACACCCACAAGAUUGUAGUGAAGGAAGAUGGAACACAGUCUUUAAUUGUGGUUCCUGCUAUGCCCCAUGAUUCCGGAGAGUGGACCGUUGUUGCUCAGAACAGAGCUGGAAAAACCACUGUUUCUAUGACUCUUACUGUAGAAGCCAAGGAAAACUUGAUUAGACCACAGUUCAUCGAAAAGCUAAAGAAUGUCAGUGUCAAAGAGGGAACCCUGGUUGAUUUGGCUGUAAGAGCCAUUGGAAACCCUCUCCCUGACAUCGUCUGGCUGAAAAACAGUGACAUUAUCUCUCCACACAAGUACCCUCAGAUUAAGAUUGAGGGUGCCAAAGGAGAGGCACGUUUCAAGAUUCCUCAAACCACUGGUUCAGACAGUGCAUGGUACACUGCCACAGCUAUUAACAAAGCUGGCCGAGAUACCACACGUUGCAGAGUCAAUGUUGAGGUAGAGUUUGCUGGACCUGAACCAGAGAGAAAACUAAUUAUCCCGAAGGGAACUUACAAGGCGAAGGAAAUUGCUGCCCCAGAAUUGGAGCCACUGCAUUUACGUUAUGGACAGGAACAGUGGGAAGAGGGUGAUCUUUAUGACAAGGAGAAGCAACAGAAACCUCACUUCAAAAAGAAGCUGACCUCAGUCAGACUCAAGCGUUUUGGCCCUGCACAUUUUGAAUGCAGACUUACUCCUAUUGGUGAUCCUACCAUGGUUGUUGAGUGGUUGCACGAUGGCAAACCACUGGAAGCUGCCAACAGGUUGCGCAUGGUUAACGAGUUUGGCUAUUGCAGCCUUGACUAUGAGGUUGCUUAUUCCAGAGAUAGUGGAGUCAUCACUUGCAGAGCCACCAACAAAUUUGGUGUUGACCAGACUUCUGCCACCUUGAUUGUAAAAGAUGAGAAGGGCCUCGUUGAGGAAAGUCAGCUACCUGAGGGUAGGAGGGGACAGAGAAUAGAGGAAAUUGAGCGCAUUGCUCAUGAAGGAGGUCCUACUGGAGUAACUGGGGAUGAAGUUACAGAGAAAACUAAGCCAGAGAUUGUCUUGCUUCCAGAGCCUAUUAGGGUAUUGGAGGGAGAAACUGCAAAAUUCCGCUGCAGAGUGACUGGAUACCCAAGCCCAAAAGUCAACUGGUAUAUGAAUGGACAUCUUAUUCGCAAGAGCAAAAGAUUCCGACUACAGUAUGAUGGCAUUCACUACCUUGAGAUUACAGACUGCAAGUCUUAUGAUUCUGGAGAUGUCAGAGUUUUGGCUGAGAGCCCUGAGGGCACUGCCGAGCACACGGUUAAGCUAGAGAUCAAUCAGAGGGAGGACUUCAGGACAAUCUUGCGCCGUGCCCCUGAGAUAAAGGCUCCAGAGGGUCCCGGACCAGAACAUGGCAGAGUGUCUUUUGAUGUUGUGAAGGUGGAUAAACCUGCUGAGGUUUCUCAAGACAAAGAGGUUGUCAAGCUGAAAAGGGCAGAAAGAGUAGUUCAUGAGAGGUCUACUGAAGAGUCGGAGGAGUUGAGAAGCAAAUUUAAACGCAGAACUGAAGAGGGCUACUACGAGGCUAUCUCUUCGGUGGAGUUUAAAUCUCGCAGGAAGGACGAGUCCUAUGAAGAAAUGCUGAAAAAAAGAAAAGAGGAGCUUCUGCACUGGACAAAGAAAAUAACUGAGGCUGAGAGAAAGAAGAUGGAAGAGGAAGCCAAACUUACUAUUCCAGUCAUCAGACCUGAAAAGAUAACUUUAUCUCCCAGCAUGGAGGCACCAAAGAUCUUAGAACGAAUCCAGAGCCAGACAGUCACCUUGGGCGAUGAAGUACGCUUCCGUUGCAGAGUCAUUGGCAAACCAGAUCCAGAAUGCCAGUGGUUCAAGAAUGGAAUCUUGAUGGAAAAAUCUGACAGAGUUUACUGGUACUGGCCUGAAGACCAUGUCUGUGAACUGGUUGUUAGAGAUGUUUCAGCUGAGGACUCGGCUAGCAUCAUGGUGAAAGCCAUUAAUGUUGCAGGAGAAACUUCAAGCCAUGCCUUCUUGCUUGUACAAGCCAAGCAAGUUAUAAGUUUCACACAACAAAUUGAAGACCUCCAUGCCAAAGAGAAGGACACCAUGGUAACUUUUGAAUGUGAGACCAAUGAGCCUUUUAUCAAGGUGAAAUGGCUAAAGAACAACGCAGAGAUUUUCUCUGGGGACAAGUACAGGAUGCACUCUGACAGAAAGGUGCAUUUCCUGUCCGUGCUGACCAUCGCUAUGGACGAUGAUGCUGAGUACUCUUGCGCCGUUGUUGAAGACGACCAUAUAAGAACAACUGGCAGACUUCAUGUUGAAGGUGCACCACUUGAAAUGGUAAAGGGGCUGGAGAGUGUUGAAGUACCAGAGACUUAUUCUGGGGAGUUUGAAUGUGAAGUGUCUCGUGAGGAUGCUGAAGGCACCUGGUACUUUGAGAACAAAGAGAUCAGCCAGAGCCUCAAAUACGUUAUGUCCUCCCGCCGUGGUCGCCACACCCUGUGUGUGAAAGAUGUAAAGAAAGAAGACCAGGGGAAAUACACCUUCAAAGUUGGUGAUUUGAAGACAAGUGCUUCUCUGAAGAUGAAAUUGCGUCCAAUUACACUGAUGCAAGGCCUCACUGACCUGACUGUCUGUGAGGGUGAUAUUGCUCAACUGGAGGUCCGAUUCUCUCAGGAAAAUGUGGAGGGAACUUGGAUGAAAAAUAGUCGUCCCAUCUCUGCUACCGACAGAAUUCACAUCGUGAUUGACAAACAAGUACACAAGCUGCUUAUUGAAAAUGCCAACAAAGAUGAUGCUGGAGAAUACUCCUUCAGCGUUCCGGCUCAUUUCAUUUCUACUUCAGGAAAACUCAAUGUUCAGACAAUUGGUAUCGUAAUUCCACUAAAGGAUGUCAGCACAAUCGAAGGCACGAAAGCUGUGCUAGAAGCCAAAAUUUCAGCCGCUGAUGUUAGCACAGUGAAAUGGUACCAUGAUGACAAACUGGUGAUACCCAGUGACAGAGUCCAGGUUGUUCCUAAGGGAUCAAAACAACGUCUAGUACUGAACAGGACCUAUGCUUCUGACGAGGGACAGUAUAGACUGGUUGUUGGCAGAGUCGAUUCAUCCUGCAAACUUUCUGUUGAGAAAAUCAGCAUCAUAAAGCACAUGGAAGACCGUGUUUGUACUGAGACCCAAAAUGUCACCUUUGAGGUCGAGCUGUCUCACCCUGGCAUUGAUGCCCUCUGGACAUUUAAGGAUCAGCCUCUUAAAACAGGUCCCAAAUACAAGAUUGAGUCCAAGGGCAAGAAGUACACCCUGACAGUUCUUAGUAUCAUGAAGGAUGAAGAGGGCCUUUACGCAUUUGCUGCAGGGGAAAAGACAUCAAGUGCAAAACUUACUGUUUCAGGUGGGGCCAUUAACAGACCCCUACAAGAUUUAACUGUUGCCGAGUCCCAGACUGCUGAGCUAGAGUGUGAAGUUGCCAGCUCCUCCGCUGAGGGCAAGUGGUUUAAGGAUGGUAAACCUGUUAACUUCAAUGAAAAUGUCAAGAGUGUAGACAUUGGUGCUGUGAGGCGCCUUGUCAUUGUCAUCUCACGGCCACAGGACAUUGGCGAGUACACCUACCAGGUGGCUAACUCGAAGACCUCAGCAAACCUGAAAGUUGAAGCUGUGAAAAUCAAGAAGACCCUAAAGAACCAAACUGUUACUGAGACUCAAGAGGCAGUGUUUAGUCUAGAACUCACUCAUUUGGACGUCAAAGGAUCCCAGUGGAUCAAGAAUGGAGUGGAAAUGAUUCCAAGUGAUAAAUAUGAAAUCAUAGUUGAUGGCAUGGUUCACACCCUGAAGAUUAAAGAUUGUACCACCCAGGAUGAAUCAGUUUAUGGAUUCAAACUCGGAAAGCUCUCUGCUAGUGCAAGAUUGAACGUUGAGUCUAUUAAAUUCAUCAAGAAGCCGAAAGAUGUGACUUCUCUGCUCAAUGCCUCUGCCUCAUUUGAGAUGAGUCUAUCCCAUGAUAACAUCCCUGUGAAAUGGAUGUUCAAGAACCAUGAGCUCAAGCCAAACGCAAACGUCCAAAUACUUUCAGAGAGAAAAGCCCACAAGCUGGUCAUUUCCAAUGUUGAAGAAGACAUGGCUGGAGAAUACACCGCUGUAGUAGGACACCUGCAGUGCAGUGCACACUUAUAUGUUGAGUCUGUGAGGGUCACAAAGUCCAUGAAGAACAUUGCGAUCCCAGAGACCCAGGUGGCCACAUUCGAAUGUGAAGUUUCACAUUUUAAUAUUCCUUCCACCUGGCUGAAGAAUGGAGUUGAGAUUGAGAUGAGUGAGAAGUUCAGAAUUGUGGUGCAGGGCAAGCUUCAUCAGCUAAAGAUCAUGAACACCAGCAGAGAUGAUGCAGCGGAGUACACAUUUGUGUGUGGAAACGACAGAGUCUCGGCUACACUGACUGUCAGCCCUAUCCUAAUCACCUCCAUGCUUAAAGAUCUCAAUGCCCAGGAGAAGGACACGAUUACAUUUGAAGUGACAGUAAAUUACGAGGGCAUCACCUACAAAUGGCUAAAGAACGGCAUAGAAAUUAGAUCCACUGACAGAUGCCAGACUCGUUCUAAACAGUUCACACACACUCUCACCAUCCGCAACGUGCACUUCGGUGAUAGUGCAGAUUACAAGUUUGUGGCUGGAUCUGCUGAGACAUCAGCCAAGCUUUUUGUUGAGGCUCGUGUCAUUGAGUUUACCAAACACAUCAAGGACAUCAAGGUGACUGAGAAGAAAAAGGCCGUAUUUGAAUGUGAGCUCUCUGAGCCCAAUGUUCAAGUGACAUGGAUGAAAGAUGGACAGGAAUUUGAAUUUACUGAAAGAUUCAAAACUACCACGGAUAAGUACAUACAGCGUUUAAUAAUCCCGAGUGUCCGCAUGUCUGAUGCUGGCGAGUACUCUGUGGUUGCUGGCUCCAGUGUUUCUAAGGCUCAUCUCACAGUGGAGGGCAAGGACGUUCGCAUUUCUGAACCGGCUGAAAAACAUAUAACGGUGCUUGAGAAACAGAGGGCUACAAUGGAGUUUGAAGUAAACGAAGACGACAUUGAAGGACGCUGGCUCAGAAGUGGUGUAGAAAUCAACUUCACAGUUGAUAAGCGUUUCAACUAUGUGGUCAUUAGGAAAGUACAUCGCUUGACAAUUACAGAAACCUGGAGGAGCGAUGCUGGAGAAUAUACCUUCAUUGCUGGGAAGAACAGGAGUGUGGUGACACUACACGUCAACAUCCCUGAGCCUCCUCAGAUUGUCAAGCACAUGGAGCCUUUGUCUGUCGAGGCUGGCAAACCUGCUCGCUUCAUAGUGGAAGUGACUGGCAUCCCUCAGCCACAGGUCUCCUGGUACAAGAACUCUCAGGCAUUAUCAGCUGGAUUCAAGUGUAAGUUCAUGAGAGAUGAAAACAAGUACAGUCUACUGCUCAUUGAGGUUUUCCCAGAAGAUGCAGCACAGUACACCUGUGAGGCGAAAAAUGACUACGGACAGGCCACCAGCUCAGCUUCACUGAAUGUGGAAGUUCCAGAAGUUGUUUCACCGGACACUGGAGCACCUCUGUCACCACCUGUUAUUAUAACUCCAGUACAAAAGACCUCUGCAAGUGAAGGAGCGUCUGCCAGAUUCCAGUGCCGGGUGUCUGGAGAGGAUCUAACGAUUACCUGGUACUGCAACGAGACAGAGAUCAAGCAGUCAAACUUUUUCAGAAUGUCUCAGUUUGAUGAUUGCUGCCAGCUGGAGAUUGCCAGGGUUUACCCGGAGGACGAGGGAGAGUACAAAUGUGUUGCUCGCAACUCCGCCGGAAUGGUCUCUUGCUCUGCAGUGCUGAAGCUGGAAGUUACAAAACCACAUGAGGAGGUUGAAACAAAAAUUGAAGAAGUCAAAGUGCCACCUGUUUUUAGGCAUAAAAUCCAGUCUCUGGAAGCUAAUGUUGGCAGCGCUGUCAAGUUUGAAUGUGAGACAGAAGAUGCUCCUAAAAUUACCUUCAAAUGGUUCAAGUCUGGUUCUGAGAUCAGAUCAAGUGAAAAGUACAGGAUCGUCAGCCACCAUACCUCGUCAUCUCUGGAGCUUUUGAGUCCAACAAAGGCUGAUGGUGAAGAGUAUACCUGCAAAGCCGUAAACCAGCAUGGGAGUGACAGCUGCUCUGCUAACCUGAUUGUAACAGAAAUGUUCCCUCCAGAAUUUGUCUCAAAGCCUGACUCGAUGACAUUAUUUGUUGGCAAACAAGUCAAAUUUCAUUGUGUUAUCAAUGGUUCUUCGCCAAUGAAUGUUGCAUGGUACAAGGACAACAUUGCCAUUUUGCCCAGUGAACAUUAUAAAAUGUCUUCAGAAAAGAACAAGUAUUACUUUGAGAUCACAAAAAUCGAACUAAGUGAUCAGGGAACAUAUCUUUGCAAAGCUUCAAACAGUGUUGGCACAGCUACCUGCAGCACUGAAAUAAGGGCAAUAGACAAACCCAGUUUUGUGAAGACUUUUGAAACAACUGCUGUAGCUGUGGGUAACCCGCUGCGUCUUGAGUGUCAGGUAAAUGAGGAUACAGGAGUGACCAUCACCUGGACAAGGGAUGGCAAGAAACUCCAUAAUACAACGGAUAGCAAACUGUCUUUUGAGGAGAAAGUGGCCUCCCUUGAGAUUGUAAAGGCCAAGAUAAAAGAUACAGGCAUGUAUGUCUGUACUGCUACGAAUGAUGCUGGAAGCAGUAGUUGCUCUUCUAUGGUAUCUGUAAAAGAACCUCCGGCAUUUGUAAAGAAACUGGAGCCCAAGAUCUUAUGGAAGCAGGGCAUAUCUGCCCGCAUGCUGUGUACUGUUAAAGGAUCACCUGAGCUCCAUAUCACUUGGUUUUUUAACAACAAGCAGCUCAGUUCAAGUGAGAGACACAAAAUCAUCUUUAAAGAUGGCCAAGCUACUCUUGAGAUCUCUGAACUUACUGUGUCUGACAGUGGAAAUUACACAUGUGAAGUAAUGAAUGAAGCUGGCUGUGAAAGCUGUAGCACCAAUUUGACGGUUAAAGAACCUCCUGCUUUCAAAAGGGAAUUGGAAAUGAUGGAGGUAGUCAAGGGACAAAUGGCAAGACUUCAGUGUGAAGUUACAGGCACUGCUCCAUUUGAUGUAACCUGGUUGAAGGAUAAGAGACCAGUGAUCAUUGAUAAAAAGCACACAAUCGUUUCAAAAGAUGCCGUCUCCUUUUUUGAAAUACAAUCAUUUGAUGGUGUUGAUGUUGGGGACUACCAAUGUUCUUUUUCAAAUGAUGUUGGUAAAAUAAGUACUAAAUCAGUUGUUAAACUUAAAGACCCACCAUCUUUUGUAAGGAAGAUUGAAAACACAACUGCAGUGCUGGGCAGUGCAGUGAAACUGCAGGGUGUUCUUAAAGGCUCAGCCCCUAUUACUGUCAAAUGGUUUAAGGAUUCUGAGAUACUCAGACAGGAUGAUCCUAAUAUUACCAUGACCUUUGAAAAUAAUUUUGCCAUCUUGGCAAUUGCAAAAAUAGACUUAAAACAUGAUGGAAAAUACACAUGCCAAGCUGAAAAUGAAGCUGGCCAGCAAAAGAGUGAUGCCACAUUAUCAGUUCAAGAUCCCGCUCGAAUUGUUGAUAAACUACCAUCCAUAAGUGUAACCGCAGGAGGCUCUGCAACUUUGGAAUGCACUGUGUCCGGAAGUCCUGAUCUCAAAGUCAAAUGGCUUCGGGAUGGCAAGGAGGUGACAUCAGGUCGAAAAUACAAAAUCUCUUUUAAAGACAAUGUAGCGAGCUUGAAAAUCCUCUCGGCAGAGAGGGGUGAUAGCUGUGAAUUCACUGUAGAGGUUUCAAAUCGGGUUGGAAAAGACAGCUGCUCUUGCUCGGUUACAGUGCUUGAUAAAAUCAUACCCCCAACCUUUACGAAAAGUCUUAAAAAGGUUGAUGGUAAUACUGGUGGAGAUGUUCAAAUGGAAUGCAAGGUGUCAGGCUCCCAGCCCAUGACAAUAUCUUGGUUCAAAGAUGGAAAGGAGAUCACAAGCGGAGCAAAAUACCAAGCUGAAUUCAAAGAAAGCACUACAAAGCUACGGAUAUCUCAGUUAGAGAUUGCCGAUGCUGGGGUUUUCACCUGCCGUGCAACUAAUGCUGCAGGACACAGUGAAACCAGUGGAACAGUUUCCGUUAAAGAGCCACCAGUCUUCACUAUGACACCUGAAUCUCAAGACGUUAUACCAGGUUCAAUUGUUACUUUGAAAGCUACUUUCACUGGAACACCAAGUUUUAGUGUCAAGUGGUUCAGAGAUGAGAAUGAAAUCUUAACUGGGGGCAGUUGUUUCAUCAAGAAAGAUGCCUCCUCCAGCACCCUGCAGUUGCACUCUGUACAGCCAUCCCACUCCGGCAAAUAUACUUGCGAGGUUGCCAAUGAUGCAGGGCAGGUUUCAUGCACUGCAGUCUUAUUUGUGAAAGAGCCUCCAAAGUUUGUGAUGAAACUUGAGUCAACUAAAUUAGCAGUCAAUGGAAGCACAGUUAACUUGGAGUGUAAAGUAACUGGCAGCCCUGAAAUUGCUAUAAAUUGGUAUAAAGAUGAAAUAGAAAUCAGCCAGAGUAAUAAAUAUGAGAUGACCUUCAUCGACUCAGUUGCUACACUGCAGAUUUCCAAUGGUAGCAUUGAAGACAGCGGGAAUUAUAUCUGUGUAGCAUCCAGUGAUGCUGGUAGUGACAAAUGCAGUUGCAUGGUUACAGUUAAAGAACAACCUGUAUUUGUAAAAUCAUUUGAAUCUCGAGAAGUCGUCAAAGGCUCAGAUGUUGUCCUGGAGGGGUCAGUGUCAGGAACCGCUCCAUUCGAGGUCUGCUGUUUCAAAGACUCAAAGCAGAUCGGAAAGGACCGCAGGCAUAACAUAGACAUAGUGAAUAAUGUAGUCACUGUUGAGAUUCUUAAAUUUGAACCUGGUGAUGCCGGCAGGUAUCAGUGCACAGUAGAAAAUGAAGUAGGACAGACAUCAUGUGACUGUGAAAUACAAAUGAAAGAGCCACCAUCGUUUGUGCAGAAGCUAGAUAACAUGAACAUCCUGUUAGGCAGCGAGCUCACAAUGACGUGUGUUUUGAAAGGCUCACUGCCUAUGACAGUAUUAUGGACAAAAGGUGACCAUGAGGUCAAAGACACUGCAGAUGUUCAAAUAUACUUUGAGAACAGAACAGCAGUGUUGCAUAUUUCUAACGUUCAGUUAAAGCAUGCUGGAAAAUACACUUGUCAUGCCCAGAAUGAAGCUGGAAGUCAGAAGUGUACGGCAGCAUUGGUGGUUAAAGAACCAGCAACUAUCACAGAGCAAGCUAAAUCUGUCAGUGUUACAGUAAGAGAUCCUGCCACUUUAGAGUGUAGGCUCUCAGGUACUAAACCCCUGAAAGCCAGAUGGCUGAAGGAAGGUAAAGAGCUGACAUCGGGCAGAAAAUACAAAGUACAAAGCACAGAUACUCGCUCCAUAUUAAAGAUCUUGUCUGCCGAGAAGAGUGAUGGAGGCGAAUAUGCCUUUGAGGUUUCAAAUGAUGUUGGCAGGAGCUCCUGUGAGGCUUUUGUGACUGUACUAGAUCAGAUAAUUAAGCCUUCAUUCACAAGAAAAUUGAAACAACUGGAAGGUAUUAAGGGAUCCUUUGUACAGCUGGAAUGUCUAGUCUCUGGAUCUCUACCUAUAACAGUUACUUGGUUCAAGGAGAACAGGGAGAUUGAGGUGGAUGAAAAACACAAGUGCAUUUUCUUUGAGAAUGCAGCAUCUUUGGAAAUCAGCCGUCUUGGUAGUUCUGACAGUGGCAAUUAUACUUGCAUUGCCACAAACAACGCGGGCAGCGACCAAUGUGCCGGUGUCUUGAAAGUUAAAGAACCUCCCACUAUUAUUGAGAAACCUGAGUCGCAGUCUGUCAUACCAGGAACCAGAGUAAAGUUCAGUGUACUUGUAUCUGGCACACCUCCAUUUACCAUCAAGUGGUUCAAAGACAAGAAAGAAGUCUUAACAGGGGUCGACUGCUCAGUUCAAAAAGAUGAUAGUUCAAGCUCACUUGAGCUCUUUUUCACUAAGCCAUCAAACUCUGGAGAGUACAUUUGUGAAAUAAGCAACGAUGUUGGCUCAGAUUCCUGCCAAACAACUCUCUUUGUUAAAGAACCACCAAGAUUCACUCAGAAACCAGGCAAAGUUUCAGUCGUGAAACCUGGCCAGUCUGUUAUUUUUGAGUGUCAGGUCGCAGGAACUCCAGAGAUAGACACGUACUGGUUUAGAGACGGUAAUGAACUAAGUCCAGGUGAAAAAUACAGAAUGAGUUUUGUAAACUCACUGGCAAGACUCGAAAUAACUGGCUGUGAACUUAAAGACAGUGGUGUGUAUUACUGCGAAGCCCGCAAUGAGGCGGGUAGCGAGAGUUGUAGUAUGGAACUAAAAGUUAAAGAGCCACCAGUUAUUGUUAAGCCGCUCACACCGGUAGAGGUUGUGAAAGGUUUAAAUGCUUUGUUCGAGUGUCAUAUUAAAGGCACAGCUCCAUUUGAGAUUACUUGGCAAAAAGAUUCGAAGGAGAUCAAACCAAGCACUAAACAUGUGUUCUCUCAGAAAAAUGGCUCAGUCAUACUUCUUGACGUACUGAAAUGUGAUGACUUGGAUGUUGGAGAGUAUCAGUGUAUUAUUUCAAAUGAAAUUGGCAGUUGUUCAUGUGGGACAACUUUAAGCAUAAAAGAGCCACCAUCGUUUGUGGAAAAGAUCCAAAAUGUUUCCACAGUGUUGGGAAAUGUAGCCGAGUUUAAGUGUGUCGUUAAGGGGUCACCUAUUCUGACCAUACAAUGGCAGAAAGACGAAACAUGGAUCUUGGAAGACCCUAAAAUCGAAAAAACGUUUGAGAAUAAUGUUGCCACUUUAAGAAUCCCUGUGUGCGAGUCUUCCCAUAGUGGAAGAUACACUUGCCAGGCACUGAAUGAGGCAGGCCAAGUAAAGUGCUUUGCCACACUUUUGGUUCAAGAGCCUCCCCAGAUUAUCGAAAAGCCAGAAAUGAUAAAUGUUACUGUUGGAGAUCCAGUCAGUUUUGAGUGCAAGGUAACAGGCACUGCCGAGCUAAAAGUAAAAUGGGCUAAAGAUGGUAAAGAGGUGGUGCCAUCUCUACAGCAUAGCCUCAGCUUUGUCCAUAACAUCAGCAGCCUUAAGAUUCAAUCUUCUCAGUUAGAUGAUGGAGGAACGUAUCUCUUUGAGGUUUCCAAUCACAUCAGUACCUGCAAGUGCAAAGUGACUUUAAAUGUUUUAGAACAAAUAAUUCCUCCAGCCUUCAUCAAACCCCUGAGCGAUAUGGACGAGAUUCUGGGUUCCCCAGUCAAAAUAGCAUGCAAUAUAUCAGGCUCACUCCCAAUUUCUGUGGAGUGGUUAAAGGAUGGCUCUAAACUGACAGACAAACCAAAGCAUAAACUGGUUCAGGACAACAACAGCGUCGUUUUGGAGAUUGAACAACUAGAGAAGGCUGAUACUGGAACCUACACUUGCAGACUUACAAACAAAGCAGGCAGUUGUGAAUGCAGUGGAACACUGAGGGUGAAAGAACUCCCAAGUUUUGUGGUGGUUCCAGAACCCCAGGCUGUCAUACCAAAUACCACUGUUCGUUUUAAGAGUACCUUUAAAGGAACACCGCCCUUCACUGUGAAAUGGUUCAAAGAGGAUGCUGAACUGAUUGCUGGACCCACCUGCUUUAUUGGCCUUGAGGGCCUUUCAUGCUUUAUAGAUCUUUAUGCUGUGGGACUGGCACACUCUGGGACUUACUCUUGUCAAGUUAGCAAUGAUGCUGGUGCAGACAAGUGUUCUACAAGCUUAUUGGUGAAAGAACCACCUGCAUUUGUGCAGAAGCUACCACCUACAAAGUUUAUUAAGAUGGGAGAGUCAAUCCACUUUGAAUGUAAAGUGACCGGCACAGCUCCUUUGAGAAUUAGCUGGUACAAAAAUGACGCCGCAGUGACUGAGAGUGACAACAUGAGGAUGACCUUUGAUGGCUCUGUGGCAGUGCUUGAAAUUUUCAAUACCACCUCAGAUGAUGAUGGAGUGUAUACAUGUGAAGCCCAAAAUGAUGCAGGAACUAAAAGCUGCAGCACCACUCUCUCUGUCAAAGAACCACCAACCUUCCAGAAAGUGCCCACACCUGCUGAGGGACUGAGGGGCAAAGACGUCAGUCUUAACUGUGAACUUAAGGGCAAUGCGCCCUUUGAGAUAAUGUGGUUUAAAGACAAGAAACAAAUAAAGGAAAGUAGAAAGUACAAGUUUGUGUCUGAGGGGUCCUCUGCAACUUUGCAUAUCCUUGGACUGGAUAUGACAGAUGCUGGUGAUUAUGAGUGCAAAGCUUCAAAUGUUGUAGGAAGCACCAGCUGCCAAGGAGUGGUAAAACUCAGAGAACCACCAGUCUUUGUCAAGAGACUAACCAACAUGACAGUCACUCAUGGUCAGGAAGUUACUCUUACAGCUACAGUCAAAGGCUCUGAGCCAAUCACUGUGGCCUGGGUUCAAGACAAGGACCAUAUUCUCAGAGACGGUGACAACAGGAAAAUUACAUUUGAGAAUAACCAGAUCAUUCUUAGAAUCUUUAAAGCUGAUUCUACAACAGCUGGAAAAUAUACCUGUCAGAUUAAAAAUGAUGCUGGUGUGGCGGAGUGCAUGGCUAAUCUCACAGUCUUAGAACCCGCUGCCAUUUUGGAUAAGACCGAAUCUGUCAGUGUCACAGCAGGUGACCUUGCAGUUUUAGAGUGCUCUGUAUCUGGAACACCAGAGCUUAAACCAACGUGGUACAAAGAUGGAGUGGAGCUCACUUCUGGGCCCAAAUACAAAAUCACCUUUUCUAAAGGGAUCUCAAGUCUGAAGGUGUUGUCCACAGGGAAGGGUGAUACUGGAGAGUACACCUUUGAGGUCAAGAACGAGGUUGGCAGUGAUAGCAGCAAAAUGAAUCUCACUGUCUUAGACAAAAUUAUUCCUCCAACAUUCUCACGAAAAUUGAAGGAUACGCAGAGUAUUGUUGGUAAAUCUCAUGUACUGGACUGUAAGGUCUCAGGCUCUGCACCUUUUACCAUUUCUUGGUACCACAAUGGGGAGGAGAUCAAAAGUGGACCCAGCUAUGAGAUAAGUUUUGCUGAGAACACCUGCACACUUACGUUGCCAGUUCUGAGUCUGGCAGAUGCUGGUUCCUACUCAUGCAAAGCUGUGAACGUUGCUGGAAGCACUGAGACUUCUGCCUCACUUGUUGUCAAAGAACCUCCAUCUUUCGUGACUCCUCCUCAGCCGGUUGAGGCACUCCCAGGUACAGGUGUAACAUUCACUGCAACUGUUAGAGGAAGUGCUCCAUUAAAACUGAAAUGGUUCAGAGGCACUAAGGAGAUUGUGUCUGGUGGAGACUGUGAGAUUGCUCUGAGAGGAGACACUGCUACUCUGGAGCUCUUUAAAAUUGACAAAUCCUAUGCAGGGGAAUAUACCUGCCAAAUUAUUAACGACGCAGGGAAGGAGAGCUGCCCUGUCACUCUUUUCGUUAAAGAGGCUGCACACUUUGUCAAGAAGCUGAAAGACACCUCGGUUGAAAUGGGCAAGUCAAUGAUACUUGAGUGCACCUAUGCAGGAAGCCCUAAGAUUCUGGUGAAGUGGCACAAGGAUGGCCAGGAGAUCUUCUCAUCUUACAAAUAUAAUAUCACCACUACUGAGAGGUCCUGCAUUCUGGAAUGUCUCAACAUUGAUAAAGAGGCUGCAGGGAAAUAUUCUUGUGAUGUUUCUAAUGAUGCUGGACAAGACAGCUGUGAAGCCACAGUGUCCAUUUUAGAACCUCCGUACUUUAUUGAGACUUUGGAAGCGAUGGAGGUGACUACAGGCGAUGCAGUCUGUCUGAAAUGCAGGAUUGGGGGCACUCCUGAUAUCAAAGUAUCCUGGUUCAAAGGAGAUGGCAAAGUCCGAUCUUCAUUGAACUGUAAAGUAGAGUACUCUAAAGGCAUUGCUUCUUUGAAGUUAGCCAAAGUCUCCAAAGCUGACACUGGGGAAUAUUCUUGUAAGGCAGAAAACAGCAUCGGAUCGGCAUCCUCUAGCUGCCAUUUAACUGUACAAGAGGCCAAAACACCACCAUCUUUUCCUAAGAAAAUUACUAGCAUUCAGCAAACUGUCGGACACAGUGUUCGGUUUGAGUGUCGUGUUGCAGGAUCAUCUCCUGUCGAGAUUUCUUGGCUUAAAGAUGGUAAGACUCUGAGCGGCGACUCGGAUUACUCCAUGAGCUUUUAUGAUAACUCUGCCGUCCUGACCAUUGCCAGUGGUGAAAUGAGACACUCUGGAGAAUACACGUGUGUUGCAACAAACAGUGUUGGAACUGCUUCUUGCAGAGCUAAACUUACACUUCAAGAGCCAAGAUACCCACCAGUGUUUGAUAAAAAGCUUUCGCCUGUGGAAGUUUCAGUUGGGAGUACUGUGGAAAUGGAAUGCCACAUGACUGGAUCAUUGCCAAUAAAAGUUACAUGGUCAAAAGAUCACAAAGACAUCCGCACUGGGGGCAAUUAUAAAAUAGCUUGUGUGGAUAAUACCCCUCAUCUGACUAUUCUAAAAGCAGAUAAAGCAGACUCUGGCUGCUAUUCUUGCCAUGCUAGCAAUGAAAUGGGGAAGGACUCUUGUUCAACAGAGGUCGCUGUAAAAGAACAAAAAAUUCCACCCAGCUUUACCAAAAUGCCUUCAGAAACCAUUGAGGACACUGAAGGCAAGUUGAUGAAGAUUGAGGCACGUGUUGCUGGAUCGCUGCCCAUGAUUGUCAACUGGUACAAAGACGGCAAUGAAAUCUUCAGCUCUGAUGCUUACGAUAUAACCUUCAAGAACAAUAUGGCUGCGCUGUUUAUCAAGAGUUCACGCUGUUCACAUAGUGGUACCUAUACCAGCAAGGCCACCAAUGAGGCUGGAACUGCUUCAUGUGAGGUUUCAGUCCAUGUUACAGAGCGAAAGGUCCCUCCGAGCUUUGACUUGCCUCUUAAACCUGUGACGGGGAAUGAGGGUGAGAGACUGCUCCUCAGCUGCCAUGCAUGUGGCACUCCACCACUAAAGAUUCAGUGGAUGAAGGACAGAAAAGAUCUGACAUCCUCUGACAACAUCAAGAUCAUGUUUGUAGAUGGCACAGCAACACUGGAAAUGCUCAGGGUGUCCAAAACAGAUGCAGGGGAUUACCUCUGUAAGGCAACCAACGAAGCUGGUAGUGACUUCUGCAAGUCCAGAGUCACUAUUAAAGAAAAGACAAAAGUUCCUGGCGCCGCCCCUGCAGCUCCAGCAGCUCCCGAACCAGCUAAGAAACUGGACAACUUGUUUUUCAUUGAGCAACCCAAGAGUGUUCAUAUUACUGAGAAGGGCACUGCGACCUUCAUCGCUAAGGUUGGUGGUGAUCCCAUUCCCAGUGUAAAAUGGAUGAAGGGCAAGUGGAGGCAGAUGAAUCAUGGUGGACGCAUCAUUAUUGAGCAGAAGGGUCAAGACGCCAAAAUGGAGAUCAAAGAAGCAACCAAAUCUGACUCAGGCCAAUACAGAUGUGUCGCAUCUAACAAACACGGAGAAAUCGAAUGCAACACUGACCUGAAUGUUGAGGAGAAGAAAGAGUUUACACCUGAAACUGUAACACUGAAGAAGACCCCAUCUAAACAGAAAAGCCCUAAAGAGGAAGCAGAGAUUGACAUUGUUGAGCUGCUCCGAAAUGUAGAUCCGAAAGAAUAUGAGAAGUAUGCUCGCAUGUACGGCAUCACAGACUACCGUGGUCUUCUUCAGGCUAUUGAACAGCUGAGGAGGGAAAAAGAAGAAGAAUAUGGAAGACCGGAAGUGGAACAUGCAGGAAGGGAGUCAGAAGAAGACCUGGCAAGACUAGUUGCUGAUUUGCAGAAGAGAAUGGAGCAAACUGAGCCGGUCACACUGAUUGGUGACAUCACUGACCAGACAACCGUUGCCAAUAAGGAUGCUGUGUUUGAAUGUGAGAUCAAAAUCAACUACCCAGAAAUCACACUGUCCUGGUACAAGGGCACACAGAAACUCGACUCGAGUGACAAGUACGAGAUCAGAGUUGUUGGUGACCGCCACAUCUUGAAGCUCAAGAAUUGCCAGGCCCGGGAUGAGGGAAGUUAUCGUAUCGUGUGUGGACCACACAUCUCCAGUGCCAAACUCACAGUGCUGGAGGGUGAAGUGGAACAAUCCAUGGAGGAUGUUGCUGGUAAGGAAGGCCAAACCUGCACAUUGACAUGCCAGUUUUCCAUUCCUAAUGCAAAGGCUCAGUGGUUUAGAAAUGAAAAGCUUUUAGAGCCUAAAGGCAGGUACUCAUACGCCGUGAGCAAUCACACCCAGAGGCUUUCAAUCAAAGAUGUUAGGCCCGAAGAUCAAGGAGAGUACACGUGCAAAUAUAAAAAUCUUGAAACAACUGCAAAUCUUUGGGUUGAAGCCGAACAAAUCCAUUUCACUAAACGCAUCCAGAACAUUGUGGUGCGGGAACGGCACGCCGCUACUUUUGAAUGUGAAGUCUCCUUUGACAAUGCAGUCGUGACAUGGUACAAGGACACAUGGGAACUUAAAGAGAGUCCAAAGUACACGUUCAGAAGUGAAGGUCGACGACACUUUAUGAUCAUCCGCAACGUUAACUCUGAAGAUGAAGGCGUAUAUUCAGUGAUUGUCAGAUUGGAGCCCAGAGGUGAAGCCAAAAGCACAGCAGAGCUUUACCUAUCAGGGAAAGAAAUUGAUGUAGGAAGGGUACCUUACCAUAUCCCAGAUUCAGGAAUACAGGUCCCCGAAGCACCAUAUGCAGUCAGUGUUGAAGCUGAACAAUCUUCCGAAUACUAUUACUAUGAAGAGAAGAUGGAAGUAGAAGGAAAGAGAAUCCCUGUGGAGGAGAGUGUAGAGAGGAUAGCUCUUGGAAUGAGAGAAGGAGUUCCAACCAGAGAUCUUGAGAAACCAGAAGAGAGAGCUGAACCAGUUAAGGAAAAGGAAGCAGUACCAUCUAAAGUGCCGGAAACUAAAAAGCCAGUUGAAGAGAAAAUCAUGCUAACAAAAGUGGAGGAUCCAAGAGAACGAGCCACAGCGAAAGAACGUGGAGAGGAACCUGCACCACAGCCAACUCCAGUUGCUCCCAAAAAAGCUGUAGCUCCUGUGGUUCCUGAGGCUAAAGAGCCAACACUUAAGCCUGUACCAGUAGCUGAACCCAAACCAGAAGUUCAACCCCAGGAGCCAAGACUUAAACCUGUACCAGUGGAAGAACCAAAGCCUGCACCACCAAAAGAAACUGAAUUACCAACAGCCAAAGUUCCUGUGGAGCUUAAGAAGCCCAAACCGACUGAACCUGAGCCACCACGGGCAGUACCAACUAAACCAGAACCAGCACAGGUCACUGUGGCUCCUAAAGAAGUAGCCCCAGCAAAAGUUCCUGUUGAGCCUAUGAAGCCCAAACCGACUGAACCAGAGCCACGAAAGGCAGUACCAGCCAAACCACAACCGGAAAAGGUCACAGUGGCUCCUAAAGAAGUAGCCCCACCUACAGUUCCUGUGGAGCUUAAGAAGCCCAAACCAACUGAACCUGAGCCACCAAAGGCAGUACCAACUAAACCAGAACUCCUAGCUCCUAAAGAAGUAGCCCCACUUACAGUUCCUGUGGAGCUUAAGAAGCCCAAACCCACUGAACCAGAGCCACCUAGGGCAGUACCAACCAAACCAGAACCAGCACAGGUCACUGUGGCUCCUAAAGAAGUAGCUCCAAAAAAAGUACAAGAACAAACAAAAGACAAACAAGAAAGGAAAGAGAAAACCAUUACUUUAACAGAAGAUUACAUUCAAACAGAAGUUCCCAAGAAGAAAGACGUCACUGCUGAGGAUUUAACACCUAUUCCCAAAAUUACUGAAUUUAAACAAGAGCUGGAGGCCAGGCCUGCACCCAAAGCUGAAAUUAGGCCAGAACCUAAGCCUGAGAUUAAACCAGAGCCCAAGCCUCAGAUCAAACCUGAAGUUAAGCCAGAGCCCAAGCCUCAGAUCAAACCUGAUGUUAAGCCAGAGCCCACGCCUCAGAUCAAACCUGAGAUUAAACCAGAGCCCAAGCCUCAGAUCAAACCUGAGAUUAAACCAGAGCCCAAGCCUCAGAUCAAACCUGAGGUUAAGCCAGAGCCCAAGCCUCAGAUCAGACCUGAGGUUAAACCAGAGCCCAAGCCUCAGAUCAAACCUGAGGUUAAACCAGAGCCCAAGCCUCAGAUCAAACCUGAAGUUAAGCCAGAGCCCAAGCCUCAGAUCAAACCUGAGGUUAAGCCAGAGCCCAAGCCUCAGAUCAAACCUGAGGUUAAACCAGAGCCCACACCUCAGAUCAAACCUGAGGUUAAGCCAGAGCCCAAGCCUCAGAUCAAACCUGAAGUUAAGCCAGAGCCCACGCCUCAGAUCAAACCUGAGGUUAAGCCAGAGCCCAAGCCUCAGAUCAAACCUGAGGUUAAACCAGAGCCCACACCUCAGAUCAAACCUGAGGUUAAACCAGAGCCCAAGCCUCAGAUCAAACCUGAGGUUAAACCAGAGCCCAAGCCUCAGAUCAAACCUGAGGUUAAACCAGAGCCCAAGCCUCAGAUCAAACCUGAGGUUAAACCAGAGCCCAAGCCUCAGAUCAAACCUGAAGUUAAGCCAGAGCCCACACCUCAGAUCAAACCUGAGGUUAAACCAGAGCCCAAGCCUCAGAUCAAACCUGAGCCUAAAGCUGAAAUCAAGCCAGACAAACCUGCACCAGAGAGGAAACCUGAACCACCUCCAGCAAAAGUUUAUUUGGAACAAGAAAAAUCAAAACCAUCUCAACCACAACCAACAAGGCCAGUACCAGCUCAACCAGAACCAGCACAAGUCAUUUUGGUAGUGAAGGACGUGACCCCUAAGAAAGUUCUUUUGGAGCCAAAAGAAGAGCUGACAAGAAAACUGGAUGCAAAUAUUUGUUCUUCAGAGAAGGAAAAACAAGCCAAAGUGUUGGAACCAGAGAAGAAGGCUCCAGCAGAAAAGCUACCUGCGAAGAAAGAGGAAGUUACUCCCAAAGUUGAAAAGAAACCGACUCCAGAGCCUACAGUUUUGCCACCAACUAAGAAAAUUUCCCCAGCUGAAGCUGAAAAAGAAGCUCCAGCACAGCCUGCAGGUGUACCACCAGCAAAGAAAGUUACUCCAGUUGAAGAGGCUGAAAAGGAACCCGUUUCUGCUCCUGCAGCUGGGAGAAAAGGAAAGAUUCUUAGUACUGUGGAGGAAAAACUAGAAAUGCCAACUCUAAAGCAAGUUAAAAGGAUCUCUAGAGAGAAGGACGAAGAACAAGAGAGCGUGAAAUUAAAGAAGGUUCCUAAGCCUCCAGUCGAAAAGCAUGAAGAAGUCAAGAAAGUCUUUGCUGAAGCAGAAACUGAGAUUUUAAUUACAGAGAGAUAUGAGGCUGAAAUGCAUUUCGAAAAAUAUGAAAGAAUUAAAAGAACUGAGGCAUCAAGGCCUAAAAAAGACAAAGCGGUUCCAGUUUAUGAUGUUAAAGAACCAGAAACAAUCAAACCAGAGGAAAAGAAGGAGGAAAGGCCCGAAUUUAAGAGAACAGAAAAGAUUCCAAAACAGGACGUUCCAGAUGAACCUGGGCUGGCUCUUAAAAAGGUAAAGAAGUUGCCUCUUGAAGAAAAAGACCAAGAAACAGUAAAACUAAAACCCUUUGAAAAACCUGAGAAACCAGAACCUGUACCAGAAAAAAAUGCUAAAAAGGAACCAAGCAAGAAAGAACCGAUAUCUUUUGAAAGAGAUAGAGAACCUAUUGCGUUUGAAAAAGGUGAACUACCCCAGAAGGCUGGUGUACAAAAAGAACCUGAGACCCCUAAGAAAACAGUGGAGCCUCCUAAACCUGAAGAGAAGAAACCAGAUGAGGUGGACCGCAAGCCUGUGGAUAGAGCAAAAAAGGCUGAAGUACCAAAAGAGCCCGAAACACCAUCUUGGAAGGGCAAGAAAAUCCCAAAACAAGAGGAAGAGCCUGAGAAGAUUCACCUGAAGCCUUUUACAAAGAAGCCUUCAGCUGAUGAGAAGAAGGCUCCAGAACCUAAGGAUAAAAAGCCAACAGAGAUAGUGCCACCUAGCCGAACGCCAAUAGAACCGAAAGCUCAGGAGAGGGAGGUUGAAAUGCCUAUAAAAGAAGCUGAAAAGAAGCCAGCUGAGGUUCCUCAAGAAGAGGAAAAGAAGGAGAUCCCCAAAAAAGUAACUCCUUUGAGAAAGGAUACACCAAAGCAGCAGGAGGAGGAGAAGAAACCGCUAGUUAUCAAAAAGGGCAGUUUGCCCAAAGAACCUGAGAAGGAAGAAAUUGUACUUAAACCAGUUAAGAGGGUUUUGGAACCAAAAAAGACUCCUUCACCCAAAGUGACCAAGCCAGAACCAACUGAACUGACACCUGUGGAGAAAAAACCAAGUGCAGGUGUUGCUAAAAAGCCAAUUCCUGCAAAGGUCACACCUAAAGACUCUUUUGAAAGUGUAACUCUUAAGAAGGUGCCCAAAAAGGUUUCACCCCAGGAGGAAAAGCCCGACAAAAAGCGAGAGGUUCCUCUAAAGAAAGAACUUUCUCCUGAAGCCAUACAGCUGAGAAAAACAUCAACCCCAAGGGAAAAAGAAGCAUUGGAAGAGGAAGCGGUUGAUAUUGGAGAGGAGGCGGAGGUUGAGUCGUGGGGAAUGGAACUUACUCCUCAAGAUAGUUACGCUUCAGAAGACUAUGAGUAUUUGGAAGACGACGCACUUGAGACGACAGGCGUUCCAGGAGCUAGACGAGACGGAAAACCAAAAGAAGAGGUCGGUAAGGGCAGAGGACUGAAACCAAGACAAACCCCAUCUCCUGGCGAUGCUGGACGUGGAAGAGGAUUGAAACCGGGUGCUGGAGGUGAAAAACCUCCAGGAGACGCACCGUUUGGUUUCCAGCUUAAGGCUGUGCCUCUGAAGUUUAUCAAGGAAGUCCAGGACAUCGUGUUGGAUGAGGCUGAAUCUAUCGGUUCCUCCGCUGUAUUUGAGUGUCAGGUCUCUCCUUCUACUGCUAUAACUACAUGGAUGAUAGAUGGAAGUAACCUAAGAGAGAGUCCUAAGCACAAGUUUACUUCUGAUGGAAAGGACCGUAAACUGGCCAUCAUUGAUGUCCAGCUAUCAGACACCGGAGAGUACACAUGUGUUGCCAAGCUUGGAAAUAAAGAGAAGACGUCAACUGCAAAACUGAUUGUUAAAGAGCUACCUGUGAAAUUCACCAAGAAUCUGGAGGAUGAAAUGUCUGUGCUGAAGGGACAACCCAUGUACUUGACAUGUGAGUUGAGUAAAGACAGAGACGUGGUUUGGAAGAAGGAUGGAAAGCCACUCACGGCAAUUGAAGGCAAGGUUGCCAUCAAUGUUAUUGGCCUGCAACAUUCCGUGACAAUCCAGGACUCCAACGAUGAUGAUGCUGGAGUUUAUACAUGUGACUGUGAAAACCUCCAGACCAAGUCAACCGUCAAAAUCAUCGAAAUUAUCAGAGACUGGUUGACGAAACCACUGAGAGACCAACACGUCAAACCAAAGGCUACUGCUACCUUCAAGUGUGAGCUCUUUAAAGACACUCCCAAUUGGAAGUGGUUCAAGGGAGACGAAGAGCUUCCAACCGAACCCACAGAUAAGUUCGAGAUCAAGAAGGAUGGAAAAGACGUCAGUCUGACCAUUAAGAAUGCCCAGCCGGAUGACGUCGGCGAGUACGCCAUUGAAGUGGAGGGUCGUCGAUAUACCGCAAAACUGACACUGGGAGAACGUGAGGCUGAGAUCCUGAAACCACUUGCCAGUGUGGAAGUGGUUGAAAAGGAGGAGGCCAACUUUGAUACUGAAAUCUCUGAGGAUGAUGUGCCCGGAGAAUGGAAACUUAGAGGACAGGUUCUAAUAAGAUCACCGACAUGUGAUAUCAGAGCAGAGGGAAAGAAGCGAUUCCUGACUUUGAAAAACGUUCAGCUCGACCAGGCUGGAGAAGUAACAUACCAAGCUCUAAACGCCAUCACAAGUGCAAUGCUUACAGUCAAAGAAAUCGAAAUGGAUUUCGUAGUACCACUGAAGGACAUUACCGUACCUGAAAAGAAACAAGCAAAGUUUGAGUGCAUCAUCACUAAGGAUGUACCUAAAGUGAUGUGGUAUAGAGGAUCUGAUAUUGUUAUAUCAGACCAGAAAUAUGAUAUCAUUGAUGAUGGAAAGAAGCACAUGUUGGUUAUAAACCAGUGUGAGUUUGAGGAUGAGGGGGAAUAUUCUAUUGAGGUCUUGAAUAAAACAUCAACAGCUAAACUGACGGUGGAGGGUAUUAGACUGAAGUUUAUCUCACCAAUGUCGGAUCAAACUGUGAAGGAAAGCGAAACUGCUCGGUUUGAGCUUGAGCUCUCUCAUGAGAAUGUCCCAGUGACUUGGUACAAAAAUGAAACAAAACUGCAUCCGAGCAGAACCGUGCUUACCCAUGUUGAUGGAAAGAGACAUAUAUUAGAAAUCAAAGAAGUCACUCUAGAUGAUACCUGCCAAAUAAAGGCAGAGGCUAAAGGAUUAUCGACUACAGCAAACCUGACUGUACUAGAGGGAGACGCCUACUUCACGGUUAAACUUCAGGACUACACGGCAGUUGAGAAAGACGAGGUGACUCUCGACUGUGAGCUGAGCAAAGACGUUCCUGUGAAGUGGUUCCAUAAUGAGACAGAAAUUAAGGCCUCCAAGCUGGUUUCCAUGAAGGCUGAUGGUAAAAGAAGAGUCCUCCAGAUCAAGAAAGUAGGGGACAAAGACAAGGGCCAGUAUGUCUGUGAUUGUGGAACAGACAAAACAAUGGCAACUGUGAAUAUUGAAGCCCGUGACAUCAAGGUGGUUAAACCUAUGUACGGUGUGGAGCUGUUUGAUGGUGAAACCGCACGUUUUGAGGUGGAACUCUCAGAGGACGACGUCCACGGCCAGUGGAAACUGAAGGGAGAGGUUUUUUCUCAGUCACCGGAUGUUGAAAUAAUUGAGGAUGGAGCUAAGCACACUUUGACUUUGUACAACUGCAAAGUUCCCCAGACAGGCGAGGUUUCAUUCCAGGGUGCCAAUGCCAAGUGUUCUGCAAAUCUGAAAGUAAAAGAACUUCCAAUUACUUUCCUGACACCUCUGAGUGAUGUGCAAGUGUAUGAGAAGGAUGAAGCGAGGUUUGAGUGUGAGAUAUCACGCGAAGCAAAGAGCUUCAGAUGGCUGAAGGGAUCUCAGGAGCUGACGGCCGAUGAUAAAUUCGACAUUUUGGUGGAGGGAAAACAACACACUCUCAUUGUCAAAUCUGCAGCCUAUGAAGACGAGGCUAAGUACAUGUUCGAGGCAGAGGACAAGAGAACUUCUGGCAAACUCAUUAUUCAAGGUAUUCGUCUUGAGUUCAUCAAGCCUAUCAAGGAUGUCACGGUGAAGGAGCGCGAGACAGCAGAAUUCAGUAUCGAGCUUUCUCACGAGAACGUUCAGGUCACCUGGUACAAAAACGACGUGCGCCUGCACCCAAGCAAAGUGGUCCACAUGUCAGAACAGGGCAAGAUCCACACGCUGUCUAUCAAGGAGGUGUCCAUCGACGAUACUUCUCUAAUCAAAGUAGAGGCUCUUGGAAAAAGCUGUGAGGCCAUGCUUACUGUGCUUGAGGGCGAGGCUUACUUUACCACCAAGCUACAGGACUACACAGCGGUGGAGAAGGACGAAGUGGUGCUGAUGUGCGAACUUAGCAAACCUUCAGCUGAGGUGAAAUGGUAUAAAGAUGGCAAGGAGAUUACCCCCUCCAAAAAUAUUCUCAUCAAGGCUGAUGGGAAGAAGCGCAUUCUGACUGUGAAGAGAGCUGAUAAAGGAAAUAUUGGAGAAUAUACUUGUGACUGCAGUACCGACAAAACCACAGCUAAGCUCAAUAUUGAAGAACGUGACAUCAAAGUAGUCCGUCCACUCUACAGCGUGGAGGUUACAGAAACAGAGACGGCUCGCUUUGAAACAGAGAUCUCCGAGGAGGACGUCCAUGGAAACUGGAAACUGAAAGAAGAAGCUCUGCACCAGUCUCCGGACUGCGAGAUUAAAGAAGAAGGAACCAAGCACAUGCUGAUUCUCUACAACGUACGCAUGGACAUGGCCGGUGGUGUAGACUUCAGUGCUGCCAAUGCUAAAUCCAGCGCUCAGCUCCGUGUUAAAGCACGAGUCAUAGGCCUCCUGCAGCCUCUCAAGGAUGUUACGGUGACGGCCGGAGAGACAGCAACCUUUGAUUGUGAGCUGUCAUACGAGGGCAUAUCUGUGGAGUGGUUCCUCGGGGGUACAAAACUGGAACCAAGCGACAGAGUGGUGACUCGAGCUGAAGGUAGAGUCCACACGCUGACCCUUAGAGAUGUGAAACUGACAGAAGCAGGAGAGGUGAAACUCACUGCUAAAGAUUUCCAAACCCAGGCCAAACUCAUCAUAAAAGAACCUCCAGUCGAGUUCACCAAGCCGCUUGAGGACCAGACUGUAGAGGAAGAAGCCACCGCUGAAUUAGAGUGUGAAGUGUCCAAAGAAAGUGCAGAGGUCAGUUGGUUCAGAGAUGGACAGGAAAUCCGUAAAACUAAGAAGUACGAGAUGGUGGCUGAGGGCCGCAAGAGAAAGCUCAUCAUCCACGACUGCACACUUGAUGAUUCAAAGACAUACACCUGUGACGCCAAAGACUUUAAGACUUCUGCUUUCCUCAAUGUUGAACCUCCACAUGUUGAGUUUACUAAACCACUCCAUGAUGUUGAGGUCAUGGAGAAAGAAACAGCCAAGUUUGAGUGUGAAGUUUCCAGAGAAAAUGCUAAGGUCCGCUGGUUCAAGGACGGAAAUGAAAUCAGAAAAGGCAAGAAAUAUGACAUAAUUUCCAAAGGAGUGCAGCGCAUUCUUAUCAUUAGCAAGUCAGUGUUUGAUGAUGAGGCUGAAUAUGAAUGUGACGCGAAGACCUCCAAGACCUCUGGGAUGCUGACCGUCAUUGAGGAGGAGGCAAGAUUCACAAAGAACCUGUCCAACGUUGAAGGCACAGAGACUGACAGUGUUAAGCUGAUCUGUGAGGUCUCCAAGUCCAGUGCAGAUGUUACAUGGUAUAAGGGUGACCAGGAACUGCCUGAGGGAGGCAGAUAUGAACAUAUCACAGACGGCAGAAAGAGAAUCUUGUUCAUCCAGGAUCUUCGCAUGGAUGAUGCAGGAGAGUAUCACUGCAAACUGCCCAAAUCUCAAACCACAGGAAACCUGAGAAUUAACGAACUUGCUGCUGAGUUCCUUUCCAGACCUCAAAGCCAGGAGGUGGUGGAGGGUGAAAAGGCAGAAUUUUCAUGUUCGGUCUCCAAGGACUCUUACGAAGUCAAAUGGCUCAGAGGCGACAAAGAACUUCAGACAGACGACAAAUACGAAAUCAUUUCUGACGGAAAGAGACGAGUCCUCGUGGUGAAGAACUGCGAGCGGGCCGACGAGGGUCCUUUCGUGGCGCUUAUUGGAGCAACCAGAGCUUCAGCUGAACUGACAGUACUCGAGAAACUUAGAAUUAUUACACCCCUCAAAGACACGAAGGCAAGUGAGGGACAAGAGAUUGUUCUUAACUGCGAGGUGAACACAGAGGACGCCAAGGCCAAGUGGCUGAAGAAUGAAGAGACUGUGUUUGAGAGCAGCAAAUUUAUCAUGACUCAGAAGUACAACGUGUACUCUCUUAGAAUCACCAACGCUGAGAAUUCAGAUGCAGCUAAUUAUGUGGUCAUUCUGUCCAAUCAGCGUGGAGAAUCCGUCAAGAGUUCUGCCAACAUCACCGUACAAGAGGAGGAUCUGAGGAUCAUUGUUCCUCUGGAGGAUGUGGAAACCCAGGAGAAGAAGACCAUUAGCUUCUCAUGCAAAGUGAACAGACUGAACGCAAAGCUGCAGUGGUUGAAAGGUGGACAGGAGAUCACCUUCAGCAAACGCAUCGUGUACCGUGUUGACAAGGACAAGCACACCAUAACCAUUAAAGACUGCAGUCUGGCAGAUGAGGGCGAGUACUUAGUCAUCGCUGGUGCCGACAAGUCCACAGCUGAGCUGAUCAUUAGUGAAGCUCCUACAGACUUCAUCACACAUCUUCAGGACCAGACCAUCACUGAAUUUGAAGAUGCUGAAUUUAACUGCCAGCUUUCUAAAGACAAAGCAGAAAUUAAAUGGUACAGAGAUGGCAGAGAGAUCCGAGAGGGGCCACGGUAUCAGUUUGAGCGUGAUGGAAAGACCUGCACACUGCGCAUUAAGGAGUGCAGACCCGAUGAUGAAUGUGAAUACGCCUGCGGUGUCGACGACAAAAAAUCAAGGGCUCGUCUCUUUGUUGAAGAGACCCCAGUGGAGAUUAUCAGGCCACCCCUGGAUGUGUCUGAGCCUCCAGGCACUGACGUUGUGUACGAGGUCGAGCUCAACAAGGACAGAGUUGAAGUCAAAUGGCUAAGAAACAACAUGACCAUUGUCCAGGGUGACAAAUACCAAAUGAUGAGCGAAGGCAAAAUUCACAGGCUUCAGGUCUGUGAGAUUAGACCUCGCGACCAGGGCGAGUACAGAGUCAUCGCUAAAGACAAGGAUGCAAGAGCCAAGCUGGAGCUUGCAGCUGUGCCACAGAUCAAGACUACAGACCAGGACUUGAUAACAGAUGCUGGAAAACCACUUGUCAUGUCAGUGCCCUACAGUGCAUACCCACACGCUGAGGCUGAAUGGUUCUUUGAUAACGUUAGCCUGCCAAAAGAUAAUAUUUAUACCACUCCAGACAAAACAGAGUACCGACUUAAGGACCCCAAGAAAUUAGACGAGGGUCGUUAUAAAAUCAUUAUAAAGAACAAGCAUGGAGAGGGAGAGGCUUUCAUCAAUCUUAAAGUUGUUGAUGUUCCUGGCCCUGUGAAGAACCUGCAUGUGGUCGACACAGCCGACGGAGAGGUCAGCAUUGCAUGGGACGAACCCGAGAGUGACGGCGGUAGCAAAAUCCUAGCAUACGUUGUUGAGAGACGAGAUGUCAGACGCAAGACCUGGACUCUAGCGACGGACCGGGCUGACAGCACAGAGUACACCGUCACCGGCCUGCAGCAGGACUCGAAAUAUUUUUUCCGUGUUUGUGCUCGCAACAGAGUUGGAUGUGGUCCCAACGUUGAGACUGAUGAAGCAGUGCAAGCCAAGAAUAAGUUUGAUGUUCCUGACCCACCUCAGAAUGUCUCUGUUGGCAACGUGAGCAAGUUUGGCGCUACCGUCUCCUGGGAGCCUCCUCUGUACGACGGUGGAGCAGAAAUCACUGCCUACAUCAUUGAGCUUCGUGACAGGACUUCUGUGCAGUGGUCUCCAGUCAUGUUGACCAAAGCACAGGAUCGUUCAGCCAUCGUUAACGACGUUAUUGAAAACAAGGAAUACAUCUUCCGUGUCAGAGCAGAGAACAAGGCUGGCCAGGGCAAGCCAAGUGCCGCCACUAACUCAGUUAAAAUCAUGGACCCAAUUGAGAGGCCAAGCCCACCACUGAAUCUUACCCACUCAGAACAGACCAAGGAUUCCUGCCUGCUGACAUGGGAGACUCCUCUCAAAAAUGGAGGCAGCAUGAUCACUGGCUACAUCAUCGAGAGAUGCGAGGAAGACUCAGACAAGUGGCUGAGAUGCAAUGCCAGGCUUUGCCCAGAGCUCCUGUACAGGAUGUCUGGCCUUAAAAAUGGAAAGAAAUACAAAUACAGAGUGAUUGCUGAGAAUGCAGCCGGUCAGUCAGACCCAUCUAAUGUUGUUGGACCUGUUCUGGCUGAUGACUCACACUUUGCACCUACACUGGACUUGAGUGCUUUUAAGGAUGGCCUGGAGGUAAUUGUUCCUCAGUCUCUUGUUAUUCGUGUUCCCAUUACUGGAUACCCAACACCCACUGCCAAGUGGAGCUUUGGAGAAAAUGAGCUCACUGCUGGUGACCGUGUGUCCAUGGUGACAAAGAGCACUUUUACAGAGUUGGUCAUUACCCCAAGUGUACGUCCAGACAAGGGUACAUAUUCUCUUACGCUGGAGAACGAUGUGAGCAGCGUCUCUGGAGAGAUCGACGUCAACGUAAUCGCAUGUCCAAGUGCACCCAAGGACUUUAAGGUGGCAGAGGUAACCAGACGCCAUGUUCAUCUUAUGUGGGAAGCACCAGACCAUGAUGGAGGAAGCCCAUUGACUGGCUACCAGGUUGAAAAGCGUGAGGCAUCCAGAAAGACUUGGGUCAAGGUAAUUACUGGUGUGCAAGACCAAGAAUACACAAUCACAGAUGUGAUCGAGGGCAAGGAGUACCUGUUCAGAGUUACCGCCUGCAACAAGUGCGGCCCUGGAGAACCUGCCUACAUCGAUGAUCCUGUGAACGUGUCUUCACCAGCCACUGUUCCAGAUCCACCAGAGAAUCUUAAAUGGAGAGACAAGUCUGCCAGCAAGAUAUUCCUCUCAUGGGAGCCUCCAAAGUGGGAUGGUGGUGCACCAAUUAAAAACUACAUGGUUGAUAAAUGCCAGCGUGGUACUGACAAGUGGGAGCCCUGCGGCGACCCAAUUCCUGAGCUGAAGCUUGAGGUGACAGGUCUGAAAGAGGGUCAGUGGUAUGCCUAUCGUGUCCGGGCUGUGAACAGACUGGGCUCAGGCAGACCUUGCAAGGCAACUGAUGAGAUUUUGGCUGUUGAUCCUAAAGAGCCUCCAGAGAUCCACUUAGAUGCAAAACUACUGGCAGGCUUAACUGCAAAGGCUGGCACAAAGAUCGAACUUCCUGCUGACAUCACAGGCAAACCUGAACCAAAGGUCAAAUGGAGCAAGGCUGACCUCAUCUUGAAGGAGGAUGACAGAAUCUCUAUUGAAACAAAGCCCGGUCACUCUACAGUCUUUAUCGCUAAAACAAAACGUGAUGACUCUGCCACGUACAUUGUUGAGGCAGUUAACAGCAGUGGCCGUGCAACUGCAACCGUUGAUGUCAACAUUUUAGAUAAGCCUGGUCCUCCAGCUGCUUUCGAUAUCUCUGAAAUUACCAGCGAGUCUUGUUUACUUGGCUGGAAUCCACCCAGAGAUGAUGGUGGAUCAAAGGUGACCAACUACAUUGUUGAGAGAAAGGCCACAGACAGUGAGAUCUGGUACAAGCUCUCUUCCACUAUCAAGCAGACCAACUAUAAAGCCACCAAACUCAUACCUUUUAAAGAAUACAUCUUCAGAGUCUAUGCAGAAAACCAGUUUGGUAUUGGUUUACCAGCUGAACACGCUCCAGUAACUGCCAGAUACCCAUUCGAUUCACCUGGACCUCCAUACAAACUUGAGGCAUCUGAUAUUGCUAAGGAUGCUGUAACUCUGAACUGGUACGAGCCUGAUGAUGAUGGUGGAAGCCCCAUUACUGGCUACUGGGUGGAGAGAUUUGAGCCAGAUGUUGAUAAGUGGAUAAGAUGCAAUAAAGUGCCAGUCAGCGACACUAAUUUAAGAGUGAAAGGAUUGCCUACAAGGAAGAAGUACAAGUUCCGAGUCUUGGCUGAGAAUCUGGCUGGACCAGGCAAACCAAGCAAAGAGACUGACCAGAUCUUGAUCAAGGAUCCUAUCGAUCCUCCAUGGCCUCCUGGCAAGCCUACCGUUAAAGAUGUCGCGAAAACAUCUUGCUUCCUGCAAUGGACAAAACCCGAGCACGAUGGUGGGGCUAAGAUCGAGUCCUACGUCAUCGAACUUCUCAAAAGUGGAACCACUGAUUGGGUUCGCGUGGCGGAAGGUGUUCCUUCCCUCGAGUAUUUCCUGAAGGGACUGAUGGAGAAGCAGGAAUACUCCUUCCGUGUCAGGGCCGUCAAUGCAGCAGGAGAGAGCGAGCCUAGUGAGCCCAGCAAUCCUGUCCUGUGCAAGGAGAGACUCAAUCCUCCAUCUCCACCACGUUGGUUAGAGGUGGUGAGUAUUUCCCGUGACAACGCCGAACUGAAGUGGACAGCCCCGGAGAGAGACGGUGGAUCUCCAAUAACCAACUACAUUGUGGAAAAGAGAGACGUCAGGCGCAAGGGCUGGCAGGCCGUGGACACCACAGUGAAGGAGCUGAAAUAUACAGUCACGCCACUUAACGACGGCUCGCUCUACGUGUUCCGCGUGGCAGCAGAGAACGCUGUCGGACCCAGUGACUACUGUGAACUUGUGGAUUCUGUUCUAGCGAAAGAUACAUUUACUACUCCUGGACCUCCUUAUGCUCUGACUGUCGCUGGGGUGUCAAAGACCCAUGUUGAUCUUACAUGGGAGGCACCUAAGAAUGAUGGUGGCCGACCUAUCUUGAGAUAUGUCAUUGAGAAGAAAGAGAAACUUGGAACCCGCUGGGUGAAAUCUGGUAAGACGUCAGGGCCUGACUGCAAGUACAGGGUGACCGACGUGAUUGAAGGAACUGAGGUGCAGUUCCAGGUCCUCGCUGAGAACGAGGCUGGGGUUGGACACCCAAGUGAGCCCACAGAUAUUGUGGUAAUUGAGGAUCCCACAGGCCCACCAUCUCCUCCUCAGGAGCUCCACGUCACCGAGGCAGCUCGAGAUCACAUCUCUAUCGCAUGGAAACCUCCAGAAAGGAACGGAGGAAGUCCAGUCACUGGCUACCACAUUGAGCUCUGUGAGGCUGGAACAGAGAAAUGGAUGAGAGUUAAUUCCCGGCCAGUUAAAGAGCUGAAGUACAGAGCUGGGGAGGAGGAAGGCAUCGUUCCUGAGAAGCAGUACAUUUUCAGAGUCCGUGCCGUUAAUUCAAUUGGUGCCAGCGAGCCCUCAGAUAUCUCAGAGAGUGUAUAUGCAAAGGACUCUGACUGUGCGCCAACCAUUGACUUCCAGACCAAAGAUCUCGUUGUUGUGGAGGGUGAGAAGAUGCACCUUCCCAUUCCAUUCAUCGCUGUUCCAUCACCCAAGAUUACAUGGCACAAGGACGGCAAGGAGUUAAAGGCCGAUGACAGAGUCGCGUUCAGAUCAGAGUAUACAUCCUGCCACCUGGAAAUCCCAGACUGCAUCCAUGCUGAUGCUGGCCAGUACAAAGUGACUCUGGAGAACUCUCAUGGAGCAACCAGUGGAACAAUGAACGUUAAAGUUAUUGGUCUUCCUGGACCCUGCAAGGAAAUUGCUGCUAGUGAAAUCACCAAGAACUCCUGCAAAGUGUCAUGGGAUCCUCCAGACUACGAUGGCGGCAGCCCUAUCCUCCACUACGUCCUGCAACGCAGAGAGGCGGGCAGGAGAACGUAUGUCAAUGUCAUGUCCGGUGAAAACAAAGUUAGCUGGCCUGUCAAGGAUCUCAUCCAAAAUGGAGAGUACUACUUCCGUGUCCGCGCGGUGAACAAAAUCGGCGGUGGAGAGUUCAUUGAGCUUCGCAAUCCCGUGAUUGCCGAGGAUCAGAAACAUCCACCUGAUCCACCUGUAGAUGUUGAAACCCACAAUCCUACUUCAGAGUCUGUGACCCUGACCUGGAAGCCGCCCAUGUAUGAUGGCGGAAGCAAGAUCAUGGGUUACAUUUUGGAGAAGAUGAUGAAGGGAGAAGACAAAUUUGAGAGAUGUAAUGACUUCCUUGUGCCAGUGUUGUCCUACACUGUUAAAGGCUUGAAGACUGGAAAAGAGUACCAGUUCCGUGUGCGUGCAGAGAACGCAGCGGGCAUUAGUGAUCCUUCCCGCAGCACCCCUCUGGUCAAAGCUACUGAUGCAGUUGAUCGUCCCAAAGUGUUCCUCAGCGGUAGCUUGCAAUCCGGCUUGAGUGUCAGGAGAGGUGAAGAGAUCCAUCUGACUGCCUACAUUUCGGGAUUCCCUUAUCCGGAAAUAACAUGGACGAGGAACAAUUCAACCAUCAGGCCAGAAGCACUGAAGAAGAGGCCAGAAAAGCCUAAAAAGAAGAAGGAACAGAAGCCAGAAAAGAAGGAGGAAGAGAAGGACAAGCCAGAGGAAAAGAAAGAAGAAGAGAAAGAAAAGAAGGAGGAAAAACCAGAGGAGGCCAAAGAGAAGAAGGAGGAACCAGAGGAACCUGAAGAGCCAGAAGAGGAGUACCACCCAUCACUGAAUGAGCGUCUUACUAUCGACAACGCAAGGAAGGGAGAAUCCUAUGUUAUCAUAAAAGACGUUAUCAGGGGAGAUCAUGGUGUGUUCACCAUCAAGGUGGAGAAUGAUCAUGGUGUCGCCACUGCCAUCUGUGAGAUCAGUGUUCUGGAUACUCCUGGUCCUCCAGUCAACUUCAAAUUCGAGGAGGUUAGAAAGGAUUCUGUCCUCUGUAAAUGGGAUCCUCCUCUGGAUGACGGCGGCAGUGAAAUUGUCAAUUACAUCCUUGAGAAGAAAGACAACUCCAAGGUUGAAACUGGAUGGGUCACUGUGACUUCAACUCUCAGAGGCUGCAAGUACCCAGUGACAAAAUUAAUCGAAGGCAAAGAGUACAUCUUCAGAGUUACUGCCGAGAAUAGAUUCGGUCCUGGAAAACCAUGUGUCUCCAAACCUGUUGUUGCCAAGGAUCCAUUUGAUCCUCCGGAGGCUCCUGAGAAGCCUGAGAUCGUGGAUAUCACAGCCAACAGCAUGGUCGUCACUUGGAACGAGCCCAAUGACAAUGGCAGCCCCAUCCAAGGAUACUGGGUGGAAAAACGAGAAAUUAACAGUACACACUGGGCAAGAGUUAACCGCAACAUUGUUAAUGACCUUGAAAUAAAAGUAGAAGGUCUCUUGGAAGGAUUUACCUACAUCUUCAGGGUCUGUGCAGAGAACUUGGCUGGCUGUGGAAAGUUUAGUCCACCAUCUGAUCCAAAAACAGCACAGGCUCCCAUCUUGCCACCGGGUCCACCAAUUCCACGCAUCGUUGACACCACUGAUCAUUCAAUAACAGUGGAAUGGGAUCCUCCAGCAGACAAUGGUGGUGCAGACAUUUUCGGCUACCAUGUUGACAAGGUAAUCGCUGGCACUAAGGACUGGUCCCGAGCCACAGAGAGACCAUGGAAGACCCGCACGUUCACUGUGUUCGGGGUCAGAGAAGGAGCUAAGUACAUAAUCCGCGUAGUUGCAGUCAACUCUGCAGGUGAAGGAGCUCCUGGUAUGACAGAUGCUGCUAUCGUGAGGAAUCCUGCAGAGAUGCCUGUCAUUGAACUUGAUAUCUCUGUGAAACACGGUCUCGUCAUAAGAGCUGGCGAGAUACUGAAGAUCCCUGCUCACGUGACAGGAAAACCUAAACCCUCACUUUCAUGGACAAAAGAUGAUGCAGCGCCCGAUAAGGAGCGUGUAGAGAUUGAAGAAGUGGAUCAAGAUAGCACACUGAUCAUCAAGACUUCGAAGAGAAGUGACGGCGGAAAAUACCAAAUCACUGCAGCAAACCCAAGUGGUAUCAAGUCUGCAUGGACCAGAGUGGAAGUUAUGGAUGUACCUGGACCCGUCCUUGACCUCAAGCCUGUUGUAGUAACCAGAAAGUUGAUGAUUCUGAACUGGUCCGAUCCCGAUGAUGAUGGUGGCAGUGAUCUGACUGGCUUUGUUAUUGAGAGAAGAGAGCCAAAGAUGCACACGUGGAGGCAGCCCAUCGAAACACCUGCAUCCAAGUGUGAAAUUGUGGGCAUCAUGGAGGGACAGGAGUACAUCUUCCGAGUUGUAGCCAAGAACAAGUACGGCUGUGGACCACCAGUUGAUCUUGGACCUAUUCGUGCUGUCGAUCCACAAGGUCCACCAACUUCCCCUGAGAAGUUCCACUACACAGAGAGAACCAAAUCUUCCCUUACACUGGCAUGGAGACCUCCUCGCAAUGAUGGUGGCAGUCCAAUCAUCGGCUACAUCAUUGAGAAGAAGCGUCAGGACGAGCCUGCUUUCCAGCCUGUCUCUAAAGACCUGUGCACCGACCUAACCCUGACCGUGGAGAAUCUGGAUGAGCUGCACAUGUACGAGUUCCGUGCAAAGGCUGUCAACAGCAUUGGUGAAAGUGAUCCUUCCAUCCCCAUGACUGUUGUGAUUCAGGAUGAUGAAGUUGCUCCAACUUUGCACAUGAUGAAGCACUUUAAGGGUGAUUUGAUCAGAGUAAGGAAGAACGAGCCUAUCGAGAUUCCUGCUGAGAUCACAGGUCUCCCAAUGCCAAAGGUCGAAUGGUUGAAGGAUGAUGUUGUCAUGGACAAAUCCAGUGAGAGAGUCCUGAUGGAGACCAAAGAGAUCGACAGACUUACAGAACACACCAAACUCACAAUCCCAGCUAUUGCAAGGCUGGACAAGGGAACCUAUACAGUAACUGCUUCAAACAGACUGGGAACAGCCAGUCAUAGCAUCACUGUAGAGGUGCUAGAUCGCCCGACACCACCGAGAAAUCUUGCUGUUUCAAACAUCCGAGCUGAGUCCUGCCAGCUGACCUGGGAUGCACCACGUGAUACCGGUGGCAGUGAGCUCACCAACUACAUUGUUGAGAAGAAAUACCUCGAUGUUGAGGAUCCUGAAAAAGCAGAAUGGGUUCUGGUUACGAACUCUAUUGUCGACAAGAAAUAUGGGGUCUGGGACCUGGAAACAGGAGGCAACUAUAAGUUCAGAGUCAAAGCUGAGAAUAAAUUCGGAAUAAGUGACGCCUGUGAAACAGAGGAAAUACAAAUCAGGGAUCCAUUUGCUUUACCAGGUCCACCACAAAAUGUCAAAAUUGCAGAGCACUCUAUAACCCAUAUGCUGGUGACCUGGGACCCACCACUGGAUAGUGGUGGAUCUGCUAUCACUGGUUAUUGGCUAGAGAAGCGUGAAAAAGGCACCUCCUACUGGUCUAAAGUAAACAAGUCCUUGGUUUCAAAGCGUGGCAUGAAAGGAUGGGAAUUCCAGGUCACACGUCUCAUUGAGGGAACGGAGUAUGAAUUCCGAGCGAUGGCUUGCAAUUCAUCUGGAGUUGGGCCCCCAAGUGCCGUCUCCGAAUCAGCCGUUGCUACUGAUCCUUUAACUCCACCUAGCAUGCCAGCAGCUCCUAAAAUUGCUGACAAAACCAAGCGUAGUGUUACUCUGUCAUGGGUUCCACCAGCCAAAGAUGGUGGAAGCCCCAUAAAAGGCUACAUUAUUGAAAUCCAGGAUGAGGGCACGUCUGACUGGAAAAGGGUGAAUGAUGCGGAUAAUCUACAUCCUACUACUGUCUUCACCAUUCCAAAUCUCCAGGAACUGAAGAAGUACAGAUUUAGAAUCAUUGCAGUCAAUGACAUAGGCGAGUCUGAACCAAGUCCAAGAACUAGCGAGGUUCUGCUGGAGGACGUUCACACUGAGCCUAAAAUAUUUAUGGACAUUAGUGCUGAUGAGCUGCACUGUAUACGUGCUGGAUCUCCAAUCAAAAUCCCAGUUACUGUUACUGGACGUCCCGUUCCCAAGGUUACAUGGGAGUUUGAUGGCAAAGCGAAGACAGAGAAGAAGGAUCGUCUUCAUACCCUGCCGGUUGAUUCACAGGUGGAAUCUACAGACACCACGUCUGUUGUAACAAUUCCCUCCAGCUUGAGGUCUCACUCGGGCAGAUACACUGUCACAGCAAAGAACAAAACAGGACAGAAGCAUAUUAACAUCAGAGUGGUUGUGCUUGAUGUUCCUGGACCACCAAAGGAACUUAAAGUUACUGAUGUUACCAGAUCCACAAUGAGGAUUAUUUGGAAACUCCCAGAUACUGAUGGUGGGGAGAGAAUCAAGAGCUACUUCAUUGAAAAGAAGGCUGUCAGUGGAAAGGCAUGGACUACAGUAAAUCCUGCCUCUGCCAGUAUGGCCUUUGUGGUGCCUGACCUUCUUGAAGGCCAGGAAUAUUUGUUCAGAGUCCGUGCUGAGAAUCGUCUUGGAAUGGGUCCUUUUACAGUGACCACAGACCCAGUCAAGGCUCGGGAUCCCAUCUAUCCUCCUGAUCCCCCAACCAAGGUCAAGAUAAACCUUGUAACCAAGGACACCGUGACACUAUCAUGGAUGCCUCCCAAAAACAAUGGUGGUGCUCCAGUAACACAUUACAUAAUCGAGAGGCUGAGCUGGGACACGACUGGUCCACAAAAAGAGACCUGGAAGCAGUGCAAUAAAAGAGAUGUUGAAGAGACCACCUUUAUUGUUGAAGACCUCAAAGAGGGUGGUGAAUAUGAGUUCCGUGUGAAAGCAGUAAAUGAAGCCGGCCCAAGCAGACCCUCUGUUACAGUGGGACCAAUCAUCAUCAAAGACCAGACCUGUGCUCCAACCAUCGAUCUCAGAGAAUCUCUGGAGGGCGCAGAAACAUUUGAUGUCAACAUAAUUGCCAGGAUUCAGGGCUGUCCAUUCCCAUCCCUCAUCUGGCAGAAGGCUUUAUUUGACAAGCCGGAUGAAAAGGCUGACGUGCACUAUGAUCAGCAUAUCAAUAAACUUGUCUCCGAUGACAAGUGCUCCCUGGUCAUUCAGCAAUCCAAGAGAGCCGACAGUGCAAUUUACACACUGACUGCUACUAACAGCCUUGGCAAGGCCUCCAAGGAUAUCAGGGUUACAAUCUUGGGACGACCUGGGCCACCAGUUGGACCAGUCAAAAUUGGGGAGGUGUUUGCAGAAAGGAUUGGCCUGUCUUGGAACCCGCCCACAGAUGACGGUGGCUCCAAGAUCACAAACUAUGUCAUUGAGAAGCGUGAGGACAGCAGGAAGUCAUGGGUACAUGUCUCCAGUGACCCCAAGGAGUGUGCAUACACAGUUCUCAGGCUCACAGAGGGACACGAAUAUGAGUUCCGUAUCAUGGCCCAGAACAAAUAUGGUGUAGGACCACCACUAUACAGCGAGCCUGAGAAAGCAAGGAACCUAUUCACUGUCCCUGGUCAAUGUAACAAGCCAACAGUCUCAGAAAUCAGCCUUGAAUCCAUGACUGUGGAAUGGGAGGAGCCGGAAUACGAUGGCGGAUCUCCAGUUACUGGCUACUGGCUGGAGAAGAAGGAAACGACUUCCAAACGCUGGACCAAAGUUAACCGUGACCCCAUCAGAAUCAGACCUCUUGGUGUUUCCCAUAUUGUGACUGGUCUUAUGGAAGGAGCCACUUACCAGUUCCGUGUCACUGCAAUUAAUGCUGCUGGAUGUGGACUUCCAAGUCUGCCAUCAGAUCCCGCCGUGUGUAGAGACCCCAUCGCACCUCCUGGACCUCCACUGCCAAAAGUAAUUGACUGUACUAAGUCAACUGUAGAUCUUGAGUGGAUUCCUCCACUGAAUGAUGGUGGAUCUAAGAUCACAGGAUACUUUGUGGAAUACAAGGAAGAAGGAAAAGAGGAAUGGGAAAAGGCUAAAGACAAGGAGAUUAGGGGCACAAGAUUUGUUGUGCCUGGACUAAAAGAACUGGGACUUUACCGAUUCAGAGUUAGAGCAGUAAAUGCUGCAGGAGUUGGUGAACCUGGUGAAGUCUCUGAAGUGAUUGAAGUCAAGGACAGAACAAUUCCACCUGAAGUCGACCUAGAUGCAUCUGUAAAAGAAAAGAUUGUUGUACAUGCUGGUGGCGUCAUCCGGAUCAUUGCCUAUGUGUCUGGCAAGCCUGCACCACAGAUUAUCUGGAACAAAGAUGAUGGUGAGAUGCCCAAAGAGGCUGUUAUUGAGGAAACUGCGAUAAGCUCUUCUCUGGUCAUCAAGAACUGUCUAAGACGACAUCAAGGCAUUUACACCCUGAUUGUCAAGAAUGAAGGAGGAGAAAGAAGAAAAUCAGUGAUUGUGGAGGUUCUGGAUGUUCCUGGACCUGUGGGUCAGCCUUUCUCCGGUAUAAAUCUUACUAAUGACACUUGCAAGCUGACAUGGUCUUCACCAGAGGAUGAUGGUGGCUCAGCCAUUACCAACUACAUCAUAGAGAAGAGAGAAGCUGACCGCAGAGGCUGGACCUCAGUUUCAUAUACCGUGACCAGACAUAAUGCUGUGGUUCAGGGUCUCAUCGACGGCAAGGCUUACUUCUUUAGAAUAGCUGCUGAAAAUAUUAUCGGAAGAGGCCCGUAUAUUGAGACAACAUCACAAGUUCUCAUCAAGGAUCCAAUUUCUGUUCCUGAGCGUCCAGAAGAUCUGGAAGUAACUGCUGUCACAAAUGAUUCUGUUAGCGUGGCAUGGAGACCACCGAAGUAUGAUGGCGGCUCAGAAGUAACAAGCUACGUUCUUGAAGUUCGUCAAAUCGGAAAGGAUAACUUUGUCCGUAUUGCCACUGACGACAAGCUGAUGGAUCGUAAAUUUACUCACACUGGUCUUAAAGAAGGUUCUACGUAUGAAUUCCGUGUCAGUGCUGUGAAUCAAAUUGGCCAGGGCAAGCCUUCAUUCAGCACCAAACCCAUCACAUGCAAGCAAGAGCUUGAACCACCUGCUCUUGAUCUGGAUUUCCGUGAUGUGAUCUUGGUCCGUGUUGGCCAUCCAUGCACCCUUCAAGGUCGCUAUGCAGGAAAGCCAACACCAUCAAUUAAAUGGUUCAAGAAUGAUGAGGAGCUUCAGGCAAAUGAGGAAAUUGCACUUAGCAGCACCAGGAAAACCUUGUGCUUGUCUAUUGAGAAAGCUAAGCGUGAUCACAGUGGUAAAUACUCUGUGGUUGUGGAAAACUCUGUUGGCACACAGAAGGGCUUCUGCACUGUCACCGUUGUUGAUCGCCCACAGCCUCCUGAAGGCCCUGUUAUCUUUGACGAAAUCUACAGAGAUCACAUGGUCAUCUCCUGGAAACCACCACUGGAUGAUGGUGGCUGCGCUGUUUCCAAUUACAUUAUUGAAAAGAGAGAUUCCAACAGGGAUCUCUGGAUGCCGGUCACCGAGUCAUGCACUCGAACAACAUGUAGGGUUCCAAAACUAAUUGAGGGCAGAGAGUACAUCAUCAGAAUCUGCGCUCAGAACAUUCAUGGCAUCAGUGACCCAUUGCUCUCUGCUGAGACAAAAGCAAGAGAUGUCUUUAAGGUGCCUGAUGCUCCUAAACAACCAGUGGUGAAAGAGGUCUACAAAGACACAGCACUUGUAACCUGGGAACCACCAGCUGAUGGUGGAAAACCAAUCACAAACUACAUUGUCGAGAAGAGAGAAACCAUGUCAAACCGAUGGAUCCGUGCUGGAACUGACCGUAUCUUCCCUAAACCAGAAUACUGGGUACCUGAUCUUCUCAAGGGAUGUGAAUACGAGUUCCGUGUCAUGGCAGAAAAUGUGGUUGGUGUUGGCGAUCCUAGCCCACCCUCAAAACCUGUUUUUGCUAAAGAUCCUAUUGUGAUUCCAAGCCCACCAGUGAAACCAAUGGCCAUUGACAAAACAAAGGACUCAGUCACUCUUUCUUGGGAACCACCCAAGGAUUGUGGUGGAGGCAAAAUCUUUGGCUAUCUCCUCGAGUACCAAAAAGCCGGAGCUGAGGAAUGGAUCCAGGUUAACCAGACUCCUGAGUCCUGCCCAGAAACUACAUUCAAAGUUAUCGGCCUUGAAGAUGAAGAGUUGUAUAGGUUCAGAGUAAAAGCAGCAAAUGCAGCAGGUGAAUCGGAGCCUGCCAAUGUUCCAGAACCUGUUCGGGCACAAGACAGACUUGAGCCCCCAGAGCUGCUGAUAGAAUUGGGCAUGCCUCGUGAGCUCAAAGCCAUGGCGGGUACUCACAUAAGAAUUGCUGCUGGAAUCAAAGGCAUUCCAUUUCCUAAAGUUACAUGGAAGAAGAAUGAGGCAGACAUACCUCCAAGAGCAGAGAUUGAGACUUCUGGAGUAAGAAGCAAGCUUCAGAUGCGCUACUGUAACCGUGGUGAUUGUGGAGACUACACACUUACUGUCGAAAAUCCAGCUGGAUCCAAGACAGCAACAUGCACCGUGCUUGUUUUAGACAAACCCGGCCCAGUUCAGAACCUGCGGGUGUCAGAUGUUAGAAGUGACUCAGCUCAGCUCUCAUGGAAAGAUCCUGAAGACAGUGGUGGUGUGCGUAUCACUAACUUUGUUGUGGAGAAAAAGGAUGUCACUUCAGCACAGUGGGUGCCAGUCUGCUCCUCAUCUAAAAAACGAAGCUUAAUGGCCAAGCAUUUGAUGGAAGGCACAUCGUACAUGUUCCGCGUAGCUGCUGAAAAUCAAUACGGCAGGAGUGAAUACGUGGAGACCACUAAACCUGUAAAGGCAAUGAACCCACUGUUCCCACCUGGUCCACCAAAGGACCUGCAUCAUGUAGAUGUUGACAAAACAGAGGUGUGGCUUCAGUGGAACUGGCCUGACCGCACAGGAGGAAGUGACAUCACUGGCUUCUUGGUUGAAUAUCAGGAGGAGGGCGAGAGAGACUGGAUUGACUUCAAGACCGUCAGCAUCCCUGAAUGCCAUGUGACUGGGCUAGAGGAGGGAAAAACCUACAGAUUCCGUGUUAAGGCAGAGAAUGUGGUUGGUCUUGGCAGACCAGAUACCACCGUGCCUGUCCUGUGCCAGGAGAAACUUGUGCCACCCAUUGUAGAGGUUGACGUCAAACUCAUUGAGGGAAUCAUUGUGAAAGCAGGAAGCACUAUCAGACUGCCUGCAAUCAUGAGAGGCAUCCCAGUUCCAACUGCUAAGUGGGUCAUUGAUGGUGAAGAAAUCAAGAGCGAAGGAAAUACCAAGAUUGACACAGACAACUUUUCAACCAUUCUGAGCAUUGCAGAGUGCACAAGGAAUCACACUGGAGUCUACAUUCUCACAGUAUCUAAUGCUGCUGGAAGUAAGACGGUUUCUCUCACCGUCACUGUACUUGAUGUCCCAGCCGCCCCGAUCGGCCCGGUUAGCAUUCUCGAGGUAACUCCAGAUUCCAUGGUUAUUGAAUGGCGUCCUCCCAAAGACGAUGGUGGAAGCCCUGUCAUGAACUACAUUGUUGAAAAGAGAGAAUCCAACAAGGAAACCUGGGGAGGUGUCAGCUCUGGAAGCAUUGCCACAAGGCUUAAGAUUACUCGUUUGCAGAGUGGCGUUGAAUAUGUCAUGAGAAUCCGGGCCGAGAACAAAAUGGGAGUCGGCGCACCUCUUGAAAGUGCACCGACUGUAGCCAAGCAUCGGUUCGAGCCACCUGGUCAUCCUGGAAAACCUGUUGCAUCAGAUAUUUCUGAGGAUUCACUCACUCUUGGCUGGACAAUGCCCUUGUAUGAUGGCGGUAGUCCUAUUACUGGUUAUAUUAUUGAGCGUCGACAUAAAGGAGGCAAGUGGAUUCGAGUGAACAAAACUCCUUGCAAGGACCUUAGAAUUAGAGUGCUUGGACUUUUUGAGGGUAAUGAAUAUGAGUUUAGAGUAUUCGCUGAAAAUAUUGCUGGCUUUAGUGGGCCCUCACCUAUCUCAGACCUAGCCAAACCCUGCAGACAGGUCACAGUUCCUGGACCUCCUGUCAACCCUAAAGUUAAGGACUACAGCUGUACCUAUGUUGAUUUGGUCUGGAUAAAGCCUAAUAGAGAUGGAGGUAGUCCAAUCUUAGGGUACGUCGUUGAAAUGCAGAAAGUAGGCGGGGAAUGGGAAACAGUCAACAAAGAUGAUCUUAUUAAACAGUGUGCUUAUAGAGUCAAGGGACUAAAGGAAGGCACCGAGUACAGAUUCCGGGUAAGAGCUGUGAACAUGAUUGGAGAUGGUGAAACAAGAGAAAUCCCAGAAUCAGUCAUUGCUCAAGACAUCCUUAUCCCACCAGAGAUUGAAAUGGAUGUCACAUGCCAUCCACAAGUGACUGUCCGUGUAGGUCAUAACAUUAAUAUUAUUGGAUACGUAAAGGCAAGGCCUGAUCCAUUGAUCACCUGGACCAAGGGAGAAACCGUUUUGGAAAAAGACAAGCGUACCACUCUGAUAAAUAACUUCCCUGUGGUACAUAUGCGCAUCAAAGAAGCAAUCAGAGCAGAUCAUGGAAAGUAUGUUCUUAAGGCAGUAAAUGAGAGCGGAGAAGCUUCAGCUACCAUCAACGUAACUGUGUUGGACAGACCUGGACAAUGCAGGAAUCUGGCUUUGACGUAUGUGAACAAAAACUCUUGCAUGGUGAACUGGGAUGCUCCUGAGGACAAUGGCGGCACUGAAAUUACAAAUUACAUCGUUGAGUGUCGCGAGCCAAGCGUAAGAGGAUGGUCAAUGAUUUCUUCCGACUGCACCAACCGCAAGGUAAAGGCAAAACUCCUGGAGAAUCACGAAUACAUGUUCCGUGUAUCAGCAGAGAACAAGUGUGGCCCUGGACCAGCAAUAGAAACCAAGACACCUAUUCUUGCAAUUGAUCCACUUCAGAAGCCUGGUGAGCCAGAAAACUUCCAUGUAGCUGAUAUUGGCAAGAACUUUGUUUACUUGAGAUGGAGGCGACCAGAUUAUGAUGGUGGCAGCGCUAACCUAGGAUACAUUCUGGAAAGAAAAGCCAAGAAUGCUGAGGAAUGGGAAAGCGUACAUGACAAAACACUCAAAAAUACAUUCUUUAUGGUGGACAAAUGUGUAGAGAACCAUGUCUAUCAGUUUAGAGUGAAAGCAACAACUGAUGCCGGAGAAAGUAACUGGGUUAGAACAUCUGACAUUCUUGUCAAGGAAGAUCUUCACAAACCAGUUCUUGACCUCAAAUUUGCUGGCACUAUUGUGGUUAAAGCAGGUGAAACUGUCAGGCUUGAGGCAGCACUCAGAGGAAAGCCACAACCUGAGGUGAAAUGGGUAAAGGACAAGGCUACAGAAGAUAACCCACGGGUCACUGUUGACACUGGAGCAGAUUAUUCAAAGUUCAUUAUGAUUAAAGCCAAACGUUCAGACACUGGAAAGUAUGUAAUCACUGCCACAAACGCAGCUGGAACUUUCACUGCAUAUGCAACUUUGAGUGUUUUGGACGUACCAGGGCCUGUCAGAGAUGUCAGGGUUACAGGAGUCUCCACUGAUAAAUGUAGGGUUGUCUGGGAUCCUCCAGAGGAUGACGGUGGUUGUGAGGUUGACAGCUAUAUUCUAGAAAAAUGUGAGACAAGAAGAAUGGUUUGGUCUACAUACUCAGCUAACGUGGUGACCAGCUACUGUAACGUUACCCACCUUGUGGAAGGUAAUGAGUACAUCUUCAGAGUAAGAGCAGAAAACAAAAUGGGAACAGGUCCUCCAAUGGAGAGCAGGCCUGUUAUCGCCAAAACACAGUUCGGCAGACCUAGUGCACCUGAUGCACCAGAAGUAACCAAAGUUGGAAAGGAUGAGAUGACGGUUAUAUGGGCUCCUCCUGAGAAUGAUGGAGGAAAAUCUAUUACUGGCUACAUCCUAGAAAGAAAAGAGAAGCGUGCCGUACGAUGGGUACCAGUUACAAAAAGCCCCAUCUCUGAGAGGCGUAUGAAGGUAACCAACUUGAUACCUAACCAUGAAUACCAAUUUCGUGUCAAGGCUGAAAAUGAGGUUGGACUGGGAGACCCAAGCAAACCCUCAAGACCCAUCGCUGCCAAAGACCCAAUAGAGCCUCCUGGUCCUCCUGGUGGUGUGAAAGUGGUUGACAGCACAAAGACCACAAUCACACUUGGCUGGUGCAAGCCGAUGUAUGACGGUGGUGCUCCAAUCUUGGGAUAUUUGGUUGAGAUGAGAGAAAAGAUUGAAGUAGAAGGUGAACAAGAGCGGGACCCAGAAGAAGGCUGGUCAAAACGUAAUGAUAUUGGACAGCUUGUGCUCACCGAAUUAACAAUGCUCAAUUUGGACGAAAGGAAGCAAUAUGAAUUCCGGGUCUCCGCACACAACCAAGUGGGCAUGGGUCGCCCUGCAAAACUCAAGGAUGCCGUGUCACCAAAAGACAUUCAUGAAAUACCUGAGAUUGAUCUGGAUGCCAGUUUGAGAAAGGGUUUAAGUGUAAGAGCAAGUUGUCCCAUACGGCUCUUUGCUACCAUCAGAGGAAGGCCUGCACCUAAAGUGACCUGGAAACGCGUGGGAAUUGACAACGUUGUCCGACGAGGUCAUGUGGACCAGAUUGAUACAAUGACUUUCCUUGUUAUCCCCGAGAGCACACGCGAAGACUCUGGAAGAUAUUCACUGACUCUCUCAAAUUCUUCAGGAGAGAAAGCUGUAUUUGUUCGUGUUAAAGUCUUGGAUACUCCUGGACCUGUUGGCGAACUAGCAGCAACCGAUGUUACAAAGACAUCUUGCCAGCUCUCCUGGUUACCUCCAGAGAAUGAUGGUGGCAGUCCGAUCUUGAACUACAUCGUAGAAAAGCGUGAAGUAGACAGAAAGACAUGGAGCAAUUGCACAAACGAUUUAAAGAAGACAAGCUUUAAAAUCACAAAUCUUGCACCAGGAACAGAAUACUACUUCAGGGUUAUGGCAGUCAACAAGUAUGGUGUUGGUGUGCCUAAGGACUCUCCAAAAUCUUACUUGGCCACAGAUCCCAUGAGUGAACCAGAUCCACCCAAAAAAAUGGAUGUGUUGGAGAUUACAAGGAACAGUGCAACGCUCGGAUGGCUGAAACCUCUAAGAGAUGGAGGCGCUAAGAUUAACGGCUACAUAGUUGAUUACCAGGAAGCUGGCAAACCUGAAGACAAAUGGACUUCCUACUCAGUUGUAAAAGACUUGAGUAUUGUCGUUGUUGGUCUUAAAGAGAACACGAAAUACAGAUUCAGGGUUGCAGCAAGAAACUCUGUUGGAUGCAGUCUGCCACGAGAGGCUGAAGGAAUGUUUGAAGUGAAAGAACAGCAGAUGGGCCCGAAGAUCAUCAUCUCUGAUGUGGUGACAGCAAGGGCAGGAACAAAGUUAAAGGUCGAAGCGCUUGUUUCUGGCAAACCAGUUCCAGUGACCACAUGGAGGAGAGGAAGCGAUGACGUGGUUACAUCUGAUCGCCUGUUCAUACAAAAGACUUUAACUUCAUCCACACUUAUGAUAAAGGAUGUUUCAAGAAAAGACAGUGGCUACUACAGUCUUGCUGCUGAAAACAACAUUUCGAAGGUCAACCAAAUUAUUCGAAUCAUCAUUUACGAUAUUCCUGGUCCUCCAGAGGGUCCUCUUGAAAUUCUUGAUACGGACAUUGAUGCUUGCACCCUUGCAUGGAACACUCCAACCGAGGACGGUGGAAGCAACAUUACUAAUUAUGUUGUUGAAAAAUGUGACGUGAGCAGUGGUGACUGGGUCCCUGCAGUAGCAUCUUGCACCAAGACCAGUUGCAGAGUCAUAAAACUUGUCCCUGGAAAGGAGUACGGUUUCCGAGUCCGUGCUGAAAAUCGCUUCGGUGUUUCAGAGCCAAUCUACUCGGUGAAAAUGAUAGCCAGAUAUCCGUUUGAUCCACCGAGUGAACCAAGAAACUGUUGUGUCAACAAAAUCAACAGGGAGUUUGUUGUUUUGUCCUGGGAAAGACCAGCAAAUGAUGGUGGUAGUCCUAUUCUAGGAUACUUCAUUGAACGUAAAGAGAGAAACAGCCUUCUGUGGGUCAAGGCAAAUGAAGCCCUUGUUCGUGCCACUGAAUAUACAUGCACUGGUCUUAUUGACGGUCUGGAAUACACAUUUAGAGUAUCUGCUGUCAACAAGGCAGGCCAAAGCAAACCAAGCAAGCCAACAGAAAUCAUUACAGCCAGGACGCCAAUUGAUCCACCUGGUAAACCUGAAGUUCUUGAUGUAAUGAAGCAUGCUGUAUCUCUUGUAUGGAACCGUCCAAAACAUGAUGGUGGUAGCAAACUCAUUGGGUAUAAUGUUGAGUCUUUGAAGCUUCCGGGUGACAAGUGGGUGCGUGCAAAUGCCCAAAAUGUGCCCACAGAGGAGUACACUGUCACUGGACUUGACGAGGGAGCCCAAUACAAGUUCAGAAUUAUUGCCAAGACCGCAAUCAACACCAGCCUGCCUUCGGAAGAGUCCGAUGUCAUUACAGUCAUUGCAGAGAAUGUGCCACCAAGAGUUGAGAUUAGUCUUGAAAUGAAGAAUCUAAUCACAGUCAAAGCCGGAUCGAAUGUCUGCCUUCAAGCUGAGGUUUAUGGAAAACCAUUACCAAAAGUUACAUGGAAGAGAGAUGGUGUGCCACUGAAACUUGUUGAAGGCAUGAAGAUGUCUCAGAAGAGACAUCUGUUCCUCCUAGAGCUGUUCUCAGUGACAAGGAAGGAGUCUGGAGAGUACACUAUCUUAGCUGAGAACCCAAGUGGUUCUAAGUCUGGCAACAUUAGGCUGAAAGUUCUGGAUAAACCUGGACCUCCAGCAUCGGUUAAGAUCAGCCACAUCUAUGCUGACCGCAUUAAACUGAGGUGGGAGCCACCUCUUUCCGAUGGUGGUGCUGAAAUAACCAACUACAUUAUCGACAAACGGGAAACGAGCAGAGCUAACUGGGCUCAAGUUACUUCCAACAUUAGUGGCCAGCUUACCAGCUGCUCAGUGGAGAAACUAAUUGAGGGCCAUGAAUAUGAGUUCCGCAUCAGCGCCGAAAACAAAUACGGUGUUGGCGACCCAAUUGUAACUAACUCAGUAAUCGCAAAGAAUCCAUAUGAUGUUCCUGGCCCAUGCGAUCCUCCAGUUAUUACUAAUAUCACCAAAGACCACAUGACUGUGAGCUGGAAGGCCCCUGCUGAUGAUGGCAAAUCUCCAAUCCUUGGAUACAUGGUUGAGAAACGUGAAGUUCAGGAAGUUGCUUGGUCCAAAAUAAACAGAAGGCCUGUCAUUGACAGAACUAUUAAAGCUGGAGGUCUAACCGAGGGUUCUGAAUAUGAGUUCAGAGUUAUUGCCCUCAACAAGGCUGGACUUGGCAAACCAAGUGAUGCAUCUAAAGCUGCUUUAGCCAUGGAUCCAUUGUAUCCUCCCGGACCACCUGCCUUCCCCAAGGUUGUGGACUCUACACACAGCUCAAUUAGUCUAUCCUGGACCAAGCCUGCGUAUGAUGGUGGAUGUGAAAUUCUGGGCUACCUUGUCGAAGUCAAGAGAGCAGAUUCAGAAGACUGGACGAAGUGCAAUAUACCGAAAAACCUUCAGGAAACAAAGUUCCUUGUUACUGCUCUUCUUGACAAAACAGAGUAUCAGUUCCGUGUGAGUGCUGUGAACAAGAUUGGUUUCAGUGAGCCAAGUGAAGUUCCUGGAAAUCAUUUGGCACAGGACAUUUUGAUUGCUCCAGAGGCAGAACUUGAUGCAGAUCUAAGGAAAGCACUGGUGCUGCGUGCUGGAGUAACCAUGAGAAUUUAUGUUCCUGUUAGAGGACGUCCAGCACCAAAGAUAACAUGGAGCAAGGUCAAUGCUAACCUAAAGGAGAGACAAGGUCUCAUGAUCAACACAACAGAAUGGGAUACAUACGUGCACUGUGAGAACAUCAACAGAUACGAUGCCGGCAAAUAUGUGCUUACCCUGGAGAACAGCAGUGGAUCCAAGUCCUACACUAUUGUAGUCAAAGUCUUAGAUACCCCCGGACCUCCACUCAACCUGAUUGUAAAAGAGACUUCAAAGAGUCAUGCACAUAUUACUUGGGAUGCUCCACUAAUUGAUGGGGGAAGUCCAAUAAAGAGCUAUGUUGUGGAAAAACGUCUGGCAGAGAGAAAGGCAUGGACCUGUGUUGCUCCUGAGUGUUCCAAAACAUCUUUCAGGAUUACUAAUCUUGAAGCUGGAAAAGCUUACUGCUUCAGAGUCUCGGCUGAAAACGUGUAUGGUAUUGGAGAGGGUUGUGAGACAGCCGGACCAGUAAAAGCAUCAGAGCAACCUGGACCAGUUACAGAUUUUAAGCCUUCGCUCAUCACCAAAGAUUCCUGCACUCUUAUGUGGAAGAAGCCAAUCAGUGAUGGUGGAAGCCAUAUUGUUGCAUAUGCACUAGAGAUAAGUGAAGGUGAAGAUAAAUGGAGGCAGCUCAUGAAGUCCAAGCUCAUGCAGUAUACAGUGAGGGACCUUGUAGAAGGAAAACAAUACAGCUUCGGAGUUAAGGCUUUCAAUGAGUCCUCUGAAGGACCCUUGACUGAGCUUUCUGUGGUGGCUAAGGAUCAAGUUGUUCUCCCAGACUGUGACCUUAAAGGCUUGCCAGACUCCUGCUACAUAGCAAAGGAGGGAAGCACAGUUCGCCUAACAAUCCCAAUUAGUGGCAUUCCUGCUCCAACAGUCAUGUGGAAGAAGGGCGGUGUUACUUUGGGAGACAGUGGAAGAAUCUCUGUUGAAUCCACAGCCACAAACACAAUCUUGCUGAUACGUGACUGUCAAAGAGGCGACGCUGAAAAGUACUCGCUGAUUUUGAAAAACAGUGCAGGAACCAAAGAAUCCACAAUUGAUAUCAAGGUUGUCGGGAAGCCCGGAAUCUGCACAGCACCCAUCAGGUUUGAUGAAAUUACAGCUGAUGGAAUAACCCUGGAAUGGGAUCCACCCAAGGAUGAUGGCGGAUCAGAAAUUUCCAACUACAUUGUAGAAAAAAGGCCUUCCGCCAGUAACAAGUGGGCCACGGUUGCUUCAGCCAUUCAGAAGAACACCAUGAGAGUCACAAGACUUCAUGAUGGAACAGAGUACCUGUUCAGAGUAUGUGCAGAAAACAAAUAUGGUGUCGGAGAGUUCCUCAGAUCUGAUCCGGUGGUGGCUAAACAUCCAUUCAAUGCUCCAGAGGCUCCAGCCCCACCACAGAUUCUGGAUAUUCGCCAUGAGCAUGCCAUUGUAGCAUGGUCAGAUCCAAAAGAUACCGGAGGCUCUCCUAUUACUGGAUAUCAUGUGGAAUUCAAAGAUAGAAACAGUUUGAUGUGGAAGAGAGCAAGUAAGACUCCUCUGAGAGUGAAGGAGUGCAGAGUGACUGGUUUAGUUGAAGGUCUUGAGUAUGAAUUUAGGGUUAUGGCUAUGAACAUGGCUGGACUUGGUAAGCCAAGCAAACCCAGUGAAGCAGUUGUUGCACUUGACCCAAUUGAUCCUCCUGGCAAACCUGAUGUAAUCAGUGUCACAAGGAACAGUGUAACACUUAUUUGGACCGCACCUAAGUAUGAUGGAGGCCACAAACUUACAGGUUACAUGGUUGAAAAACUGGAGCAUCCAGGAAAAGUUUGGACGAAGGCCAACCAUGUCAAUAUACACAGCUGUGCCUACACAGUGACAGAUUUGCAUGAAGGCUGCAUGUAUGAUUUUAGAAUUAGAGCAAAGAAUGCAGCUGGUGCCAUCAGCGCUCCCUCAGAGCAAACCGACACUCUGGUCUGCAAAGAUGAAUAUGAGCCACCAACUAUUACAAUCGACCCUGAAAUGAAGGACGGCAUCUUCGUCAAGGCUGGAGACACAAUAGUGGUUACUGCUACUAGUAUUCUUGGCAAACCUCCACCUAAUGCUGUAUGGUCGAAGGAUGGAAGAGAAUUCAAGCCAUCAGAUGUUGUCCAGAUUACGAGCACUCCAACAUCUUCAACUCUGUCUAUCAAAUAUGCCAGUAGAAAGAACACUGGGGAGUAUACAAUUACUGCAAGCAAUCCAUUCGGUAUUAAGGACGAGAAAGUGAAAGUGAAGGUCCUGGAUGUACCUGGUCCUCCAGGUCCUAUUGAAGCAAGCAGUGUUUCUGCUGAGAAGUGUACACUCACAUGGUUACCACCAGAAGAAGACGGAGGCUCCGCUAUCAAAUCGUACCUUCUCGAAAAGAGAGAGACUAGCCGUCUACUUUGGACAAAGCUCGCUGAAAAUGUAAUGGAUUGCCGCUUUGUGGCCAGCAAAUUGAUUAAAGGCAAUGAAUAUAUCUUCCGUGUUUCAGCUGUGAAUCAGUAUGGUACUGGUGAUGCCACCCAGUCUGGUCCAGUGAAAAUGGUUGACAGCUUUGGACCGCCUGGACCACCAUCAAAACCAGAAAUUGAUAAUGUCAGCAAAAACGCUGUAACCAUUUCCUGGAAGAGACCUGCUGUGGAUGGAGGAAGUGAUAUUAGAGGGUAUAGUGUUGAGAGAAAAGAAAGGAAAGGUUUAAGAUGGGUUAGAGCUUCAAAGAAAACCAUCUCUGAUCUACGUUGCAAAGUAUCUGGCCUCACAGAAGGAGUUGAGUAUGAGUUCCGUGUAACUGCAGAAAACAAAGCUGGUUUUGGAGACCCCAGUGAACCUUCACAGCCAGUGCUGACAAAGGACAUCACAUAUCCACCUGGGCCUCCAUCCAAUCCAAGAAUUACUGAUACCACCAAAACCACAGCAACAUUUAACUGGGGAAGACCCUUUUAUGAUGGUGGUCUUGACAUAACAGGCUACAUUGUUGAACACAGAAAAGAAGGAGAAGACGACUGGGUUCAAGACACAACUUCUCCAUUGAGAAUUACUGAGUUUGUCGUUUCAAACUUACAAGCAGGAGGAAAAUACCAAUUCAGAGUCAGUGCAAUAAAUUCUGAAGGAUGUGGGGAACCUGCUGAAGUUGAGAAAGUUGUGGAACUUGUGGAUCGUGAGGAAGCUCCUGACUUUGAACUGGAUGCGGAACUGAGAAAAACACUUGUUGUCCGCUCAGGUGCUUCUAUUCGUAUAUUUGUGCCAAUCAAGGGUCGCCCAACUCCAGAGAUUACAUGGAUAAAAGAUGAUAUUCCUCUGAAGGGUCGUGCCCACAUUGAUACUACCGAGUCAUACACUUUAGUUGUCGUUCCUGAGUGCACAAGAUACGAUGCUGGAAAAUACAUGUUGACAUUAGAAAACGUAGCUGGAAAGAAAACAGGAUUUGUCAAUGUACGAGUUAUAGAUACACCAGGACCUCCAGUCAACUUGAAACCAAGAGAAAUCACUAAAAACAGUAUCACACUUCAGUGGGAAAUUCCAAUUAUAGAUGGUGGAUCUAAGAUUAUAAAUUACAUAAUUGAGAAGCGUGAUGCUACCAGAAAAGCUUUUACAACAAUCACUACGAAUUGGCAGAAGUGCUCCUACAAGGUUACAAAUUUGGAGGAGGGAGUUGAAUACUUCUUCAGAGUUUUGGCUGAAAAUGAAAUAGGUAUCGGUGAGGCAGCAGAAACACCUGAACCUAUCAGAGCUUCACAAGCUCCAUCUGCACCAGACAAUCUAAUUGUUACAGAUGUGUCGAGGCACACAGCCACCCUGGCCUGGACCAAACCAACAUAUGAUGGUGGUAGCAGAAUCACUGGCUACGUGAUUGAGGCUCAGAAAAAGGAUUCUGACCAGUGGUUGCAUGUGACAACAAUUAAGGCUUUGGACUAUGUUGUAACAGAUUUAAUAGAAAAUGCAGAGUACAUAUUCCGCAUCUUUGCUGUGAACAAUUCAGGUAGAAGUGAGCCUCGGGAAAGCCGACCAGUUGUAAUCAAAGAGCAGACCACAGCACCAGGAUUUGACCUUAGAGGUGUCUAUCAGAAGUUAGUAAUAGCCAAAGCAGGUGAUAACGUGAAGGUUGAGAUCCCAGUUUUGGGUCGCCCAAGACCAUCUGUUGUCUGGAAGAAAGAAGAUCGGGAAAUUAAACAGACACAAAGAAUUAACAUUGACAACACAGCAACUUCUACUAUUCUUAACAUACGGGAAAUCAAACAAAAAGAUGGAGGACAGUAUUCAAUGACUGGAAAAAAUAUACUGGGAACAGUUACAGAGAUCAUCACUGUCCAAGUUCAUGACAUCCCAGGACCACCAACUGGACCAAUAAAAGUGGAUGAAGUUUCUUGUGACUAUGUACUCAUAUCAUGGGAAGCACCAGAGAAUGAUGGAGGCGUUCCUAUCAACAAUUACAUUGUCGAGAUGAGAGAGACCACAGGCACAUCAUGGGUAGAAUUGGCAGCUACUGUUAUUCGCACAACAUUCAAAGCUGCUCGCUUAACAACUGGAAUUGAAUAUCAGUUCCAUGUUAGGGCUCAAAACAGAUAUGGUGUUGGCCCCUUCAUAACAUCAGAACCAGUUAUUGCUGCAUAUCCGUUUGAUGUACCAGGCCAACCAGGCAUUCCAGAAGUUGUUGCCUUUACAAAAGAUUCCAUCACAAUCAGCUGGAAUGAACCUUCCACUGAUGGAGGAAGCCCAAUUUUGGGAUAUCAUAUUGAAAGAAAAGAGAAAAACAGCAUCCUUUGGCAGCGAAUCAGCAAAGCCCUUGUGGUUGGAAACAUUUUUAAAUCAUCAGGCCUGAUGGAUGCUAUUGCAUAUGAAUUCCGUGUUAUUGCUGAAAACAUGGCUGGUCUUAGCAAGCCAAGCAAGCCAUCAGAGAUGACAUAUGCACUUGAUCCAGUUGACCCUCCUAGUCAACCAGUGGCAAUUAAUAUAACUAGACAUGAGGUGACCCUUCAGUGGAAGAAGCCAGAAAACGACGGUGGUUUCCCAAUCACUGGGUACACAGUGGAAAAGAAAGAAUCAACGAAUGGCCGGUGGCUUAAAGCAAACUUCGGCAAUAUCCUGGAGACAAACUUCACAGUUAGUGGUCUGACAGAAAAUUCUUCGUAUGAAUUCCGAGUCAUUGCAAGAAAUUCAGCUGGAUCUGUCAGCAAGCCCUCUAAACCCUCUGAAGUCAUUAUCUGCAGAGAUGAUAUUGAGGAGCCAAAGCUUGAUGUUGACUCCAGUUUUAGUAGCACUGUUGUGGUUAGGGCUGGAGAUGUCUUCAAGCUUGAGGCUCAUGCUAUUGGCAGACCAAUUCCAUCUUUGGUAUGGACAAAAGAAGGAAAAGAACUUGAAGAUACUGCAAAACUAGAAAUCAAAUCAGCCGACUUCUAUACAUGUUUGAUCAACAAAGAUUCCUUACGAAGAGAUGGAGGUGCAUUUACUUUGACUGCCAGCAACCCUGGAGGAUUUGCCAAGUUUGUUUAUAAUGUCAAGGUUCUUGACAGGCCAGGACCUCCAGAAGGACCACUUCGUGUUACAGACAUGACAACAGAGAAAUGCAUCCUCUCUUGGCUACCACCACUUGAAGACGGAGGAGCAAAGAUUGACUAUUAUAUCAUUCAGAGGCGUGAAACAAGCAGACUUGCAUGGACAAAUGUAGCCACAGAUUUACAAGUAAACCGUUACAAGGUUACUAAAUUACUGAAAGGAAAUGAAUAUGUUUUCAGAGUUAUGGCUGUGAAUAAGUAUGGAGUUGGUGAGCCCCUUGAGUCAGAGCCUGCAGUUGCCACUAACCCCUAUGUGCCAUCUGAUCCACCACAAACUCCUGAAGUUACAAUAAUUACAAAGGACUCUAUGGUGGUGUGCUGGGGACAUCCUGAAAACAAUGGAGGAAGUCCCAUAAAUACUUACAUUAUUGAAAGAAGAGAUAAAACUGGUCUGCGAUGGGUCAAAUGCAAUAAGAGGACAGUUACUGACCUGCGCUUUAAAGUGUCUGGACUUACACAAGGACAUGAAUAUGAAUUCAGAAUCCUUGCUGAAAAUGCUGCUGGUGUAAGUGCUCCAAGUCCUUCAAGUCCAUUUUACAAAGCAUGCGACACAAUAUUCCAGCCUGGACCUCCAGGAAAUCCAAGAGUUUUGGACACAUCCAAGUCAUCUAUUACUGUUGCCUGGAACAAGCCAGUUUACGAUGGUGGCUCAGAGAUUACAGGUUAUAUUGUAGAAACCUGCCUACCAGAAGAAGAUGAAUGGACCAUUGUCAGUCCAAAGAAGGGUCUGACAGCAACAUCAUUUACCAUAACCAACCUAAUUGAAAACCAAGAAUAUAAAAUAAACAUUUCCGCUUUGAACUGUGAGGGUGUUGGAGAGCCUGCAUCUGUACCUGGAUCACCAAAAGCAGAGGAUAAAUAUCUUCCACCUGAAGUUGAGCUUGAUUCAGAUCUUCGCAAAGUGGUAAACAUUAGAGCUUGCAGCACUUUAAGACUGUUUGUACCAAUCAAAGGAAGACCUGCUCCAGAAGCAAAAUGGUCCAGGGAGAAUGGUGAACCUCUUGAUAAGGCAGUUAUUGAGACAUCAUCAUCAUUCACUUCACUUGUUGUUGAGAAUGUUGACAGGUUUGACAGCGGAAAGUAUAUGCUAACAGUGGAAAACAGCUCAGGAAGUAAAACUGCAUUUGUGAAUGUCAGGGUACUUGAUACUCCAGGGGCACCACAAAACCUCACAAUCAAAGAAGUCUCAAAAGAUUUUGUGUCAUUGAUUUGGGAUCCUCCUAUUAUUGAUGGCGGCUCAAGAGUAAGACAUUACCUUGUGGAAAAACGUGAAUCGACAAGAAAAGCAUACUCCAUCGUUAAUGCGUCCUGCCCCAAAACAAGUUGGAGAAUUGGUGACCUGAAAGAGGGACAUUUGUAUUUCUUCAGAAUUUUGGCUGAAAAUGAAUUUGGUGUUGGCCUUCCAGUGGAAACUCCUGAACCAGUCAAGAUUUCUGAAAAGCCCCUACCUCCUGGCAAGGUGACUCUCAAAGAGGUAACUGGCCACAGUGUAACUCUGUCUUGGGAAAAGCCAGAUCAUGAUGGAGGAAGCAGGAUCACAGGAUAUAUUGUGGAAAUGCAAGGGAAGGACAGUGACAAAUGGACUCAGGUCAUGGUUGUUAAAGUAACAGAGGCGGUGAUUGCUGGUCUAAUGCAAGGUGAAGAGUAUUCAUUCCGUAUAUCAGCAACAAAUGAAAAAGGAACUAGUGAUCCUCGCCCACUUAGUAUGCCAGUGGUGGCAAAGGAUCUCAUCAUCACCCCUGCUUUCAAGCUUCUAUUUAAUACAUUUAGUGUCUUGGCUGGUGAUGACCUUAAGAUAGAUGUACCUUAUGUUGCCCAGCCUAAGGCAGCAGUUACCUGGCUUAAAGAUGGAACUGUUCUUAAAGAGACAACACGAGUCAAUUCUGAAGUAACUGAAAACCAUCUGUACCUCGUAAUCAAGGAGGCAACGCGUGAUGAUGUGGGAAAUUAUACAAUCAAGAUCGUAAACACGGCUGGAGAGGCUACAGCUGACAUCACUGUUGUUGUACUUGACAAACCUGGUCCUCCAACUGGCCCAAUUAAAAUUGAUGAAGUUACUGCAGAUAGUGUGACACUGUCAUGGCAACCCCCAGAGUAUGAAGGUGGCUGUUCAAUUAAUAACUACAUUGUGGAAAAGAGAGACACGUCCACCACAAACUGGCAAAUUGUGUCAGCAACAGUUGCUAGAACAACAACUAAAGCUGCAAGACUAAAGACUGGCUUGGAAUAUCAAUUCAGAGUUGCAGCUGAAAACCGAUAUGGCAAGAGCUCUAUUAUAUUAUCUGAGCCCAUAGUUGCACAGUAUCCUUUCGAGGUACCAAGUGCACCAGGAACUCCCACGGUUCAGUCUGCUACCAAAGAAAAUAUGGUUAUUGUUUGGAACAAGCCUGGCAGUGAUGGUGGAAGCAAAAUUCUUGGUUAUCAUCUUGAGAGUAAGGAAAGAAAUAGCCUCCUGUGGGUCAGACAAAAUAAAACAGUAAUUCCAGACACAAGAUUUAAGGUCAGUGCGCUUGAAGAAGGCAUUGAAUAUGAGUUUAGAGUUUAUGCAGAGAACAUCGUUGGCCUAAGCAAAGCCAGCAAGGUAUCAGAAAUGCAGGUGGCAAGGGAUCCUUGUGAUCCUCCAGGAAAACCAGAGGCGGUAAUCGUCACCAGAAGCUUUGUCACCCUACGAUGGACAGCACCACAGUUUGAUGGUGGGAGCAGGGUCACUGGCUAUAUUGUUGAGAAGAAGGAGUUACCUAAUGGUCGAUGGAUGAAGGCAAGUUUCACCAAUGUCAUUGAAACUGAAUUUGUUGUCAGUGCCUUGGUAGAAGAUCAAGAAUAUGAAUUCCGAGUUAUUGCAAGAAAUGCUGCUGGUGUACAUAGUAUGCCAUCUGAAAGUACUGGCGCGAUCACAGCAAAGGACGAAGUCGAGCCACCUAUGAUUGACUUGGAUACUAAGUAUUCUCAAACAGUCGUUGUUAAUGCAGGAGACUCAUUCAAGAUUGAUGCUGGCAUAUCAGGCAAGCCUGUUCCAUCGGUUCACUGGAUAAAAAGUGGUGAGGAACUUGCUAAUACAGCAAGACUUGAAAUUAAGAAUACAGAUUUCACAGCCUCUUUAAGUGUAAAAGAGGCCAUUCGAGUGGAUGGAGGCCAGUACACACUGCUGUUGAAAAAUGUUGGUGGACAAAAAUCAAUAGGCGUCAACGUCAAAGUUCUAGACAGGCCUGGACCACCAGAAGGGCCAAUUUCAGUAUAUGGUGUUACAAGUGAGAAAUGCUGCAUUGCAUGGAAAUCACCCUUACAUGAUGGAGGUGCUGAUGUAUCACAUUACAUUGUUGAAAGAAGGGAGACCAGUCGGUUAGUUUGGACUGUCGUGGAAUCUAAGGUUCAAACACAAAGUCUGAAGAUUACCAAGCUUCUUCCUGGAAAUGAGUACAUUUUCAGAGUAAUUCCUGUCAACAAAUAUGGAAUUGGUGAGCCUCUAGAGUCUGAUCCAGUGAUUGCAGCAAAUCCAUUUGUCACACCUGAUGCACCAUCUGAUGUUGAAGUGUCCAAUAUCACAAAGGACUCCAUGGUUGUUACAUGGGAAAGACCUAAGAAUGAUGGAGGCAAUGAAAUUACCGGGUAUGUCAUUGAAAAGCGUGACAAAGAAGGUGUCAGAUGGACAAGAUGCAAUAAGCGUGCAGUAAGUGAUUUGCGCUUCAGAGUGACAGGCCUUCUUGAAAACCGCAGUUAUGAAUUCCAAGUUUCUGCUGAGAACGCGGCUGGAGUUGGCAAACCAAGUGCCCCUACUUUAUACUACAAGGCCCUUGAUCCUGUCUUUAGGCCAGGUCCUCCAAACAACCCUAAGGUUAUUGACAUCUCAAGGUCAUCUGUUGUACUUCAGUGGAGCAAACCUAUUUACGAUGGUGGCUGUGAAAUUCAAGGCUAUAUUGUUGAGGCCUGUGAGGGCAUAUCUGAUGAAUGGGUAAUGUGCACACCACCCACAGGAAUUACAGAAAUGAAGUUUGAAGUGCAGAAGCUGCUAGAAAAACAUGAAUACAAAUUUAGGAUCUGUGCCAUAAAUAAGGUUGGCAUUGGUGAGCAUGCUGAUAUCAAGGAUUCUGUUCUCAUUGAAGACAAACUUGAGACACCAGAUAUUGAUCUUGAUGCUGACCUAAGAAAGAUGAUCACUGUUAGAGCUGGAGGAUCCCUCAGACUGUUUGUUCCAAUCAGGGGCCGACCAGCUCCUGAGGUCAAAUGGGGAAAAGCAGAGGGUGAAAUCAAUGAGACAGCACAGAUUGACAUCACAAGCAGCUUUACCUCACUUGUAAUUGAAAACGUAAACAGAUUUGACAGUGGAAAAUACAUGCUGACUUUGGAAAACUCCAGUGGCACUAAAUCUGCGUUCAUAAGUGUCAAAGUGCUUGACACUCCUGACGCACCUUCAAACUUACAUGUUAAGGAAAUAACGAAGAAUUCAGUUACUCUCACAUGGGAACCACCUUUACUGGAUGGAGGAGCUAAAAUAAAAAAUUAUAUUGUUGAGAAGCGGGAAAGUACAAGAAAGGUGUACUCUACAGUUGCUACAUGCAACAAAAUGACAUAUAAGAUUGAAGGGCUUCAAGAGGGCAGCAUUCUCUUUUUCAGAGUUCUUGCUGAAAAUGAAUAUGGAAUAGGAUUACCUGCUAAGACUCCAGAACCACUGAAAAUAUCAGAAGUGCCUCAGCCUCCUGGAAAAAUCACUGUUGUAGAUGUUACACGCAAGAGUAUUUCUCUGUCUUGGGAAAAACCUGAACAUGAUGGAGGUAGCAGAAUUACUCACUAUGAUGUCGAAAUGCAAGCAGUAGACAGUGAGAAGUGGUCUCUAUGUGCACAAGUUAAAUCACUUGACACGGUUGUUACUAAUUUAGCCCAAGGUGAGGAAUACAACUUCAGAGUAAUCGCUGUUAAUGACAAGGGAAAAAGUGACCCUAGACCUCUGGCACAUCCUGUCCUUGCAAAGGAUCUAGUAAUUGAGCCAUCUGUAAGAACAAAACAAAGCACCUAUCAUGUACAAGUUGGCCAGGACUUGAAAAUUGAAGCUCGUAUCACUGGUCAUCCAAAACCAACCAUUACAUGGACUAAAGAUGGUGCAGCUCUGAAACAGACCACACGGGUUAAUGUGGCAGACACUGCGACCCACACAACAUUGUCCAUUAAGGAUUCCACAAGGGAUGAUGGUGGCAUGUACAACAUAACAAUAGCCAAUGUACUUGGACAAAAGGAGGCCACAGUUGAAGUCAUCAUACUUGACAAACCUGGUCCACCAACAGGUCCAGUGAGGAUCGAUGAAAUAAGUGCAGAGAGUAUUACAAUCUCAUGGGAUCCCCCGUCCUACACUGGAGGUUGCCAAAUUUCCAACUACAUUGUUCAAAAGAGAGACACAACCACAACAAACUGGGCAGUUGUUUCAGCUACAAUAGCAAGGACUACCCUUAAAGUUGGAAAUUUGAAAACUGGAGCUGAGUACCAGUUCAGGAUCUUUGCUGAGAACAGAUAUGGAAAGAGCUAUGCUAUCGACUCCGAGCCAGUUAUUGCUCAGUAUCCUUUCAAAGAGCCGGGACCCCCUGGUACACCAUUUGUGUCAGCCUUCACUAAAGAAUCUAUGGUAGUCGAAUGGCACAAACCAGUUUCAGAUGGUGGUAGUGCUAUUCUUGGAUAUCAUCUUGAGAGGAAAGAGAAAAACAGUAUUCUGUGGACAAAAAUAAAUAAAACAUUAAUUCAAGAUACUAGGUUCAAAACAUCCCCAUUGGAGGAAGGUAUAGAAUAUGAGUUCCGAGUCUAUGCUGAAAAUAUCGUUGGAAUUGGUAAAUGCAGCAAAGUGUCUGAGGGUUGUGUUGCACGUGACCCAUGUGAUCCUCCUGGUACUCCUGUGCCAGUAAUUGUGACAAGACAUUCAGUAUUUCUGAGAUGGACACCACCAGAAUAUGAUGGAGGCAGUCUGGUCACUGGAUAUGUUGUGGAGAAAAGAGACCUCCCAGAAGGACGAUGGAUGAAAGCCAGCUUUGCAAACAUACUUGAAACUGAAUUUACAGUCACAGGUCUGACAGAAGACUCGAAAUAUGAUUUCAGGGUGAUUGCAAGAAAUGGAGCUGGAUCAGUCAGCAAGCCUUCUGAAUCCACAGGACCAAUAACAGCCAAGGAUGAGGUUGAGCCACCAACUUAUGAGAUUGACUCACAGUACAGCCAAAUCAUCACUGUAAAUGCUGGAGAAACAUUUAUAUUGCAAGCUUCUGUAAUAGGAAAACCAGUUCCAACAAUGCAGUGGUUCAAAGGUGAUGUGGAAGUUGAAACAUCUGCAAGAGCUGAGACCAAGAACACAGAUUUUAAGGCAGUUCUUGUUGUCAAAGAUGCCAUUAGAGUUGAUGGAGGACAGUACACAUUGCAACUUACUAAUGUUGGUGGAAGUAAAUCUGUGCCCUUUAAUGUAAGAGUGCUUGAUAGACCUGGACCUCCAGAUGGACCUUUCACUGUUUCCAAUGUAACAAGUGAGAAGUGCUCAUUAUCAUGGCUUCCUCCCACACACGAUGGUGGUAGCAGCAUUUCUCAUUACGUAAUUGAAAAAAGAGAAACAAGCCAUCUUGCUUGGACUGUUGUUACCAGCGACUGCGGAGCAACUAUGUUCAAAGUCACUAAACUUCUUAAAGGAAAUGAAUACAUCUUCCGUGUCAUGGCUGUCAACAAGUAUGGUGUUGGCGAAUCUUUAGAGUCUUUACCAGUAAUUAUGAGGAAUCCAUUUGUUCCUCCAGGACCCCCUAGAGAGCUAGAAAUUACAAAUAUUUCAAGAGAUUCUAUGACCGUGUGCUGGACUCGUCCGAAGACCGAUGGUGGAAGUGAGAUUGCUGGUUACAUUGUAGAGAAGAGAGACAGAGCUGGAGUCAGAUGGACGAAAUGUAACAAGCGCAGAAUUACAGACCUUCGUUUCAGAGUUACAGGACUUACAGAGGACCAUGAAUAUGAAUUCAGAUUAUCUGCAGAAAAUGCUGCCGGAGUUGGCCAACCAAGUCCACCAACUGUUUAUUACAAAGCAUGUGACCCAACCUUUAAACCUGGUUCGCCAACUAAUGCACACCUCGUUGACACCACAAAAGACUCUGUGACAAUUGAGUGGAGCAGACCAAUUUAUGAUGGUGGCUUAGACAUCCAGGGCUACGUUGUGGAAAUUUGCAAAGCUGAUGAGGAGGAAUGGAUAACAUGUACUCCAUCUACUGGGUUGAAUAAUACUAGAUUUACAAUAACCAAACUGACAGAGCAUCAAGAAUACAAGGUUCGCAUAUGUGCUCUUAAUAAAUUGGGUGUUGGUGAGCCAGUCACAGUUUCUGGUACAGUUAAACCAGUUGAUAAAUUGGAACCUCCUGAAAUUGAACUUGGCGCAGAGUUAAGGAAGGGCAUUACUGUCCGUGCUGGUGGAAGUAUGAGAAUCAACAUACCCUUCAAAGGACGUCCCACUCCAGAGAUUUACUGGACUAAGGAUGAUGGUGAUUUACCAACUAAAGCCCAAAUUGAAAAGGGUCUGGAUUAUACUCAACUUUCAAUUGACAUAUGUGAUAGGAAUGAUGCUGGCAAAUAUACUCUGACUCUGGAGAACAGCAGUGGAACCAAAUCAGCGUUUGUUUCAGUUAAAGUUCUGGACACACCAGGUGCUCCAGUAAAUCUGUUUGUGAAGGAUAUUACAAGAAACUAUGUCACUCUCGUUUGGGAGCCUCCACUUAUUGAUGGUGGUGCGAAGAUAAAAAAUUACAUUGUGGACAAGCGCAAAUCGACUAGGCCUGCCUUCUCAAACAUUACUACAAAAUGCACCAAGACUAGUUUACGUGUGGCUGAUCUCGUUGAAGGUGGCAUUUAUUACUUUAGAGUCAUGGCUGAAAAUGAGUUUGGAAUCGGUCUGCCUAUAGAAACAGAGGAAUCUGUAAAGACAGCUGAUCCUCCUUUACCUGUGGGUAAGGUCACUUUAACAGAUGUGACUAAAAGCACUGCAUCUCUGUCAUGGGAAAAACCAGACCAUGAUGGCGGUAGUAGACUCUUAGGAUAUUAUAUUGAAAUGCUGCCGAAAGAAUCAGAAAACUGGGUGGUAGCAGCAACUACAAAAACAUGUGAAGGAACCGUCACUGGACUCAGUUCUGGUCAGGAAUACCUCUUCAGAGUGUCAGCCUACAAUGAUAAAGGAAGAAGUGAUCCAAGGCCACUAGCAGCUCCAGUCAUAGCUGGUGAUGUUACAAUUGCACCCUGCUUCAAAUUGACUGUUAACACAUACAGUGUCCAAUGCGGUGAGGAACUCAAAGUAGAAGUUUCAGUUAAAGGACGUCCAACACCAAAAGUCACAUGGGCUAAAGAUGGACAAGCACUGAAAGAAACAACUAGAUUGAAUGUCUCAAGCACUGCAACAUCAACAGUUCUUCUGAUCAAAGAUGCCAACAGGGAAGAUGCUGGAAAAUAUACAGUCACAGCUACAAACAGUGUAGGAACAACCUCAGAGGAAAUUGGUAUAAUCAUUUUGGACAAGCCCGGUCCACCAGUGGGACCAGUUAAAAUUGAGGAAGUUAGUGCUAACUAUGUAGUCAUUUCCUGGGAGCCACCUGUAUACACUGGCGGUUGCCAGAUAAACAACUACAUUGUGGAAAAACGGGACACGACUACCACCGCUUGGCAGAUUGUAUCUGCAACCAUUGCACGUACAACAAUCAAAAUCUCUAAGCUAAAAACUGGUUCAGAAUAUCAGUUCAGAGUGAUUGCUGAAAAUAGAUACGGAAAGAGCUCAGCCUUGGACUCACCACAUGUUGUUGUUAGAUAUCCUUUCAGUGAACCUGGAGCGCCUGCUGCACCAAUCGUGUCCUCAGUGACAAAAGAUCACAUGGUAAUUGAAUGGAAGCCACCAAACAAUAAUGGAGGUAGCCCUAUUUUGGGCUAUCAUAUUGAGCGCAAAGAGAAGAACAGCAUUCUGUGGACAAAACUUAACAAACUCCUAAUCGCUGACACUCGAUUCAAGACAAAUGGCCUUGAGGAAGGCAUUGAGUAUGAAUAUAGAGUGUAUGCUGAAAAUACUGCAGGAAUGAGUCCAUCUAGCAAAGUUUCUGAGGGUGUUUUUGCACGAGAUCCAUGCGACCCCCCUGGUACCCCUGAGGCUAUUGUUAUUACAAGAAGCCUUGUUACAAUUCAAUGGACAAAACCACAGUAUGAUGGAGGAAGCGUAGUCACAGGUUACAUUGUUGAGAGGAAAAAGCUACCUGGUGGUCGAUGGAUGAAGGCUAGUUUUGCAAAUGUAAUUGACACUCAGUUUACAAUCACAGAAUUAACUGAAGGAGAACGUUAUGAAUUUAGAGUUAUUGCAAGAAAUGCUGCUGGUACUUUAAGUGAACCUUCUGAAAGCUCUGGUCCAAUUACUGCACAGGAUGAGAUUGAAGCACCUUCAGUCUCUAUGGACUCAAAAUUCAAAGAUGUUAUAAUUGUGAAUGCUGGUGAGACAUUUACCAUUGAUGCUGAUAUUGCAGGCAAACCACUCCCAGAAAUAAUGUGGCUAAAGGAUGGAAAAGAAAUCGACAGUGCUACUCAAAGAAUGGAAAUUAAAUCCAGUAUAACACACACUGUUCUAACAGUUAAGGACUGCAUCAGAGUAGAUGGUGGACACUUCGUCCUAAGCCUCAGCAAUGUGGGAGGAACAAAACAGGUGCCUGUAAAUGUCAAGGUUCUGGAUAGACCUGGUCCACCAGAUGGGCCUCUGAAGGUAACUGGUGUCACAGCAGAGAAAUGUUAUUUGCAUUGGAACCACCCAACACACGAUGGUGGAGCUGGUAUUUCUCAUUAUAUCAUUGAAAGAAGAGAGACCAGCAGACUUUCCUGGACUGUGGUAGAGCCCAAGAUUCAAGCUAUUAGUUAUAAAGUAACCAAACUUUUGCCAGGUAAUGAGUACAUCUUUAGAGUCAUGGCAGUGAACAAGUACGGCAUUGGCGAACCACUUGAAUCAGAUCCAGUCAUUGCAAAAAAUCCAUUUAAGACACCCAGCCCACCGACAACUCCAGAAGCAAGUGCAAUCACUAGAGAUUCAAUAGUCCUUACAUGGGAACGACCUGAGGAUGAUGGUGGUUCACCAAUUGAUGGCUAUGUCUUGGAGAAGAGAGAUAAAGAGGGUAUUAGAUGGACAAAGUGCAACAAGAAAAGACUAAGUGAUCUGCGUUUCAGAGCCAGUGGAUUAACAGAAGGACACUGCUAUGAAUUCAGAGUGUCUGCUGAAAAUGCUGCAGGCGUCGGCAAACCAAGUGAACCAUCUGAAUAUUACAAAGCCUGCAAUGCAACAUAUCCUCCUGGCCCUCCAAACAAUCCCAAAGUUACAGAUCAUUCUAGUUCAACUGUUUCCCUUGCAUGGAGUAGGCCCAUUUAUGAUGGUGGUGCAUCAAUCUCUGGAUAUAUUGUAGAAAUGAAGGAAGCUCAUGAUGAUGAAUGGUCCGUGUGUACACCAUCCACAGGUGUACAGUCAACCCAUUUCACAGUGAAAAGCUUAAAGGAGAAUGCAGAAUACAAUUUCCGUAUUUGCGCAGUCAAUAUUGAAGGAGCUGGAGAUCAUGUUGACAUUCAAGGUUCUGUCAUUGCUGCUGAGAAACUAGAGGCCCCAGAGAUAGAGCUAGAUGCCGAUCUGAGGAAAAUUGUGAAUGUUCGUGCAAGUGCAACACUGCGAUUGUUUGUUACCAUCAGGGGAAGACCUGAGCCUGAAGUUAAAUGGUCAAGGGCAGAUGGCCCCCUAACAGAGCGUGCCCAAGUUGAAGCCACAAGCUCCUACACCAUGCUCGUCAUUGACAAUGUUGACAGAUUUGACACUGGAAAAUACGUUUUAACUCUUGAAAACAACAGUGGCAGCAAGUCUGCAUUCAUCAAUGUCAGAGUGCUGGAUUCUCCUAGUGCUGCGGUAAAUUUUGUGGUUAAAGAUGUCAAACGAGAUUCGGUCCAGCUGCAGUGGGAGCCUCCACAUAUUGAUGGUGGUGCCAAGAUUACUCAUUACAUUGUGGAGAAACGGGAGUCUAAAAGAAUGGCAUUUACAACUGUGUCAAACAACUGUGUAAGGAAUUCAUAUAAAGUUGAUGAUCUUCAAGAAGGAGGUGUUUAUCACUUCCGUGUUCUUGCUGUGAAUGAACUUGGCGUUGGCCUACCAGCAAGCACAACAGAACCAGUCAAAGUUUCCCAAGCACCUUUACCACCAGGUAAAGUUACACUUGUCGAUGUUACUCGACACACUGUGAGCCUUUUAUGGGAAAAACCAGAUCAUGACGGUGGCAGCAAAAUUACCAGCUACAUAGUAGAGAUGUUGACUAAAGGAUCAGAUAAAUGGACGGUAUGUGCAACAGUAAAAACCACAGAAGCUACUAUCGAAGGACUUACAACAGGAGAGGAAUACUCAUUCAGAAUUGCUGCCGUAAAUGACAAAGGAAGGAGUGAUCCCAAACCAUUGGGAGCACCUGUUGUGGCCAAAGACAUCAGUAUUGAACCUAUUAUUGACUUGAUGUUUAACACUUUUAGUGUUAAAGCUGGAGAGGAUCUUAAAAUCGAUGUUCCAUUCAGAGGUAGACCCCUACCGGAAGUGACAUGGAAGAAGGAUGGCCAAGCACUUAAGCAAACAACCAGAGUAAAUGUUCUUACAGCUAAAACAUCAUCUAGGAUUGUUAUCAAAGAUGCAGUAAGGGAAGACUCUGGAAAAUAUGAAAUUACACUGACCAAUUCAGUCGGUGUUAAAUCAACUGAAAUAACAGUUAUUGUUCUUGACAAACCAGGUUCACCAAGUGCAAUCAGAGUUGACGAAGUUAGUGCUGAUUUAAUCUCACUUUCAUGGGAUCCUCCAGUUUAUGAUGGUGGUUGUCAGAUCAAUAACUAUGUUGUCGAGAAGCGAGAUACAACAACAACAACAUGGCAAAUUGUAUCUGCUACGGUGGCAAGGACAUCAAUUAAAAUAACUAAUUUGACACAGGGAACAGAAUAUCAGUUCCGUAUUGCUGCUGAAAAUCGUUAUGGUAAGAGCCAUGCUGUUGAUUCUGCCCCAGUUGUUGCACAAUAUAACUUCACACCACCAGGACCUCCAGCUGAUCUACAGGUCUCCCAUGCCACAAAGUCAGGCAUGUUGGUUACAUGGAAAAGACCAGCCAGUGACGGUGGAAGUCCAGUAAUCGGAUAUCACUUGGAAUGUAAGGGUCAAAGCAGCAUUCUCUGGACAAAAGUCACAAGAGGUCUUGUUACUGAUACACAGUUUAAGGUAACCGGACUUGAAGAGGGUCUUCUUUAUCAGUACAGAGUAUAUGCAGAAAAUAUUGCAGGUAUUGGACCUUGCACAAAGGCAUGUGAGCCUGUUGCUGCAAGAGAUCCAUGUGAUCCUCCUGGUCAACCACUUGUCAUUAACAUAACAAGAACUACAGUUUCUCUCCUCUGGACUAAACCUGAAAAUGAUGGAGGAGCCAAAGUGACUGGCUACAUUGUAGAGCGACGAGAACUACCAGAUGGUCGUUGGUUAAAAUGUAAUUUCACCAAUCUUCAAGAAACAUUUUUCGAUGUAACAGGCCUGGUUGAAGAUCAAAGAUACGAUUUCCAUGUGAUUGCAAAGAAUGCAGCUGGUUUACUCAGUGAGCCGUCAGAGGGUACAGGCGCAGUUACAGUGAAAGAUGAUGUGGAUCCACCCCGAAUUGACAUAGAAGACAAGCUUAAACAGUUGGUCGUAGUCAAAGCUGGAGAUAUAAUCAGACUUGAUGCUGAAAUUUUUGGACGUCCAAUUCCUGUGAUUUCAUGGACUAAGGAUGGAAAGGAAAUUGAUGCUAAAGCAAGAGUGGAAAUUACUUCAACACUCACAUCCACAACACUGAUUGUAAGAGACAGCAUUAGAAGAGACUCUGGACAGUAUGUUCUCAAAUUACAGAAUGUUGCUGGUACCAGAUCUGUAGCAGUGAACUGCAAAGUCCUUGACAGACCUGGCCCAUCAUCUGGACCACUGGAAGUAACUGGCGUGACAGCAGAAAAAUGCACAUUAACAUGGGGACCACCUCAAGAAAAUGGUGGUGCUGAAAUUCAAUACUACAUCGUUGAGAAACGUGAAACAAGCCGUCUUGCCUGGACAUUGGUUUAUGGAGACAUGAAGGCCACAACAUGCAAGGUUACAAAACUGCUUAGGGGCAAUGAAUACAUCUUUAGAGUUCGAGGAGUAAAUAAAUAUGGAACAGGAGAACCUCUGGAGAGUGAUGCUGCUAAGGCUCUAGAUCCAUUUACAGUUCCUGCAGCUCCAACAGAUGUUGAAGUGACUAGUGUAACAAGUGAAGCAAUGACAAUCUGCUGGGAAAGACCUGUAUCUGAUGGUGGCAGUAGUAUUAGUGGCUACGUAAUAGAAAAACUUGAAAAAACUGGUCUCCGUUGGGUCCGUGUCAACAAAAAGCCAGUUUAUGACCUACGGGUCAAAGCCUCCAAUCUUCGUGAAGGAUGUGAAUAUGAGUAUCGCGUCUAUGCAGAAAAUGCUGCAGGUUUGAGUGCACCAAGCGUGCCUUGUCCAUUGACAAAAGCUGAAGAUCCAUUAUUCCUUCCAUCACCACCUGUUAAACCAAAGGUCAUUGAUUCUACCAAGACCACAAUCACACUCUCCUGGAACAAGCCAUUGUUUGAUGGUGGGUCUCCAGUUACAGGAUACUCAGUUGAAUACAGAAAAACCAACGAAGAAGACUGGGUAGUCGUUGUCCGUCACACUAAAAACACUGAGUUUACAGUCGUCGGGCUGACAUCAGGAGUGGAGUACGUCUUUGUGGUUAAGUCUAUAAACAAAAUUGGUGCAAGUGAGUCAAGCCCUGAAACUGACCCGCAAGUAGCAAAGGACAGAGAAGAUGAGCCUGUUUUCCUCAUUAGUAACGAAAUGCGAAAAACAUUAAUCGUUAAAGAUGGCAGCUCAUUUACUUUAAGAGUUCCUUUCAAGGGUAAACCUGUGCCAAAUGUGAUGUGGAACAAGCCUGAUGUUGAUCUUAGAGUCAGGGCAACAAUUGAUACUACUGAUACCUGCACGUCUGUCACAGUUGAGCAAGCUACAAGAAAUGACUCGGGCAAAUACACUGUGACGCUACAAAAUGUUGCUGGAACGGCUACACUGACACUGAAUGUAAAAGUACUGGAUUCACCUGGACCACCUUCAAGCAUUUUAGUUAAGGAAGUGACCAAAAACUCUGCAACGAUUACUUGGGACACACCAGAAAAUGAAGGUGGUGCUCCUGUCAAGAACUACCUUGUUGAUAUGCGCGAGGCAAGCAAAAAGGGAUGGACCAGGGUCACUGAGAGUUGCCCCCGUCUUACCUACAAAGUAACCGAUCUUCAAGAGGGAGGUGUUUAUUAUUUUAGAAUCACAGGAGAAAAUGAAUAUGGAAUUGGAGUGCCACUUGAAACUAAAGAUGGAACUAAGAUCACAGAAAAACCAAGUCCACCAACAAAGCUUGGAGUAACUAAUGUUACAAAGGAUACUGUCUCACUAUCUUGGAGCAAACCUGAACAUGAUGGAGGUAGCAGGAUUACCGGUUACCAGGUUGAUGCUUUGGAGAAAGGACAACAGAAGUGGCUAAAAUGUGGUGUCACCAAAUCAACUCAUUUUGUUGUCUACGGCUUGAAAGAGAAUACUGAAUACUACUUCAGAGUCUGUGCUGAAAACCAUGCUGGACUUAGUGACCCUAAAGACAUGGUCAUGCCAGUGCUUGUUAAAGACCAGAUAGAGGCACCUGAGAUUAACAUGAUGGACUUCCAACACAAUACUGUCUAUGUAAAGGCAGGUUCAAAUCUUAUGGUUGAGAUUCCAGUCACUGGUAAACCACUGCCAAAGGUAUCUCUCUCGAAGGAUUACCAGGUUCUCAAAUCAACCAUGAGGUUCAACUCAGAAGUAACUCCUGACUGCCUAAUCAUCACUCUGCGUGAGAGCAUUGCUCAAGAUGCAGGCAGAUACGACAUUACAGCAUCCAACUCAAGUGGAACUACUAAGUCCUUUAUAAACAUUGUAGUGCUGGACAGACCGAGUGCACCUGUUGGUCCUGUUGAAAUGUGUGAUAUCACAGAGGACAGUGUGAGUCUGAAAUGGCUCCCUCCUGCAUAUGAGGGUGGUAGCCCGAUCACCAACUAUAUUGUCCUGAAACGUGAAACAACCACAGCAAACUGGGUCGAGGUCUCAUCUGCAGUUGCUAGAUGCACAAUCAAGAUAAUGAAGCUGACUACUGGAGUUGAGUAUCAGUUUAGAAUUAGGGCUGAAAAUCGCUUUGGCAUCAGUGAACACAUUGAUUCUCAACCUAUCACAGUCAACUUGCCGUACACAAUUCCCGAGGCACCCUCAACACCAUGGAUAUCUAAUGUUACUAGAGAAAGUAUUACAGUUAACUGGAAAGAACCUUCCUCUGAUGGUGGAAGCCAUAUAUUUGGAUAUCACCUCUACAUGAAAGACAAAAACAGUAUUUUGUGGAAGAAAGUCAACAAAACUGUUAUUCGCUCCACACAUUUCAAAGUGACAAACAUCAAUCCAGGCCUGAUCUACGAGUUCAAGGUUGCAGCAGAAAAUGCAGCUGGUUUGGGCCCAGUCAGCAAAAUUUCAGAUGCUGUUCUGGCAAUUGAUGCCUGUGAACCACCAACUGAUUUACGUGUCACAGAUAUAACAAGGAGUUUAAUCAGCCUUGCUUGGGAAAAACCUGCUUAUGAUGGUGGAAGCAAAGUGACUGGGUACAUCAUUGAGAAGAAAGAUGCUCUUAAAGGCAGAUGGUCAAAGGCCAAUUUGACAAAUGUGUCAGACACCAAGUUUACUGUAUCAGGCCUUGUUCAAGAUGAAUCUUAUGAAUUUAGAGUCUUGGCCAAGAAUGCAGUUGGCUCUGUCAGUAACCCUUCAGCUACAGUUGGACCAGUUACUUGUGUGGAUACCUAUGGUGCCCCAGAAAUUGAAUUAAUUCAGGAAUAUCUUGAUGUUGUAAAAUACAAAGCAGAAGAAACAGUUGAACUUAAAGUUGGAAUUAUUGCUAAACCUCAGCCAACAAUUGAAUGGUACAAAGAUGGAAAAGAGCUUGAGUCUGGAGUUCAGAUUGCGAUUUUCAACAGAAGUGAUUAUGCAAGUAUCACAAUUAAGGAGGCUACACGUUUAAAUACUGGAACAUAUGAACUUAAAGUCAAGAACUCUUUGGGCUCAGCCUAUGCUGCUAUCAGAGUGCUUAUUCAAGACAAACCGGGACCUGCUGGAGAGAUUCAAUUUAAGAAAGUCACAGCAGAUACUGUUACAAUCAUGUGGGAUCCUCCGGCUGAUGAGGGUGGUGCAAUGGUCACCCAUUACAUUGUGGAGAAGCGUGAGAGUAGCAGAAUCAUGUGGUCUAUCAUUUCAGAGAAACUAGAAGACUGUAUUGUCACCGUUCCACGGCUUAUCAAAGGCAAUGAGUACAUCUUCCGUGUCCGUGGAGUGAACAAAUAUGGAGUUGGAGAUUCAUCAGAGUCUGAGCCUGUCAUUGCACAGAACUCCUUUGUGCCACCCAGCCAACCUUCUAAACCUCAGGUCACCAUGAUUACAAGAUCAACAAUGACUGUCGUAUGGGAAAGACCGAGUCUGGAUGGUGGCAGUGAUAUUGAUGGAUAUUAUCUGGAGAAACGAGAAAAGAAGAGUCUUCAGUGGUUCAAGGUCAUCAAAGAUCAAAUUCGUGAUACUAGGCAGAAAGUCAGCAAUCUCACAGAGGGAAAUGAAUAUCAGUAUCGUGUUUGUGCAAUUAAUAAAGCUGGUGCAGGUCCAUACUCCGAUGCAUCAAUCUUCUACAAGGCAUAUGAUCCCAUUGAUCCACCAAGUGAACCAACAAAACUUAGAGUAGUUGAUUCAACCAAGACAUCAAUUACACUUGGCUGGGUGAAGCCUGUCUAUGAUGGCGGCAGUGAAAUCACAAGCUACGUAGUAGACCAGAUGACAGCUGAAGAAAGAGAGUGGGUUACUAUUAGCUCUAAGGGUGAAGUGAGAACCACAGAGUUUGUGGUGUCUCAUUUGAAACCUGGAGUGUACUACUUCUUCCGCGUAUCUGCUGUCAACUGUUCUGGUGCUGGACGCCCUAUUGAAAUGAUUCAGCCUGUACAAGCCAAAGAUAUUCUAGAGGAGGCUGAUGUUGACUUUGAUAUUUCAAUGUCAACACAAUAUACAGCAAGGGCUGGACGGGACGUGGAAAUGAUGAUUCCACUCAAAGGAAGACCUGCACCAAAUGUCACAUGGAGAAGAGGAGAUAGGAAUAUUGGAGGAGAUGCAAAAUACAACAUAAAGAACACUGAAUAUUCAACAACACUUACCAUCCCAAAGGUCAAUAGGGAUGAUUCAGGAAAAUAUCUUCUUGAAAUUGAAAAUGGAGUUGGUGAGCCAAAGAUUGUUACUGUAUCUUUGAAGGUGUUGGAUUCACCAUCCGCUUGCAGCAAGCUCUUAGUGAAGAAUGUUACACGUAAUAAACUUACUUUGAGCUGGGAACCUCCUCUUAUUGAUGGUGGGGCUCCAAUCACUAAUUACAUUGUCGAGAAGAAGGAUGCCAAGCUAAAGGCCUUCUCGUUAGUUACAGCAGAAUGUGCUAACACAUCGUACAAGGUUGAUGGUCUUUCCGAAGAGAUUGCUUAUUUCUUCCGUGUAUCUGCUGAAAAUGAACAUGGCAUUGGUGAUCCUUGUGAGACCACUGUGCCUGUUAGAGCAACUGAGACUCCUGGUCCUGUUAAGAACCUCAAGAUAAUUGACUCCACUAAUACAUCUUUAACAUUGGCAUGGACAAAGCCUGAUCACGAUGGUGGCAGCCAUAUUUCCGAAUACAUUAUUGAAAUGAGGGAUGAACAUACAGUGGCAUGGAGCCUAAGUGGUACGUGCAGAGUCUGCAAGUAUGAGGUAACACAGCUUCAAGAAGACACGGAGGUUUUCUUCAGAGUAUACGCAAAGAAUGAGAAGGGCCGUAGUGACUUCUCUCAGAUUGGUCCUAUUACUAUGGAGGACUUCCUUAUCCCACCUGAGGCUAACCUUAUUGACUAUCCUAAUGGUGAAUUAAGUGUCCGCAUUGGACAGAAUGUGAAUAUAGAUUUGCCAUACCUGGGUAAACCAAAACCAGCCAUCCAGUGGAUGAAAGAUGAUAUUCCACUAAAGGAAAGUGAACAGGUUCGUUUCAGGCUAACAGAAAAUAAAGCCAGUCUGAUUGUGAGAAAUGCAAGAAAGGAUAACGCAGGCAAAUACACCUUGGUUCUUGACAACAAACUUGUCAAAAACUUUUUCGACAUCAAUGUUGUCACUCUUGGCCCACCCUCCGCACCAGUAGGUCCUGUCCGGUUUGAUGAAAUCAAAGCACAGACCAUCAUUAUCUCAUGGAUCGAGCCAGAGGAAGAUGGUGGUGGAGAGAUCACCUGCUAUAGUGUGGAGAAACGAGAGACCUCUCAAGCAGCAUGGAAAAUAGUUUGCUCAAGUGUGGUCAGAACCACAUUCAAGAUACCCAACUUGGUUAAGGGCACGGGGUACCAGUUCAGGGUGCGAGCAGAGAACAAAUAUGGAGUAAGUGAACCUCUCACCUCAACAGAUGUUGUUGCCCAGCACCAGUACAAACCACCAGGCCCACCAGGAAAACCUGUCGUAUUUAACGUAACAAGUGAUGGCAUGACUGUUUCUUGGGAUGCUCCAAGCUUUGAUGGUGGUUCUCCUAUCACUGGCUAUCAUCUUGAGAAGAAAGACAGAAACAGCCUCUUAUGGAUGAAAGUAAAUACCAAUGUCAUCUCUGGAAGAGAGUACAGAGUCAUGGGUCUACUGGAGGGUCUAGAAUAUUCAUUCAGAGUGUACGCUCAAAACAACGCUGGCAUGAGCCCCGUCAGUGAGCAAAGCAAGCACAAAUUAGCAAUUUCUCCUGUUGAUCCUCCUGGCACACCCAACUGUAUUGAUGUUACAAGAGAUUCAGUCACACUACAGUGGGAGCCACCUAAGCGGGAUGGAGGCAGCAAGAUUGUGGCCUACAGCGUUGAGAGGCGCCAAGGAAGAUCACGCUGGUUGAGAUGCAAUUUUAUAGAUAUAAGCGAAUGUCAGUUUACAGUGACAGGCCUUGCUUGUGGUGAUCGCUUUGAAUUCAGAGUAAUUGCCAGAAACGCUGUUGGAACAGUCAGUCCACCAUCCCAGUCAUCUGGCUACAUUAUGACCCGAGAUGAAAGCGUUAUUCCUGAGAUUCAGAUUAGCGGAGAAAAGAGUCUGACAAUCAAGGCUGGAGAACACAUCAAACUGAGCUGCACUGUUAGUGGACGGCCUGUGCCCCAGGUUACAUGGUUUAAGGAUGGGAAAGAACUGGACAAAAUGCUUGUUGAUAUCACUACUAUAAUUGGAUCAAGCUCACUGUUUGUUAGAGAUGCUGACCGCAAUGACCGUGGAAUCUACACGAUUGAAGCCAAAAAUAGCUCCGGAACAACAAAGCAGGACAUUCUUGUUAGAGUCCAAGAUACUCCUGGACCACCUGAGGGACCACUUCGCUUCACAAAUAUUUCUGCUGAGAAGGCAACCCUGUGGUGGAGUCCCCCAGAAAAUGAUGGCUGUGCUGCUAUUACUCAUUACGUCAUUGAAAAGCGCGAGACCUCCAGAAUUUCCUGGGCACUUGUGACAUCUAAAUGUGAAGGCUGCUCUUUCACCGCCCAGAAACUGAUCAAGGAAAAUGAGUAUCAGUUCCGUGUUUCUGCUGUCAAUAGGUUUGGUGUUGGCAAGCCUUUGGAAUCUGAUGAAAUUGUUGCCAAAAUGCAAUACACUGUACCAGAGGCUCCAGGAACACCCAACUGCACUCAUGUGACAGGAAAUAGCAUUACUUUGUGCUGGACAAGACCAAGACUAGAUGGUGGAAAUGAGAUCAAGCAAUACAUCCUUGAGAGGAGAGAGAAGAAGAGCUUACAGUGGGUAAAGGUUUCUGCAAAGAGACCAAUCACAGAGCUAAGACACAGAGUCACAAACUUGACCGAAGGCAAUGAAUACGAAUUCCGUGUUAUGGCUGAAAAUGGGGCUGGUGUUGGACCUCCAAGUGGCACUUCAAGAUUAUUUAAGUGCAGAGAGCCCACAAGUGCACCUAGUGCACCGACCGUUGUGAAAGUAAUUGACUCUACAAAGACAUCUGUUACUCUUGAAUGGACCAAGCCUGUCUUUGAUGGUGGUUUGGAGAUCAUCGGUUACAUUAUUGAGAUGUGCAAGGCAAGCCUUGAAGAAUGGCACAGGGUUAACAACCAGACUUGUAUUCAUACCACGUAUACAGUUACAGAUUUGGAACCAGGUGAAGAAUACAAAUUCCGAGUGUGUGCUAUCAAUGGUGCUGGAAAGGGAGAGCCAUCAGAGAUUCCAAAUGCAGUGCAGGCAGUUGACAGACUUACAUCACCAGAGAUCGACAUUGAUGCAGACUUUAAGCAGACACACGUUGUGAGGAGUGGAGGAACAGUUACUCUCCAUAUUCCUUUCCGUGGAAAACCCGCUCCUUUGGCCACAUGGACCAAGGCAGAUGGAGAUCUUGGUGUGAUGUUAGAUAUCAAUACCACAGAGACUUUCAGCACCUUGACAAUUGAAAACUGCACAAGAUACGAUGCUGGUAAAUACACACUUUCGCUUGAAAACAACAGUGGUCGUAAAUCCAUUACUUUAACCGUGAAAGUGUUGGACACACCUGGGCCACCAGGUCCUCUCUCAUUCAAGGAUGUGACAAGAGGAGCUUUGACUCUGAUGUGGGAUGCACCAGCCAAUGAUGGAGGUACCCGUGUUCAUCAUUACAUUGUUGAAAAACGUGAGGCAAGCCGCCUGAGUUGGCUAGAAGUCAGUCCCAGGUGCACACGUCAAAUUAUCAGAGUGACCAAUCUUGAUAUUGGGGUGGCAUACUGUUUUAGAGUAAUCGCCGAAAAUCAGUACGGUAAAGGUGAGCCUUACGAAAUGUCAGAGCCUAUCAUCGCCACUGAGGAGCCUGCACCGCCCAAGAGACUGGAUGUAAUUGAUACCACAUCCACAACGGCAACCCUAGUAUGGUUGAAGCCUGAGCAUGAUGGUGGAAGCCGCAUCACUGGAUACAUUGUAGAGACCAGAAAGAAAGGUUCUGAUCAGUGGGUUUUUGGUGGACAAACUAAGUCUUUGAAGAUGGUCCUGGAGGGCUUGGUUGAAAAUACAGAGUAUGAAUUCCGUGUCAAAGCCCAAAAUGACACUGGAAUCAGUUAUCCAAGAGAUUCUCUCACCUCUGUUAUAAUCAAAGAACCUCGCAUUGAGCCGACUGCAGACCUUAGUGGCAUCAGCAAACAGCUGAUUACCUGCAAGACCGGCAGUACAAUUACCAUUGAUAUCCCUAUCAGUGGCAGACCAACUCCAAAGGUAACCUGGAAGCUUGAAGAGAUAAAACUAAAGGAAACGGACAGAGUUUCCAUCAAGACCUCCAACAUUAAGACCACCCUGUUGGUUAAGGAUGCCAAGAGAGGUGACAGUGGAAAAUACUACCUCACUCUGGAGAAUGCUGCAGGAGCAAAGACUUUCACCAUUACUGUAAUUGUGGUUGGCCGGCCUAGCCCACCAACCGGACCAGUUGAAAUUUCAGGAAUUACAUCUGAAUCCUGUGUCCUAACAUGGGCGGACCCUGCAGAUGAUGGUGGAUCGGACAUUACCAACUAUAUUGUUGAGAAACGUGAAUCAGGUCAAACUUCCUGGCAAGUUGUGAACUCCAGUGUGAAACGACCAACUAUUAAAGUCACCCAUUUGACAAAAUACAUGGAGUAUACAUUCCGUGUAUGUGCAGAGAACAAGUACGGUGUGAGCAAACCAAUCGAGUCACAAGCCGUUGUUGCAGAGCAUCCAUUCACACCACCAAGCCCACCAACACGCCCAGAUGUGGUGUCAGUGUCUGCCAAUGUCAUUUCAAUUAAAUGGGAUGUUCCAUAUCAUGACGGUGGAAGCCAGGUUACUGGGUACUGGAUUGAGAAAAAGGAACGCAACACCAUUUUAUGGACACGAGAAAAUAAGAUUCCAUGUCUCGAGUGUUUUUAUAAAGUCUCAAAUCCUAUUGAAGGACUGGAAUAUCAGUUCAGAGUUUAUGCUAUGAACAUUGCUGGUCUGAGCAAAGCCAGUGAAGCUUCAAGACCUGUGCUGGCUUUGAAUCCAGUUGACCCACCUGGCAAACCGGAGGUAUAUGACAUCUCUAGGUCCUCGGUUUCUAUCAAAUGGUCUAUACCAUUUAAUGAUGGUGGCAGCAAAAUUGUGGGAUAUAUAGUUGAACGCAAAGAAUGCAUUGAUGCUGACGAAGCUCGCUGGUUGAAGUGCAACUACACUACCAUUACAGACAAUUUCUUCACUGUGACAUCCCUUGAAGAAGGAACAGUGUAUGAAUUCCGGGUCAUUGCCAGAAAUGGCGCAGGAGUGCACAGUAUGCCUUCAGAAACAACAGGACCCAUCACGUGCAAAGAUGAAUACACACCACCAAGGGCAGAGUUAGACAGCAAACUUGUUGGUGAGACUGUAACCAUCAGGGCUGGAGCAGACCUUGUACUUGAUGCUGCAGUCGGCGGUAAACCUGAACCCAAGGUAUUUUGGUCCAAGGGUGACAAGGAGUUGGAGCUUGGUGAAAAGUACUCAUUGACAUACACAAGCACUAGAGCUAUGGCAAUCAUCAAGUCAUGUGACAGGAAUGAUACUGGAAGGUAUAUAUUGACUGUUAAGAAUGCCAGUGGAAUUAAGACCGCAGCUGUCAUCGUUAAAGUUCUUGAUACACCUGGUCCCCCAGAAGGCAAACUCACGAUCAGCAGGGUCACAGAGGAAAAAUGUACAGUUUCCUGGAAGAUACCUCUUGAGGAUGGAGGAGACUCUGUCAGUCACUAUAUUGUUGACAGACGUGAGACCAGUAGACUUAACUGGGUUGUCAUGGAAACUGAAUGCAAGACCCUAUCUUGCGUCAGCACAAAACUAAUCAAGAACAACGAAUAUAUCUUCCGUGUCCGAGGUGUCAACAAAUAUGGACCUGGUGUACCAUUGGAGUCUGAACCUGUUAUUGCAAGAAAUGCAUACACUGUCCCAACACCUCCUGGAGCACCAGAUAUCACAGCUGUUGGAAAGCAACAUGUUAUCAUUGAGUGGCUGAAACCAGAGAGUGAUGGUGGAAGUGAAAUCAAAAACUUCCUUGUGGACAAACGUGAGAAGAGCAGCGUGAGAUGGACCAGAGUAAACAAGACAUUUACCAUCUAUGACACAAGACUGAAGAUAACCAGCCUACUAGAGGGCAGCGAAUACCAGUUCCGUGUUACAGCUGUCAAUGCUGCUGGCACAAGCUUACCAAGCGAGGCCUCUGAAUAUGCCCUAUGCAGAGACCCGACAUAUACCCCAGCACCUCCAUCGACUCCUCGUAUAACAGAUACUACAAAACACAGCAUCACUAUGACAUGGACCAGGCCUAUGUACGAUGGUGGUUCAGAUGUCACUGGCUAUGUUAUUGAGAUUCUAGAGGAGGGAACAGAACAGUGGUACAGAGCCACCCAGAAGAUCCUGACCACUAACAAGUUCACUGCAACUGGCUUGACAAGCAACAAAAAGUAUAGCUUUAGAGUCACAGCAGUUAAUGCCCUGGGAACUGGAGAGUUCAGUGAAGGCAGUGUGGAGACUGCACCUUCAGAAAGAGUUGAAAUCCCUGAUAUUGAAUUACCUGAAGAACUGAAGAAGACUGUUUGCCUGAGGGCCGGUAACACUUUACGUCUGAACGUGACCAUACUUGGAAGACCUCUACCAGUGGUUACCUGGAGAAAGCCUGGCAUCGACCUUCAGUCUCGGGGAUACAUCGACACAUCAGAGAACAAUACAACCUUGAUUGUUGAGAAGGUUCAUCGUUAUGAUGCUGGAAAAUACACAAUUGAGGCUGAAAAUCCAUCUGGCAAGAAGGCAGUUACCAUUUUUGUCAAGAUUUACGAUACACCUGGACCCUGUGGUGCAGUAAAGGUCAAGGAUUACACUAAAGAAUCUGUUGUCAUUACAUGGGAUGUCCCAACUAUUGAUGGAGGGGCUCCUAUUAACAAUUACAUUAUUGAAAAACGUGAAGCAUCAAUGAAAUCUUACCAAACUGUGACCACAGAAUGCAAGAAGACAUUGUACAGAAUUACUGGGCUAGAAGAAGGAAUACAUUACUUCUUCAGAGUAUUGCCCGAAAACAUAUAUGGUAUUGGAGAACCUUGUGAAAUCCCUGAAUCAGUGCUGGUAUGUGAAAUCCCAUCUGUUCCUCAAGACUUGCAACUCAUAGACAUUACAAAAUCCAGUGUUACUCUGGAAUGGGAGAAACCAUUUUUUGAUGGCGGCAGCAAACUUACUGGCUACAUCGUUGAAGCCUGCAAGGCAGGAACUGACAGAUGGAUGAAUGUUGCCAAUGUGAGGGCGGCAGUGACAAAGCACACUGUAGUUUCUCUGAACGAGAAUGAGCAGUAUCUGUUCAGAGUCAGAGCUGAGAACUGCAGAGGUUUCAGUGAGCCCAGAGACCUGAUGACACCUAUCACUAUUCAAGAACAGAGAGCCAUGCCAAAGAUUGAUCUGGCUGGCAUUCCUCAGAAGAUUGUAAAUAUACAUGCUGGCAAGCCAAUCGUUCUCAGCAUUCCCAUCAGUGGAAAACCAGCACCAACUUGCUCAUGGUUCUUUGGUGGAGUUCAGAUGAAAGACAAGCUUGACCGUAUCAAGAUUGAGACAACUGUGAAAUACACUAAACUGACAGUCCGUGAAACUACCAUUGAUGAUACCGGAGACUACACUCUUGAAGUGAAGAAUGUUGUCGGAAUAGCCACAGAAAUAAUUAAAAUCAUUAUUCUUGAUAAACCUGGCAUACCAGUUGGACCCAUGAAAGUUGAUGAAGUUGAUGCUACAUCUGUCACAUGUAGCUGGGAGCCACCAAAGAAGGAUGGCGGUGCCAAUGUCAGUGGUUAUGUAGUUGAGCAGCGUGAUGCUCAUCGCCCAGGAUGGAUGACUAUUUCCGAAUCUGUCACAAGACCCACAUUUAAAUUCAUGAGACUGACUGAGGGAACAGAAUACGUGUUCCGUGUGGCUGCAUCUAAUCGAUUUGGCAUUGGUUUAUUCCUUCAGUCUGAAGUUGUUGAGUGCAAGAGUGUCAAGACUACUCCUGGUGCACCAAGCACACCUGAAAUACUUGAUGUGUCUCAUGAGGGUAUGACACUUACCUGGAAGCCACCAGCGGAUGAUGGCAGCUCUUCAAUCGCUGGCUACAUCAUUGAGCGUAAAGAAGCUAGAUCUGACAGAUGGAUCCGUAUUAAUAAGAACCCAGUAACGAUGACAAGAUAUAGAUCCACUGGGCUUAUUGAAGGUCUGGAAUAUGAAUACAGAGUGACAGCAAUCAACUCCAGAGGCAGUGGCAAACCUAGUUUGAGCUCCAAACCAGAAAUUGCUAUGGAUCCUAUCGAACCUCCAGGCAUACCACUGAACCCAAGAGUCACAGAUACCACCAGGACAUCUGUAUCACUGGCAUGGUCUCCUCCUCCAGACGAAGGAGGUGCCGUCAUUAUUGGUUACCUGGUUGAGAUGCAGAAGGUUGACCAGGUUGAAUGGACUAAAUGCAAUACAACACCAACAAAGAUUUGUGAAUACACAUUGACACAUAUGCCCCAAGGUGCUGAGUACAGGUUCCGUGUAAUGGCAUGCAAUGCUGGUGGACCUGGAGAACCAGCUGAGAUUCCUGGAGUGGUCAAGGUUGCAGAAAUGCUUGAAUAUCCUGAUUACGAGCUGGAUAUGCAGUACCAGGAAGGCUAUGUUGUCAGACAAGGUGGAGUUGUCAGACUAUCUGUGCCAAUUAAGGGAAAACCAUAUCCAACCUGUAAGUGGACAAAGGAAGGCCGUGAUAUUUCUCACAGAGCUAUGAUUGUCACCAGUGAAGAACGCACAGAGCUGGUGAUCAAGGAAGCCCAUAGAGAUGACACUGGCACCUAUGACCUUGUAUUGGAAAACAAAUGUGGAAAGAAAGCUGUCUACAUCAAGGUCAAAGUUAUUGGACGCCCAGAUCCACCAGAGGGCCCCCUGGAGUUUGAUGAUAUUCAAGCUCGCUCUGUAAGAGUGAGCUGGAGACCACCUACAGAUGAUGGAGGCUCAGAUGUCCUUGGAUACAUUGUGGAGAGACGUGAGGUACCAAAGGCAGCCUGGUACACUGUGGAUUCUCGUGUGGUUGAGACUUCACUAGUGGUCAAGGGGCUAAAAGAAAAUGUUGAGUACCACUUUAGGGUUUCGGCAGAAAACCAGUUUGGAGUCAGCAGGUCGCUGAAAUCAGAUGAAUCUGUUAUACCCAAGACCCCACUUUCUCCACCCGAGCCACCAAGCUUCCCUCCAGAAAUUAUGGAUGUCACAAAGACCACUGUUGGUAUAUCUUGGUCAAGGCCAAAGGAUGAUGGUGGCUCCCGUGUCACUGGAUACUACAUUGAAAGAAGGGAGAUGUCCACUGAGAAGUGGGUACGACACAAUAAGACUCACAUCACCACCACAAUGUAUACGCUCACCGGUCUAAUCCCUGAUGCAGAGUAUCAGUUCCGUGUUAUUGCUCAGAAUGACAUUGGUCUAAGUGAGCCUGGACUUGAUUCUGAAGCAGUUGUGUGCAAGGAUCCAUUUGAUAAACCAAGCCAACCAGGUGAGAUUGACAUCGUCUCAAUUACCAAGGAUUGCAUCACCAUUCAUUGGCAGCGUCCUGAUUUUGAUGGUGGCAAAGAAAUCCUUGGAUAUUGGAUUGAGUUCAGACAAGCAGGUGAAAGUGCCUGGAAAAAAUGCAACAAAGAACGCUCAAGAGACAGGCAGUUCACUAUGGGCGGUCUGAUCGAAGCAACAGAAUAUGAAUUCCGUGUGUUUGCUGAAAACGAAACUGGAAUAAGCAGACCUCGUAGAACUGCCAUGGGAAUCAAAACCAAAUUGAGUGUUGGAGAGGCUCCAAGUCUGAAGGCAGAGAUGAAAGACACUACCACUAAACUGGGUGAAUCUGGAACAUUAACUUGCCAGAUUAUUGGAAGACCUCUUCCAGAAAUCAAGUGGUAUAGAUAUGGAAAGGAGCUGAUCCAGAGCCGUAAAUACAAGAUGAGCUCUGAUGGCCGAAAUCAUUCUCUUACUGUAUUAACAGACGAACAGGAGGAUGAAGGCCUGUAUACCUGCAGAGCCAUCAAUGAGGCUGGUGAGAUCGAAACCAGCGGCAAGCUCUUUUUGCAGGCUGCACCGCAAUUCCAUCCUGGAUUCCCACUCAAGGAGAAAUACUAUGCAGGCUGUGGAACAAGCCUACGUCUUCAUGUCGUCUACAUUGGACGCCCUAUUCCACAGAUCAUGUGGUUCUAUGGCAAGAAACCUCUUAAUUCAUCCGAGAACGUUAACAUUGAAAACACAGAGCAUUACACUCACCUGGUUGUCAGAAAUGUGCAGCGAAAGACAAAUGCUGGCAGGUACAAGGUACAGCUGAGCAACAAAUUUGGUACAGUUGAUACAGUACUACGUGUUGAAAUCCAAGAUAAGCCUUUGAUUCCUGAAGGACCAAUUGUUGUUGAUGCCCUCUUGAGGAACUCUGUAAUCAUAAGCUGGAAACCACCAAAGGAUGAUGGUGGCUCAAUAAUCACAAACUACAUCGUAGAAAAGCAUGAGGCAAAGGAGGGCGAGCAAUGGCAUCUUGUAUCAUCAGCUGUGUCAGGAACCACAUGUCGUGUUCCAAAUCUAGUUGAAAGUGCUGGAUAUUACUUCCGCGUGUCUGCUCAGAAUCAAUAUGGUAUUAGUGAGUCCUUAGAGAUUCCUGCUAUUGUCAUCAUCAAGAGUCCAUAUGAGAAACCUGGAGUCCCGCAGCAACCAGUUGUUUCUUCUGUAACCAAGGAUUCCUGUGUUGUGACUUGGAAACCCCCAUCCAGUGAUGGAGGUGCCAAGAUUAAGAAUUAUUAUCUGGAGAAGAGAGAGAAGAAACAGAACAAAUGGAUCACUGUUACAACUGAAGAAAUUCAUGAGACAUAUUUUACUGUUAAAGGCCUGAUUGAAGGCUUCGAGUACGAGUUCCGUGUCAAAUGUGAGAACAUUGGUGGAGAGAGUGACUGGAGUGAGAUUUCAGCACCAGUCAUUCCCAAGUCAGACACAGCUCCUCGUGCUCCAUUCUUCAGGGAGGAACUGAGAGAUAUGUGUGUCAAAUACAAAGCCAACGCAACUUUUGUCACCAAGGUCAUUGGACAUCCCAAGCCAGUGAUCAAAUGGUACAAGAGUGGCAAAGAGAUUUUACCAGAUGGAGAGAAAAUCAAAAUCCAAGAGUUCAAAGGAGGCUACUACCAGCUUGUUAUCAGUAAUGCUGAUGAGAAUGAUGCAGCUGUUUACCAAAUCAGAGCCACAAACCAGCAAGGCUCAAUCUCAACAACUGUAACACUUGAUGUUGAAGUUCCUGCCAAGGUUCACUUGCCCUUACAUCUCCAAGGAAUGGGAGCUGUUCAUGCUCUUCGUGGUGAAGUUGUUACCAUCAAGAUUCCAAUCAGUGGUAAACCUGAUCCUGCAGUCACAUGGCAGAAAGGACAAGAGAUAAUAAAUAACACAGCAUACCAUCAAGUGAUUGUGACAAGAUCCUUCACAUCCCUUGUGUUCCAAAAGGGAGUGCAAAAGAAGGAUUCUGGUUACUAUAUUGUUUGUGCCAAGAACCGAUUCGGUGUUGACAAACAGACAGUUGAACUUGAUGUUGCCGAUGUACCUGACGCACCUAAGGAUGUUAAAGUUAGUGAUAUCGGCAGAGAUAGUAUCACACUCACAUGGACUCCUCCAAAUGAUGGUGGAAGUGAGAUCACCAGCUACAUUGUAGAAAAAUGCCCAGUGUCUGGUGAUAGGUGGAUUCGUGUUGCUCAGACGUCUGAACCACAAUGUACUGUGAUGAGUCUGUUUGGAAAAACCAAAUACCAGUUCCGUGUAAUUGCAGAAAACAAAUUUGGUCUCAGUGACCCAUCUGGACCAACUGAACCGAUAUCAACAAGGGAAGACAAGUUAGCCGUUAGAAACUAUGACGAAGAGGUGGAUGAAGAAAGAGAGGUUACAAAAGAAGAAGCACCUCAUUCGAAGGUAAAGAAUGUAUCUUCUCUUUACAAAAUCUCAGAAGAGCUAGCACGUUGUGGACACUUCGGAGUUGUGCAUCGCUGUGUUGAAAUUAGCUCCAAGAAGACUUUCAUGGCCAAACUCAUCAAAGUGAAAGGUGCUGACAGAGAGUUAGUGGCAAGAGAAAUUGAAACACUCAAUAUUGCAAGACACAAGAACUUGUUGUGUCUUCACGAGUCCUUUGAUAGCUUGGAAGAAUAUGUUCUGAUCUAUGAAUUCAUAUCUGGCAUGGACAUCUUCGAACGUCUGGGAACAAACUUUGACCUUACCGAACAAGAAAUUGUAAGGUACAUGAGACAAGUGUGUCAGGCCCUGAAGUUCUUGCAUAGCCACAACUAUGGUCAUUUUGACAUAAGACCGGAUAACAUUGUCUAUGCUUCAAGAAAGAGCAGCACAAUCAAGAUCAUUGAAAUGGGACAGGCCAGAUUGUUGACACCUGGAGAGAAUAUCAGAAUCAGUUUUACUGCUCCCGAGUACUGUGCACCCGAGAUCCACAUCAGUGAUUUUGUUUCCACUGCUACUGACAUGUGGUCAGUUGGAGUUCUUGCAUAUGUGCUACUGAGCGGCCUUAAUCCUUUUGCCGCUGAAUCAACUCAAAAAAUGAUUGAGCACAUUUCAAAAGCAGAAUACAUUUUUGAUAGCGAGGCUUUCAAAAACAUCAGUCUUGAGGCCAUGGACUUUAUCGACAGGCUUCUGACUAAAGAACGCAAACACAGAAUGACUGCAUCUGAGGCUUUGGAACAUCCUUGGCUUAAGAUGAAAAUAGAACAUGUCAGUUCUAAAGUCAUCAAGACCCUGAGACAUAGACGUUACUACCAGUCACUAGUCAAGAAGGAGGUAACCACCGUCGUUUCAGCAGCUCGUGUUGCCUAUGGUGGUGGUUACAGAAACUUGCGAAAUGUGUCCAUCGGCAGAGUGAAAAUUGCACACCCAGAACAAGGCCUUAGAGCGGGUCCUGUUAUGCAUGGCUUUGCAGAAGAAGGUGGCCAUGUAAGAUUUGUGUGCUACAUUGAAGACUAUGACAAAGUCACAGAGGUAACAUGGUACUUUGGCUCUCGCAAACUAACAGCAAGCCAUAAGUAUGAGAUCAGUUAUGCCAAUGGAGUUGCAAGCAUCUAUGUAAAGGACAUUGAAGAAUGUGAUGAUGGACUUUACAGAUGCAAAGUUGUUAGUGAAGACAAGGAAGACAGUGCCUACGCAGAACUGUUUGUUGAGAGCGUGAGAUCCUACAGGGAAUACUUCAUUGGACGUUCAAUCAAGAAACUCAGGCGUAGAAUUGAUAAAACAAUGAUUUUCCAGAGGCCACCUGAGUUCACUCUGCCACUGUACAAUUCUACAGCAUACAUUGGUGAGGAUGUACGCUUUGGCGUUACCAUAACUGUUCAUCCAGAGCCACAAGUGACUUGGCUAAAAGCAGGACACAGAAUUAAACCUGAUCCCAAUAAAUACACAUUUAUUACUGACAAGGGUCUUUACCAGCUGAUAAUUCACAAUGUUGAUCUUGAGGAUGAUGCCGAGUAUACUGUUUUAGCCAACAACAAGUUCGGUGAAGACAGCUGCAUGGCACGGUUAACAGUUACACAUCAUCCUGUUUCUGAAGACACGAUGAGGCCAAUGUUCAGACGCCUUUUGGCUAACAUUGACUGUGUUGAGGGAGAAAGCGUCCACUUUGAUUUAAGAGUAUCAGGAACUUCACCAUUAACUCUAAAAUGGGAAAAAGAUGGCAAGCCUCUUGAAUGCAGACCACAAGUUGAAGUUGUUCAACAAAGCGUGGGCCAUUAUAUCCUCCAUAUCAGGGAAACACUCAUUGAGGAUUCUGGCACUUACAAAGUCACCGCAACAAACGCAGCUGGUUCAGCAAGUUGCCAGGCCACACUCAAAGUUGAUCGCCUCACUUAUGUUAGGAGGGAGUUCAAGAGUAAGGAGGAAAAACACGUAUAUGUACAAAACCAAAUAAAGAAGACACUGAUGAUGGCACAGCAGUACUCAACAGCGGAAGUGACUACACUCAAUCCUGUAGCACAAGAGGCACUGAAAGAAGCUGCUGAACUUUAUAAACCUGCAGUGAGCACCAAAAAUGUGCAGGGCGAGUUUGACAUUGCUGACAAGGAAGAUAAGGACAUAAAGAAAAUUAAAGAAGAAAGCAGGAAAAUCAGAAUGCCUUAUGAAAUUCCAGAGGCACGUGUACAUGAUCCAUCUGUUCUUGAAGAGGAUGUGAGUAUUAGGCACUUUGUGCCUUUAUCUGACAUGAAGUGGUACAGGAAGCUCCGUGACCAAUAUGAGAUUUCUGAACGCAUGGAGAGAAUUGUGCAGAAGAGACAGAAACGCAUCCGUCUUUCCAGAUGGGAACAAUUCUAUGUCGUGCCACUUCCUAGAAUCACUGAUCAGUACAGACCAAGGUGGCGUAUUCCAAAGCUCACACUAGAUGAUCUGGAAACUGUAAGACCAGCAAGGCGUUCACUAUCUCUUGAGUCAGAAAUCUCCAGACAGAGAAGACGUUCCCUGGGUGAUCUCUCUGAUGAAGAUGUUCUCCAGCCUGUGGAGGAUUAUCAGACAAAGAGAAGAAUUGAAGAAGAAAGGCGACAGCUUGAGGAGGAACUUGAACUUGGCUUCUCUGCCUCCCCUCCAAGCAGCCCUGUCCGCUUUGAACUGUCUGCACUGCGCCGUUUAUCUCCUAGGAUUGUUCACAAAGCUGAAGUUAAACAAACAGAGGAGACAAAACAUGUAGUGACAGCAGCGAGACCUAGUGGUUCUCCACCCCCUAUUUCCCAUUUCAUGAGGAGGAGGAGAUCUCUGUCACCAACGUACAUUGAAUUGAUGCGUCCUGUCUCUGAACUGAUAAGACCGUCGCGUAUGCUAGUGGAGACUGAAGUUCAGGCAGUUGAGAGAAGGUCACCCACUCCUGAGAGAACACGUCCACGCUCUCCUAGUCCUGUGUCUCCUGAAAGAAGGUCCUCAAGGUCUUCUUCCAGAUUUGAAAGAUCUGCAAGAUUUGACAUCAUGUCAAGAUAUGAGGCAAGAAAAUCUGCUAUAAAAUCUGAGCGCAAGUACCAAGUUGUGACACAACAACCUUUCAGCCUUGACCAUGCCCCACGCAUCACUGUCAGAAUGCGCUCACACCGUGUCCCAUGUGGUCAGGACACUAAGUUUACACUAAAUGUCCAGUCAAGACCAGAAGCUGACAUCCAGUGGUUCCACAAUGGUCAACUGAUCCAAGAGAGCAGCAAAUACCACUUUACCAACAUGAGUGGUGUCCUGACUAUCCAGAUUACUGAAUGCCACGCAGAAGAUAGUGGCACAUAUCGUGCUGUAUGCUCAAACCUGAAGGGUGAAGCAUCAGACUAUGCAACACUUGAUGUAUCAGGUGGAUCGUUUACUACAUAUUCCUCAAGACGCAAAGAUGAAGAGGUACCAGCACAAUUUGUACCUGAUGUAUUAAAGACUGACUAUUACCAUUUAACAUCAAUAAGGGCAUCUUCAGCUUCAAGAACACACUUGGAGAUUCAAGAAACCAAGACAAAAUUUACAGAGCAACAUGAAGUUUCUGGUUUUGAAAGAUUUGAAUCUGAAAGGCUUGCGACAUCGCCUAUAAGAUAUACAUCUACUGAUUACCUGUCAUCUGCUUCCUAUUCAUCCAUAGAACGACAUUCAACAUCUGAAUCUAAAAUAAAAACUGUUGAAUCCACAACUACAGCAGCCGUAACUGCUAAGAAAGUCAAACCAACUCUGUCAGCGAAAAUACUUACCAGACCACAGUCUCUAACAGUAUCUGUCGGUGAGUCUGCAAGAUUUACCUGUGACAUUGAUGGAGAGCCGGCACCAACUGUAACGUGGAUGCAUGAGCAACAUACUGUUGUCACUUCCCAUCGUGUACAUGUGACAACAACACAAUACAAGUCUACAUUUGAAAUAUCUUCAGUAGAGUAUUCUGAUGAAGGCAGCUACACUGUGGUAGUGGAAAAUUCAGAGGGAAGGCAAGAGGCUAGGUUUACAUUAAAUAUUUACAAACCUGCCCCAGAAAAGGCUGUUGUACCUUCACCUCAGGUUAAACGUCCAGAGCCAGCCGUGAAAUCACCUGAGCCUUCAGUUAAAUCUCCUGAGCCAGUCGUGAAAUCACCUGAGCCUUCAGUCAAAUCACCAGAACCUACUGUGAAAUCUCCGGCAGUGAAGUCUCCUGAGCCAGCAGUGAAGUCUCCUGAACCAGCAGUGAAGUCUCCUGAGCCAGCAGUGAAGUCUCCAGAGCCUUCUGUAAAAUCACCAGAACCAAAGAUUAAAUCACCUGAAGGUGUCAAAUCUCCUGUAAGAGUCAAGUCGCCUGAGCCUGUUCCUGCUGGUCAAAGAGUUACUUCCCCUCUUAAAGUUAAAACGCCAACAGGCAUUAAGUCUCCUGAACCAGUUGUGUCUCCUUUAAGGGUUAAGUCUCCACCUCCAGCCAAGUCUCCAGAGCCAAUAUCCCCACUCCAGAGAGUUAAAUCUCCAGCAGGCAUAAAAUCUCCAGAGCCUGUUACUUCACCUCUAAGGGUUAAAUCACCCACAGGCAUAAAAUCACCUGAGCCAAUCACCUCUCCUCAAAGAGUGAAAUCCCCACUAACAGCCAAGUCUCCAGAGCCAAUAACAGCACCCAAAAGGGUUAAAUCUCCACUUACAGUAAAGUCACCGACUCCUUCAAAGGAAGCACCCCCAAAGAUCCUCCAGCAGCUCAAAGCUGAGGCCUCUGAAAACAAAGUCAGGAUGAUCUGUGUUGCUGAGAGCUCUGUAAGAGAGGUUGUUUGGUACAAAGACAGCAAGAAACUGAGUCAAAGUAGUCGCUAUCAGAUCCAAACAUCUGCGGAUGGCACAUGCUGUCUGUAUGUAUCUGAUGUCUCUGAGAGCGAUCAGGGUGAAUAUUCCUGUGAAAUGAUUGCAGAGAGUGGAGCAGUUUCAAGAACAUCAUUCUCCUUCACUGGUCAAGUCUUCCAAGCCAUCUAUACAAAAAUAACAGCUUAUAUUUCUGCACAUAUGGCUGUUAAAGAAUCAGUGUCUUCGAUGACCCGUGCAGGGGUUGAAAUGCAUAAGAGGGAAAGUACAGCUGUCAGCAGUAGCAAGUUUGAAAGUUUCUCUUCAAAAUCGAUGCAUAUGGAGAGCGCAAUGCAAGAGGCAUCAUUCAGCAGUUCAGCCAUGGCUGAAAUGAAACGUGAAUCAAUGUCCAUGUCCAGCAUGUCCUCCAUCACCUCUGAAUCAGUGUACGCAUUGAGUUCAAGCAGUAUGAUGUCAAGUCACUCGCUUGCUGAGGGCUCCUCAAUCAGAGCCUCAUUGCACAGCAGCCAAGCUUCUGCUCCAAGAAUUGAAGCCCUCCCUGAAGACAUCAGCAUUGAACUAGGAAAGGUUUUGACCAUAGCCUGUGCUUUCUCUGGAGAGCCUUUGCCUCAUAUCGAGUGGUCUCGUGGUGGAAGGGUUCUUUCAACUGCAGGAGAAGGUGGAAGGUUUCACAUUGAGACAACAGAAGACCUGACAACACUUAUCAUCACUGGUGUAAAACAGAGUGAUGCUGGGGUGUACUUACUCAAACUUUCUAAUGAGCAUGGAUCUGACACGGCAACUGUCACCAUUAGCAUUCGAUCGCUAUAAAACUAAUGAUUCUUUCUACCCCCUUCUCUCAUUAAGUUUUGCCUUUUUAUUUAUUGAAUGAACACAAAAAGAUAUUUACUUGAUAAAUACCCACAUAUGUUUCUGUAAAUAUGAAAUAUUUUUAUACCAAACUUGACAUUAAUUUAUGCCAAACUAGACUAAAGUCUAAAGUUGUUAUAAAAUGUGCCAUAUUGGAUAAUUAUGACUAGGAUUUUUGAUCCGUUUUUCUGUGACGUGUACAUAAUGUAUAUAGCCGAACUGAACGGUUAUGAGAAAUGUAUGAAUUUUUAUUUAUGACGAUAUUAACUGAAACAAAUGGAACUUAUUGUUUAUCAGGAGAAAGUCUCUCAAGGGACGAAUACCCUGUUAAACCUGGAACUAAACUCUGUGCCUCAACUAAAUGUUGAAGUCUUAAGAUUGCCUCAGCAGGUAGAGAGGCUCCCUGUUGAAGUUUUACUAAAUCUGAGAGACAAAUUAUACACUGUAUGUAUACAUGUGCAGUGAUAUUACAGUACUCAUAUGAAUGUAUAACUUGACCAUAAGACCUUGAAUGCUGUUUGCAUCUUACCCUCAUGUAAGCAGGAUGACUAGGUCUUGGGUUCAAACCUACUAUGUCAUACCACCAUUUUUAAGACGUGCUCAAAGUGCAAGCGGCCUGCACAUGAGCAGAUAAUGUUAUACGUACUCUGUUACUGGCAAGGGACUGCUCGAAUACACUUUCAAAGUUAACAUCACCUGGCCAAUACACAAAGUUUUUCUUGUACUUCCUUGCAGAAGCAGAGCCCCCUCUUGGAGGUUUGCUUUGUUGCAUUGUGUGUUUGUGUGAUAGCUUUAGAACUCAUCUUCACGGUGGUUGGGCAAGCGAGGCGUAAAUUGACGACAGCGACAACAUCAGCUGUGCGGAGAAACAUAGCAUUAAAGGAAAUGCCCUUCAUUAUGGUUUGAUUUUAUGUAGAAUUGUAGUAUUAUGUUUGAAUGCAACCUCCUUGAGUAUUAUAAUUAAAUCAAUAAAGCAUGUUUUCAGCAGUA
Trichomycterus rosablanca is the source of this 91642-nucleotide messenger RNA. It is a transcript of the gene ttn.2, whose product is annotated as titin, tandem duplicate 2. Bases 230 to 90613 code for a protein of 30127 amino acids. Gene Ontology annotation, biological process: protein phosphorylation. Gene Ontology annotation, molecular function: protein binding; protein kinase activity; ATP binding. The transcript is spliced from 235 exons. Lineage: Eukaryota; Metazoa; Chordata; Actinopteri; Siluriformes; Trichomycteridae. The record is from RefSeq and is a predicted model, not a curated record.